GCUGCGGGUUAGGUAGGGUGUGAGAAGUUAGUGGCGCUGCUGCUGUGAGGGGACGGAGACGGCGUUUCCCCCUCCCCUCCUCCCACGGGCUUAAGCUUGGAUCGGCGCGCGAUGCUCACGGACGGCACGGCCGCCCCGACCCCCGCCGGCGAUGAGGAGAUAGACUCGGUGACGCCCCGCGCUGCCCCGGCCGCCAUCGUCGAGGCCUCCACGGCCGGGCCUAACCCGCUGGGCUUGCGGGCCGUGCGCCUCUUCGGCGAGGCCGGGCCCUGUGGGCCGGCAGGGCCGGCAACAACUUCGGGGGAGGCCGGGGCCGCCGCCGCCGCCCUCGACUUUAAACUGGCGGCCGCUGUGCUGAGAAGCGGGGGCGGCGGUGGGUCCGGCAGCGACGAGGACGAGGUGUCUGAGGUGAGAGGCAGGGAGAGGUAGGCCUUCGCUCCCGCCAGGCUGGAGCAGGAGGAGGAGGAGGGGCCGGAGGGUGCCGUCUCGAACGGAGCUCCCUCCCGCGCUUGGGUACCAGCCCCGCCCGUCAGGCUUCAGAAGCCUCCCUUGCAGGCCGGCCCCGGAAUAAAGGAGGGUGGAGACCCACCCAGAUGCGCGCGGCGCCCCCCACUCACGCCUGCCUGCCUCCCCCCCUCCCGGUUUUAAUGUAAGCAGUGCCCCCCCUUCUUUGUUCAUUGUGAGAUAAAACAACUAAAGCGAAGACAAAACAUCGAGCAUGUCCCGUCUCGCUGCGCCCCCCCCCCCCCGCCGCUCCGUACUUGCUUUUGGGUCCGGAUGAUGGCGGAAGCGCUCUUCUGCCGCGCCGUCCUCCCUGCCCUCUCGGAGUAAUUUUAUUAUAGAAAGUGCUGAUGGCUUAUUAGCGUCUCCUCAAGGCUCGCUUUGAGAGAUCGGUGGGAAUAGUAAAUCGCAUUUCAAAUGCUUCCAUCAGUUUUUGGGGACGACAAGCGUCGUAGUUCUGCUGUGGUAGGUACACUGUGGUGCUUAUUCCAGGUGUGCGUUUUGCUGGCACAAAUGUCUGCACUGCACCUGCACAGUAAAUAAGGCAAAACUUGAGUAUAUUUCAAAUCUCAAUAGAAAAUUCCUGAAAGUUUAGUGAAGUCACAAUGUGGUUUGUCCCAUUUGCACUUAAAUGUGUUCCAGUAGCAAUGGAGGGUUAUAAGCAAAUUGCUUUUCUCCUUCAGUUGCAAUAUAAUAUUUCUGCUUUCUAACACAAUAAUUCAUGUGAAAGAAAGUAUCUUGUGACUCCAUCAUUUACAGUAAGUUUUGAAAUAUUCACUUGCUACUCUGCCUCUGGUGAAAAAGAAUUUUUUUCACGCAUCUGAGAGAAAUGUGGACUUGCAGAAAUGCUUGUUUAACUUCUAAAGAUUGGUCAGAAAGUCCCUGUUGGUGAUGGAAGUAAAUAUACUGUUUUUAGUAUCUGGGUACAUCUGUUGUAAUUUCUUGCAUUGUUUACUUUUUUUCUUUGGAAACUAUCCUUUCAACCUUUUCACAACAUUAUUUUGUAGGGAUUUACACAAUAUGCUUUUAAAAUAAAAGAUGCUUUUAAACUAGCAUAAAAUAAGUGAUUUUACUAAUAGCUGUGGCAAGUACAGAGUGGUUCUGAAGGCCCCUCUACAUAACUUACAGGAUGCUACUUGAAUUUUAAAGACCAAUUUUCAAUUAAAAAUAGGUUUUUAGCUCUCAUAAUUGGAGAAUUUGUGUUGGGGGGGGAAUCUUCAGAUCAUUUUUGCCUGGGGACUUGGGACAUGUGGUAUUUAAAUACUUUGAAAAGAUGAAUCAUGACUCCAAGAGAGUUUAGUCUGUCUAGUGGGUGAAGCAAAGAGAGGGAGGAUGUAAUGGAGAAAUUUGGUUUCUUUCAUUUCAAACACAAGUUUUUCAUUCCCUUACCUUCAUGGCUGUCACUCAGUAUUCCUCUGUUCUUUGCAUAUUCCCAUUCUGUUUCAGCAUUUCUUUCAUUAGGGAACACUUCCGACUUUAACUUGUCUUCCUCAAAAGUUCAUUUUGUUGCUGUCCAAACAGCACCCAUGCAUGGAUUAGGGAGUUUGAGGGAGUUAAUUGGGCCUCACCAUUGUCCUGUGUCUAUUGAGGGCAAAAUGAGAUGCAACUAUGGCAGACUUGUUUUAGACUUGGAUCUGGGCAGUUGUAAACUGGGGUGCAAAACUGGCUUUUAGGGCAAAAGAGAAAAGAAGAUAAGAACUAAAUAGUUUUUGCACCUGCCUUUUCCUUUCACCCUUCACCAGGCACUUUUCUCCCCAACUUCCAGUGUUGAAGUUUGGCUGAGGUGGAGAACUAGGGCAGCAAACCCUGGGUAGGUAAAUCAUGGGUGGGGGAAAGUUCAGAACCUCCAUCCAACCUGUGUUCCCUGUUUUGGUCUAUAACCUGGACCCCAUGCUGUUUAUGUGAUUUGGCUCCUCUAAGCAGGUUUGCUGCCAUCACAUCUAUUUUAGCAAUGAAAGUAUGUCCCAGAACACAAUCAGCAGUCCAGCUGCUUUCCAAAGAAAUUUCAUCUAUUACUGAUAAUCUUACUGAAUAAGCUCUAAUAAACUUUUUCCAAAGAGCCCACCAUUGCUUUAAUAUAAUGUGUUCGUUUAUUCUCUAGUUUUGUACACAACUCCUUAUUUUCAAUAAUAAAUAAUUGGGCAAUAAGAAACAUAUUUAUAAAUUGGAGUUCUCUUAGAUUAUGCUGAUCAGACUAGGAUAGAAGUUUUGUAAAAUUAGCUCUUACAUGCAAAUAAUUAACUGCACCACAUACUUGAUGUCCUAAUACUGAACAGUAUGUUCAGUAAAAAGAUUUCUAUAGAUUUAUGGCCAGAAAACAUGCAAGUGGAAAAACAUUUUUUAGUAUAUGGUAGAAGACCUAAUUCUCAUAUAGUUCAAAAGCCCUCUAUAUUACAUGUUGUGGAGAAAAGAAAUAACUAAAGCCUGGUGAAGAAUGGCCUGAAUUGAUCAUAUGGCAGUUUUAAGAAUAUGUGAGUUGUACUAAAUCGGGGGGGGGGGGGGUUAAGGCUUUUUUCCCUUUGCAGUCUUGUGAACAGUUGGUUUGGGAAGCAAAGAAAGGAGCAGCAAUCCAUUAUUUGAAAUGUAUUUCAGAAAAUUGUACUUAUAUGGAACAGAUAAGAAACUUAAAGGGGAAGUAAAUUUGUGUUGUGAGGGGGAAAUAGGUGCUAUAGUUAGGGAAGAUUUGACUAUCAUGAUUAUAGAACUGAAAUAUCUGUCUGGGGAAGGGUAGAAGGUAGUGUGAGGAUGGGUGGUUCUCCCUGUCUGUGGAAACCUGGAUUCAUAGUGUCAGGGAUAGGAGGUUGCAGUGUACUAUUUAUGGGUGAAAAGAAACCAUUCACUUGCAUGGGAGAACAUUAAUGUGUACUUGAAAAUAUAUUUGGGGUCAAUGCAGGGUCUGGCUCUGCUCCACUUGCUGCCUCCUAACUUUUCAUUGGCUCCCAAAGAUAUCUGGGGGAAAUGGGAUCUUUGUAUAAUCUGCCUGUGAAGAGUAGAAUAGGGCUGCAAUCUGAAACUUUUUACCUUUGAGUAAGCCCCAUUUAAUUCAGUGGGACUACUGAGUUGGCAUGGUUAGGAUUGCACAAUAAUUACUGGCAUAUUUAUACCUUAAUCUAAGAUGGUUAAGAAAAUAAUAGAUUUGUUACAGUUGUGCCGUACUUUCUUUAAAUGUCCAUUGUACAUUUACAGUUGGAAUUCUGAAGCAAUAUCCUUGGUCUUCGCCUAUAGUCUGGCUUGCGUGAUCAUAUGAGGCUUUAUAAACCCUUUAUGAAGCCAGGAAUGAGCAUCAGGGCCAAGUGCACUUCAACUUCUGUUGUGUGCCACCUCUGGUGUGAAGAUCCUGACUUGCAUUAAGCUGGUCUCCUUGUUACAUCAGGAAAAUAAGACAGGAGCACAGUAGUCAUGCUGGUGGACUACAAUAUAGAGACAAGGGCAAACUGUAAAGGUAUUCUAGUCUUCUGAGGCUCCCGCUUGUUAGAUGCUUUGCUGCAAUUGGUCUUCUCCCCAUAUUCAUUGUUUUAAAAUGUAUGAGAGUUUCAUUCUCUGGUGUUGGUCUGUUUAGUUCAGAUGUGAAUCACAUUCUUACAUUUCUAGCCUGAUUCAGCUAACAAUGCAGUGACUCUUGGCUGGCGAUUCAGCUACCCUUGGAUAUUCAUAGCUUUGGGGGUGUACUCAUCCAACUUCAUUUGAUAAAAAAAGUCUACAAUCCUUGAUUAAUGGACCUAACUACUAUUAUUCAUACCUUUUAAAGGCUAGACAGCUGGAGUGCACUCAGUGCAAGGGUUGCCAUUUGAAGACUUUGGUGGCUACAACAAGUGCAGAACAUAGUAACAUUGGUCCUUGUAGCAGGAGGUAGCUGGGAGCAGGAUAUGAUUGGCUCUCUUGCAUUCUGUGUACAAUUCAAAUUGCUAUGUUUGACUUAUAAAUCACUUAAUGCCCCUGGGCCCUUCACAUCCUUGAAAAUAGUUACAUAAUACCUUUACAGCAAUUUUAUUAGGCUGGAAAUAAGUUUGUAGAUUUCAAAAUUAAUUUAGAGAUUUCCCUGUAUCAAGGCAUAUUAAUCGAGGCAUUGACUGAUAAGACAUUUCCCCUCAGUCACCAGCUAGAAUAGUUUUAACUACCAAAAGCAAAUUUUCAAUUUUAUAGAUAGGCUGCUUGAAAUAUCCUAAUGAGGUGAAGAAAAGGCAUCAUCAUGACCCAAGAACUUACUUUACCAGCCAGUAAGGACUAACUGUGUUUGUGUUCUUGUAACAAUUGAUCCUUUUAUAUGCUACUUUAACAAUGUUAUUUUCCUUAAAUCAAAUAGCACCACGUGCCAUUGAAAAUAAGUUUUUUUUAAAGGCUUUUGCUGAUCAAGUAGAUUUUGGCCUAUUUAAUACACGUCUACAGCUCCAGAAUUGUUGACGAAGUUGCUUCCGUCCUAUAUCUUGAGAAUAAAUUAUCCUAUCCUGGUGAAUAAAACUUUACAGCAUUUCAGCAUGUUAGUUUUUAAAAAAAAUUCUGAAUUGAAAAUGUCUUAGUGCCCAAUUGGCAUCUGACUUAGCAUGCUUGAUUUGGACUAAAAUACUAUAGAAAUCUAAUGUUUUUCAAAAAAACCCCAAAGCAUUGGAACCAAAAUAUUUAAUUAGGGACCAGGAUUCAAUAAUGGGCUCAUAAUGUAAUUUAAAUGUUUUAUUCAAGCAUAUUCAAAGCUUUACUUGGAAAACAUUUCUGUUGGAAUAAUUGUAAAUAUUAACACAUGACAACUCAUACUCACUCUUAUUUCUAUUGUGUAUAUUUUAAGAAAAGAAGCAAGGCCUGUUAAUGUAAUUUAUAUAAAUAAAUAGUUAACAUAAUUGUAAAUUUCAGUACACUCAGAGAGCUAUGCAUUUAUGUCAGGGUGGAUUUGAUUUGAUUUAAAUCAAAUCAAUUUAAAUCACUAGUCAGUAAGACUUGAUUUAAAUCAUUUCUCUACAGAAAGACUCAUUCUUGCUGGUAUAAUCUUAAUAUUUACAACCAGAUGAAGGUUUCAUUUUUGGAAUAAUAAAUUUUCAGAGUGGUUUUUACAGUUAUAUAAAAAAUCACUGAUUUGGUUAUACUAUCAGAAAUACAAAGACAGGUAAUUAUGAAAUUAUUGUUUAUAUUUGGACAACUUUUCUGCUGUACUUUAUUGGAAGGAGAAAAAAUCAUUUCCUUAAUAACAAUUUAAACAAUUUAUUUAAUUAAAACAAUAACAUUAUAGCAUAUGUAUCCAUGUUUGUGAACUGAUGUGGUUAAACGAUUUAAAAAACAAACAAACUUAGACUGAGUUUUAGCACACAUGAAAAACUUAAAACAAAUCUUUAUUUCCUGAUGGAAAUAAAUGGAUAUAUAGUCCAAAUAGCCUUUGGACUAUAAUGUAACUCAUGGGUAGGCAAACUAAGACCCGGGGGCCAGAUCCAACCCAAUUGCCUUCUCAAUCCGGCCUGCAGACGGUCCGGGAAUCAGCGUGUUUUUACAGGAGUAGAUGUGUCCUUUUAUUUAAAAUGCAUCUCUUGGUUAUUUGUGGGGUCUGCCUGGUGUUUUUACAUGAGUAGAAUGUGUGCUUUUAUUUAAAAUGCAUCUCUGGGUUAUUUGUGGGGCAUAGGAAUUCGUUCAUUCCCCCUCCCCCCCAAAAAAAAUAUAGUCCGGCCCCCCACAAGGUCUGAGGGACAGUGGACUGGCCCCCUGCUGAAAAAGUUUGCUGACCCCUGAUGUAACUUAAAUAGAAAACUAUCAUGAGAAAGAUUUUUCCUCCAAAAGCAUUUUAUCUUAAAAAUCUGAUUUGAAUUUUAAAAAUCUCAUUUUUAAAAUUUUCUUUUAAAAAUCAUUGAUUUUUAUCCACCCUGAUUUAUAUUAAGUAUGUAUGCUUUCUUGCGAUAGUUGUCUGAAAAAUGCUAAUUACUGCGUGCCCACUUCAUUAUUGUAUCCAUUCAGCAUGUCAGAUUAAUUUCAUGAAAAUGUUUAUUAAGAAAUAUGUAUUUUUCUGAAAUCCUCAUCAUCACUGCAGAAUUUGUUGAAACAGUGAUAGCUUUUUGAAUCAAAUUGUUAUAAUAGUUUCAAAGCAAAAUUGUUGUCUCCCUUCUCUUGAUAAAACUUCACCAAAAUGUUACAAAAUAUUUUUCAAGUCUUUAAAACUCAGAAAUUACACUUGUCCAGUGCUGAAUCCUGUUAGAACUUUUGCACACAUAAUUAUUUUUCUUAUUUAUUUACUCCAUAAAAUUUUUACCUUACUUGAUUGAAAACAAACAAACUUCAAAGGGGUAUACAAAAGGAUAAAACAAUAAAACCAAGAAAUAAAACCACAACCAUACUUUAAAACAUACAACAGUUAAAAUACUUAAUCUGUUCUAACUUCAUCUCAGUGUUACAUCAACACAACUGGUUAAAAAUCUUAGAGAAUCCUGGCUACCUUUUGCUGCCAAACUAAUGCUUAAUGAUAUUUAGGGCCAGCAGGGCAAGGGGGGAGGUACCAUUUGUUAACCAGGGGAAGCAGAGAGGUAGUGACAGUACAGCUGCACAUACUUAGAAUAUCCUUAUAUUUAUUUGUUGCCAUGAUUCAUUUUGUAAUUUAUUUUGUAUUUUAGGCAUGUCUGUUCUAAUACAGUCGUACCUUGGGUUACAUAUGCUUCAGGUUAGAGACGCUUCAGGUUACAGACUCUGCUAACCCAGAAAUAGUACCUUGGGUUAAGAACUUUGCUUCAGGAUGAGAACAGAAAUUGCGGCGUGGCGGCAGCAGGAGGCCCCUUAGCUAAAGUGGUGCUUCAGGUUAAGAACAGUUUCAGGUUAAGAACGGACCUCCGGAACGAAUUAAGUACUUAACUUGUAUUAGAAUGAGAGGUAGACUUGCUUGCUCUAUUGUAGAGGUUUUCAACGUUUUUGCGUCCACAGCUCCCUUGACCAACCACAUUCUUUCUUCAGCUCCCCUGUGGGAUACAGGGGAAUCACCACUUACACGCGCAUUCCAUUCCAGGCCACCGUGCGCAUCACUGGGAUGCCCCCUCUCCAUCCUUACUUGGUUUUGAAGGUUGCUGAGGAGCUCUGUCUUGCUGUGUUCUAAGCCCCAACUGGCUUCACUGGAAAUCAUUGACACCAUCAGUCAUAGUCAUCAAUUUCAUUGGGCCGACACUGAGUAAGAUUAACACUGACUACAACCCAAUAUAAAAGGGUAUUCGCCUACUCAGGGAAGACCCAUUGGAGGUCAGUGACCCCUGAGUCAGCCAUACCCAUCAAUUUCAGUAGGUCUCCUCUUGGAUAGGAGUAGUAAUUAUUUCCAUUGCAGUUUAUUGCCCAUCUAUUACCCACCUAUUUCAAUGGGAUUCCUCUUGAGCAGGACUCAACACUGCCAGCAACCCAGUAAUGAUUAUGAGGAGGAUAAAGAUAGGCUUUGCCUAGCAAAGUACUACUCAAGAGCAGAAUGAACUGGGCUCAGCAGGUCGAGGCUGCCCCACUAUCUACCAAUGGGUCUACUGCCAAGUAGGGCUUACACUGGCUGCAUCCCUGGCAGGAAGAAGUUACCUUGAUGGGUUCAACCAUUGCCUCACUCUUGCCACACUGGCCCCAUGAACCGUCUGCUUCCCUCCAUCCCUGCUUGCAGGCUUCCCUCUCAUCCCCCAUCAGCAGCUGGAAUCAUAGAGAUGUGCUAGAGAGGUACACACUUGGGCAGCACUCUUUUGAAAGUGAUGCUUCACAUAGCACGGUCAUACAUGAAAAAGUAAAGAAGUUCAUCUCAUUUGUCUGAGUAGGGAGUUUCCAGCUUUGUGUUGGAAGCCAUGUGGUUUUCUUCCCCAUCAAAGGAGGGACGGGGGAUGGGACCACUUGCUGCAUCCCUGGCCAUCAUUCAAGUCACCUCAGGGUGCCAUGGCACAUUGGUUGAAAUGAAUAGGAUGAGUUACCUGGCAGAUUAUACCAAAAACAUAAUGAUGAUGCUUUUGGUAUUGAUAUAAAAUAUUUGUCACUGCCAUGCCAGCCUUAACUUCAUAGAAUUGCAUAGUUGGAAGGGACUCAAAACUACGUACACCUUAAACAAUAAUAGUAAACUAUUAGAUGAUUCUCUAAUGUUUUAAAGAACUUAAUUUGUUUACCAUCUUUCCAAAUGAAGAGUUCUGAAGAACUUUCAAGCUUUUCGUGCUAUUUUGUGACACUUUGGUUUGCCUAAUAAAGGUUUUGCAUGAGUAUGUUAAGGUUUAUUUGUCAUUUUCGUGUUCCAGGUAGCAGGCCUCUUGACCGGGAAGUCCUUGUACCUUACUGUGGUCCCAAUGAAAUUAGUGCAGUGUGGUUGCACUCUAGAAUAGCCUUUGGGAAGGAGGGAAUCAAUUUAGUUAAAGGAUUCUUUCCUGACAUAAUUCCAAAUGAAACUAAAGGGUGUACUCAAACUUCGAGUUACAAACUUCAAGUACAGUUGUACCUUGGUUGCUGGACGCCUUGGAACUUGUAUGUUUUGGCUUCUGGAUGAUUGAAAACUGGAAGUGAGCGUUCCAGUUUUCGAACGAUUUUUGGAAGUCAAAAGUCCAGCGCAGCUGUCGAUUGGCUACAGGAGCUUCCUGCAGCCAAUCAGAAGCCACACUUUGGUUUCCAAACGUUUUGGAAGUUGAAUGGACUUCGGAACGGAUUCUGUUCAACUUCCAAGAUACGACUGUAUUGUGAUCUGAAUAUUUUGGUUGCUAACACUCCUGCAGAAAUUUAGUGCCUGUACCUUGGAAGCCCAUAUUGCAGUGCAGUGGUAUCUCUGAAAUGGUUGAUGGAGAGGGCUAUUCAAGUUGCCUUUUUUAAAAAAACCCAACAACCUGAUGUUAACCAUUAAGCCUUUAGCCAUGUUAAGACUAACUGGUCAUCUCUACUUUCUUCAAGCCUAUGCUAACUGUGUGUAUUGACUAUGAGCAUAACAAUAUGAAAGUGUGACCCAGGUGUCUUGGAUGAUCUGGUUGGAAGGUCUCGACAUGGAGUCUGGAAGGCAGAAUUCUAUAGUCAUUGUGUGUUUUAAUUGAAUAUGAGGAAGGUGUUGCACAGUUACAGUGGUACCUCUGGAUGCGAACGGGAUCUGUUCUGGAGCCCUGUUCGCAUCCUGAGUAAAACAUAAGAUGCGUCUGCGUGGGUCGUGUUUUGCUGCUUUCGCGCAUGCACGUGAUGUCAUUUUGAGCGUCUGUGUGAGCGGCAAAACCCAGAAGUAAUGCUCUCCGUUAUUUCUGGGUCACCGCGGAGCGUGACUUGAAAAUGCUCAACCUGAAGCACAUCUAACCUGAGGUAUGACUGUAUUUGGAAGGAAAACGAACCCUUAGUCAGCUGCUACACAGAGUGAUGGUGCGGGACAAGGUCUCAGGAGAAUUAAAAAGUUUGCCACAAAAUGCUUUUUGUGACAAUUUGGCUGCUCCUAAUAAAAAUAUUGCCCAACUAUGGAUUUUGGAGGGUUUUUUUAAAUGGACCAACAUGGUUGCUUUUUUUGUGCUUCGGGGAAUACCAAAUCUAGUUGUUCAGAGCAGAAUAUACAACCAGAGGAAGAUAAGGGUCAUCUUCAGGUGGCAGGAAAUUAAGGCUUAUAUCCCUUCAGCCACUAUACUAUACUAUACUAUGCUAUGCUAUACUAUACUAGAAUCAUAGAAUCAUAGAGUUGGAAGAGACCACAAAGGCCAUCGAGUCCAACCCCCUGCCAAGCAGGAAACACCAUCAGAGCACUCCUGACAUAUGGUUGUCAAGCCUCUGCUUAAAGACCUCCAAAGAAGGAGACUCCACCACACUCCUUGGCAGCAAAUUCCACUGUCAAACAGCUCUUACUGUCAGGAAGUUUUUCCUAAUGUUUAGGUGGAAUCUUCUUUCUUGUAGUUUGGAUCCAUUGCUCCGUGUCCGCUUCUCUGGAGCAGCAGAAAACAACCUUUCUCCCUCCUCUAUGUGACAUCCUUUUAUAUAUUUGAACAUGGCUAUCAUAUCACCCCUUAACCUCCUCUUCUCCAGGCGAAACAUGCCCAGCUCCCUUAGCCGUUCCUCAUAAGGCAUCGUUUCCAGGCCUUUGACCAUUUUGGUUGCCCUCCUCUGGACACAUUCCAGUUUGUCAGUGUCCUUCUUGAACUGUGGUGCCCAGAACUGGACACAGUACUCCAGGUGAGGUCUGACCAGAGCAGAAUACAGUGGCACUAUUACUUCCCUUGAUCUAGAUGCUAUACUCCUAUUGAUGCAGCCCAGAAUUGCAUUGGCUUUUUAAGCUGCCGCGUCACACUGUUGGCUCAUGUCAAGUUUGUGGUCAACCAAGACUCCUAGAUCCUUUUCACAUGUACUGCUCUCAAGCCAGGUGUCACCCAAUGACAUGGAUUGAUGUACUAGGUCAGGGGCCCCAAACUACAGUCCACGGGCCACACCCAGCCCUCCAGGGUCCUGAACCCAGCCCGCAUGGCAAUUGCAGAACCCGCUGCUGUCUAAUGGGUCUCCCUGGAUCUUAGCCAGCAGCAGCAUGCUGCUGCAGCAAAGAACUCGGCCCAGACACCGUAGGGCGGAGGCGCCUGCAGAGCCCAGUCCAGCUCAGGGGAGAUGACCUCCCUCUUCUCCUUCCUUCUCUGGCUUUCUUCAUUCUCAAUCCCAGUUACAAAACUCCUCGUCGUCCAUGUGGGGCUUGCUGGGCAAAGAUUAUGGUUAGAUCAUGGGGAAGGCGGGCAGGAAGAGGAGAGGUCGCUUUGUUAAAAUGCGCUUCUUUUGUAAAUCGUCGGAAAAUACGGGUCUCAAACAUGAGGUGCUUUCAAACUAUAGUCCGGCCCCCAACAGUGUCAGAGGGACAGUGAACUGGCCCCCUGUUUAAAAAGUUUGAGGACCCCUGUACUAGGUAAAAUAACAAGAAUUCAAUAGGACUUAGUUCUGAGUAGACAUAGAUAGAGUUUUAGUCUUAAUGAAUAACUAGUUUACAGUUGCAUCUGAAGUGGCCAAAUAAGGUUUGGAAAAGGUCUGGGAACUAUGGGUUGUUUCCAGUGCUUAUCCUUCUCAGAGUAGACCCAUUGAAAUUAAUGACUAGUAAGGUCCAUUGGCUUUAGUGGGUCUACUGGGAACAUUGGAUACAACCCCAUGAUUUCAUAUUACAUAAGUACCUGUCAAAUAAGGGAAGAUGGGAAACUUACUAUGUAGAGAACAGAAAUUGAAUUUUUCAAAUUGUUUUUGUCAGUAAAAACAAAUUUGUCCUUGAUUAAGACAUUAAAACUGUUAAUUCUGAACUCUAUGCCAAUCCAAGUCACAAUCUGAAAGUAAACAUAAACUUAAGUGUUUUCCUGCUGUUCUCCAUAAGAAGGUGAGCAUAACUAAUCUAUGGCCAUCCAAUUAUGCUUCUGAAUUCUCACUAUUAGGUUUUCCCAGGAGAUAUGCAAAAGUUCUUUAAUAUUAGAACUUAGGGGAAUGGAGACUUUUCUAGCCUGGACCUUUUUAAGGUUUUUUUUUAAAAAAACAACACACACAAAAAAACACAUGGCAUCUCAUGGCCAAGAAUAGUGAAGUUUUUUAACUCUUGUAAGUAUAAAAUGUACCAGCAUAUUGAUCUGCAUCAGGGUGUUCUCGGCUCUAUUCCUGAACAUUUUUGGUAUGGCUUUCUUUAUUGUUCAUACUGAAACUCCAAGUUUAUUCAUAAAUAUUGGAGAUCUUUCCAACUAAAAUAGGCUUAAGACUCAAUAUUAAUUACACCAACUUUCAAUUAAAUUUCAGAUAAAUUGAUAGGGAUUUCUCUCAAGUUAAUCUAUUUAGAUUGAUAUGUAUAAAUCCAUAUGCAGUUUGUUUACUUUUGUAUUAAAUCUAUAUACUGCUCUAUAAUCUAAGGUUACAGGUUUUAUACAGCAUAAAAAACUAAACUAAAAACUAGUUGAAAGUUAAAUGCAGAAACCUUGGUCUAUAAUGGUACUUAUUUACACACCUAAUCCCAAAUACAUCUUCUACACCCAACAUACUAAAAAGCAGAAUCCUUUUUUACUGCUCCUGGUUAAACAUCUUUGCUAAUCCUUUGAACAGAAAAUCUGUGCUUGAACAGAAAACCUGUGCUUGUAAUGAUGCACACUAUAAAACAGAUGACGUAACCUUUUUUGCAGUGUUUGAAAUUCAUUGGGCGCCAGACACAUUUUGGUACUGGCAUGGGUUCAAUUGCGACUACAUAGAUAUUUCUAGGUGUCAGGUUGGUGACUGACAUCUCCAUUGAGCCAGUUGACUUGUGUGCAGCAAAAUACGCACAUCAUAUGCUUCUGUUCUCCCACAUGAAUCAUGGAUGCUGGGCAUCUUAGUCCUCGAUCAUUGCAUCAAGGAAAGUUAGUGCAGGGCUGAGUACAAAUAUAUUUGACUGUGUUGCAGCCUUUACACAGAAUACCCAAAUGGAGACUCGGAGACCACAGUUUAAAAACCCAUGCCUUAGUGUAUAGUUAAUACCAUUUCCAUUUUCACUCUGUUUCUCCUUCUUACAUACUAGGACAAGUGAAUUAUUAUAAGAGCAAAGUACAGUCAAGCAAUACAGUUUAGAUUAGACGCAGCCUUUCUCAACCUGUGGGUCCCCAGAGGUUGUUGGACUACAACUCCCAUCACCCCUAGCUAGCAAGGUCAGAGCUCAGGGAUGAUGGGAGUUGUAGUCCAACAACCUCUGGGGACCCACGGGUUGAGAACUGCUGGAUUAGAGGUUUUCAACCUUUUUGAGUUCAUGGCUCCCUUGACCAACUACAUUCUUUCUGUGGCAACCCUGUGGGACUCAGUAGCCCAGUUAUGUCACCCCUUGCUGGCAGAGCUUGCAGCCUCUCUCCCUUUUUUGAACACCCUCCCUUGUGGAGUGUUCCCUCAGCCUCCUCUCCUUUCCCCACUCCUUGGGAGUCUUCUGGGCAGCCGCUGCUGCUGUCCCUGGUCUCUGAGCUGCCCCCUACCACUCCAGAGAGAGAUGCCUCCUCACACUGCCCCACAGGGGCCUGGGAAGAGGAUGCCCCCAGCCUUAGUGGCCCAACGGAGACUGGCCAAAGGUGAACGUGAGGCCAGCACCUUACCUUGAUUGGCAGCAGCGAGCAUUGCUGGGCCUGCAUAGCGGAAAGGCUUCCUUUCAGCAUCGAGCACUUAGCUCCCAGGCAGGACUUGCACACAGCAAGCACAAGAAAGGUCAGUGGCGCCUGCCUGCCUGGCCUCCCACUUGUUUCUCCAUUCCAAAGAAAGGGCUGGUGGACUGGCUGGCUGGGCUCCUCGCCUGCUUGCUUGCUUGGCCACCUCAGCUCCUGGCAACCAGCACCCGUUGGCCAGCCCCAGAGGCACCAUUUGCCUACAGUUUGGGGCUGCUGCAACAAAUAGCUGUGCAAGCCUUUGGGAGGCAGAGAUGCAAGAGGGCAUUAGGGGAGGGAGGGGAGGAAAGAGGGACAAGCCAGUGUUGCCCACAGCACCCAUGACCAAUCAUUCAUGGCACCUAGGGUGCCACAGCACACUGGUUGAAAACCACUGGUUUAGAUUAUAAAUAGACAUUCUGUUGUGGUGACUGUAAUCUAGGUUUGAGGUGCCGUUUGGCGCCUAGUUUAUACAGUCAUACCUCGGGUUGAAUACGCUUCAGGUUGAGCACUUUUGGAUUGCGCUCCGCGGCGAGCCGGAAGUAAUGGAGCACAUUACUUCCGGGUUUCGCCUCAUGCGCAGACGGUCAAAAUGACGUCAUGCGCAGAAGUGGUGGAUUGUGUUCGCUUCAGGAUACGAACGGAGCUCCGGAACGGAUCCCAUUCGCAUCCUGAGGUACCACUGUAUAUCUGAGUUUUUAACACUGUUUUUUUUUGGUCACUCACCCUUGGCAAAACACGCCCCCCCCCAUCCUUUUGGGUGUGUUCAGAAGUCACCCCUCUCCUCAGCUGUUCUAUGCAGAUCAGCAGAGGAGAGAAUAACUUGCAUCCCCAUUGGGAAAUAUGGGUGGAGAGGUUCAACUUUUUCCAAACCUAUAUUGUGCUGUGUCUGUGUUACUUUAUAUUCCUUUUGUUGCUGCUGGAAAAAUUAAUGAGAAAAUUUUACUUGAUCAGUAUUGGGCUCCCAGACUGGAGGUUUAGCCACCCCUACUCUAAAAACAUUUUUCCAUCGGGUGAAAUGAGUGUUUAUUUGAAGAUGAUUAAAAAAAAUAAUAGUGUCAUUCAAGAGAUACAUCUUGUUCACUGUCUUUUUCCAAAUUGGCAUCAAAAGCAAAAGGGGAACCAUUCUUUUGCUCCCAGGUUUAAUGUAAUGCAACCAGGCAUUUGACCUCUUAUUCUGAAAUUUUUACUUGUGUUACUUAAACUCAUUGUGUCUACAUGCUGUAGGCCUGUGGACUGCUGAGAAUAAUAUCUAGAGGAAAAUCUGCUAUAGCUUCAAUGAUAAAACUAAUCUUCUAUAAACUGGUAGUUCUUCAUUUGCUGAGUAAGUUUAAUUAUUACACUUGUUCAAUAUUGGAUGGUGCUGGACUUGAAAAUAUUCAUUCUGUGCUUGCUAAACUGGUAACAGAUGAAUUUCACUUCUACUCGGUAUGUUUCUGAGCACAAGUCAAAGUGUUGGUGCUGACCUUUAAAGCCCUAAACUGCCCCAGCCCUGUAUACCUGAAGGAGCAUCUCCACCCCCAUCAUUCAGCCCCGACACUGAGGUCCAGCUCAGGGGGCCUUCUGGUGAGAAGUGAAGUUACAGGGAACAAGGCAGAUGGAACACCUUCCCAUCAGAUGUCAAGGAGAUAAAUAACUAGGCAACAAAUAACUAUGCAACUUUUAGAAGGCAUCCAAAGGCAGUCCUGUAUCAGGAUGUUUUUAAUGUUUGAGAGGUUGUUUUUAUAUGUGUUGGAAGCACCCAGGGUGCCUGGGACAACCCAGCCAGAUGGGUGGGAUAUAAAUAAUAAAAUUAUUACUAUUAUUACCACAGACUCUGGAAGUUUUCAGUUUUACUUUUCAGGGAAGAAAAAUAAAAGUACAACCCUAGGUAUUGUUACCUGGUAGUAAAGUCCAUCUUGCUGUGUGGGAUUUUCUCCUCAAUUGGUGUGCAUAUGAAUGCCACCUAAAUUCUGCAUUUCUCCAACUGGUUUUCCUAGGAAAUUGUCAAGCCAAAGUAGAUGAUUAGUGAACUGUAGUUGGUGAUUAUGGUUAGAGUCUUUGAAGUAGUAGAGGGGUUUCUCUCAUCUAGGGAGAACCAAAUGUUGGCAGGUUCAGCAGUUAUAGGUGACCUAAAUUUAGUCUGCAGUACAGUCUAAAUUACUGUUACCUUGGAAAUGGUUGUAAACGUGUUCAACUAAUAGUGUGUGUUCUGAAAUUUCAUUCUCCAGUAACAUUUGUUCUCGAAAAUGCAUGCAUGUAGCUAUCAAAUAUGUGGCUUUGACACAAUGUAUCCAGUUUUAUUCUGGUUUGGAAUAAAUUGUUAAAUAAAACAGAAGUAACAGCUAACUUCUGUGUCUUCAAACAGGUUGAGUCGUUUAUUUUGGACCAAGAAGAUCUGGAUAACCCGGUGCUUAAAACAACAUCAGAGAUAUUUUUGUCAAGUGCUGCAGAAGGAGCAGACCUACGAACAGUAGAUCCAGAAACACAAGCAAGACUAGAAGCCUUGCUGGAAGCAGCAGGUAGUUUUCUUUUUUCAUUUUGAUAGUAGUUUUAUUUGUGGGUAGUGGAACCACUAGUUUUGACCUUGAGGAACAGAGAUUGCUGUGUACUCAGACAUUAACAACUUGAAGUUGAGUUUCGGAACACAACUGAGUUUCUAGAAUUGAACAGUUUAAAACUUUGUUUGGGAUGCCUAAAAGCGUUUAGAAGUGCUUAUGCCAAAUUCAAGACACUGAGGCAAUGCACUCCACAAGGUUUUACCCAGAUGCUGCUGUAUAAAACUGUGUUUUACUCGUACAGACUGUAUCAAUUAUCUGAGCUAAGUGAUGCAGGAAUAAUGCUUCAAAUCACAGUGGUGAUGAGUUCAGGGAUCUUGAGAUAAUAUUGUUUAAUGAAAAAUGGGAGUAUAAACAGGCUCUCAUUCAAGUUUGUAUCUGAAUAAGUAAUUCAUGGUUGGUUGUAGCAGUCAGUGAAUUGAGCAGUGAUAAUUUAAGUUUGCAAUAUGCAGACAAAAAGUAAAGGUAGCCCUUUUGAAAAUGCAUUCCAGUAACCUUAACCAGAGCAUCUAGGAUGUAUUUCAUUUGGUGCAUCAACCUAUAUUAAUGAAAGGUGUUUCAUGGUACAUUGGACACAAAUAUAAUCUAGGCUAGUGAUUCCCGAAUUUUUCCCCUAUGGACCAUUGGAAAAUUGCUGGUGGUCUUGGUGGACCAAUUAAUGAUUUUCCUGCCUGUUGUAGCAAUUUCAAUGCACUGUACUAGAUAGCGAAUUCUUUUUAUUUCUAUUCCUGUUAUUUUUUAUAUUGCAUUUUAUUGUAUUACAUUUUACAUUCCAUGGAAUACAAAUUAUAAUACAAUAAAAUACAAUAUAAGAAAUAAAAAAUAAAGUAAAAUUGAAAUAUGAUAAUUUGAUUUGGACAUACCACAGAGCAUGUAAAUGAAGUUCACAGAUCACAAGUCAUCCAUGGAUCACAGUUUGAGAACCUGAUCUAAGCUGAUGUCUCUAGACAAAAUCAUGGCAUCCAUAUUCUGCAUCAGUUGAAGUUUCUGGGCUGCCUUUAAGGGCAUAUUGCAGUAAUCUAACUUGAAGUGACUAGGUAACUAUUAGGACCAGGCAAAGAUUUUUUGGGGGGGGGGGGGAAUGGGUGGCAUGUUCAAGGGAGGAUAGCUUCCACCUCCCCAAUUUUUCUGUUUCCCCCCUGUGCCCUAACAUUGGUUCCAUAUCCUCCUGGCAGGGGUACAGCUAGUAUAUUAAAUCAAACUGAUAAAAGGAACUAUUGGGCCACAGUUGCCACAUCAGCUUUCAGGAGCAGUACUGGAUCUGGAAGUGCCCUGAAGCCGCACACCUGCUGCUUCAGGGGAGUGUAACCUCACUGAAAACAUGCUGCACCUGGCUCCUAAAGCAUCAGUCCUAAAACUGCUGGCUCUGAAUUUUCUACAUCCUGGCUUCAGUAGAUGCUUUAUUCAUGCACAUAAUCAAUGGAGAUGGGGGGGGGGGGAAUCUAGAUCACUAUAAUGUUUUGUUUUUGAAAAUGGCUAUGUAGUUGUCAGUGUAGAUCCAGUGUGGUGCAUUAUUGGAUUUGAGAGACUCUGGUUAGAAGCAGUAAUGUUGGAUUUCUGGGGGGAAAUAAAUUGGAAAACUGGAUCUCUAAUUGAAGGUUGUCACUGCUCAGCGUUGUUGUCCUAGCCACAAACCCAUAGCCAGUUGUUUUGGGGCUCUUGUGUCCUAAAAGGAGUCAAGGUUGCUCCACAUACUAGGAAUUUUACUCUUACCCUGUUAGGAUUAAGAGGUGACUUGUCAGAAGCCUUUGCUUCUAUUUCAGAUUAAGCAUAGUGGAGAAUUAGUUCCAAAUCCUAAAUGGUGAUUAAUCAGCUGUGGAUUAUUGAUACAAACUUGCUUCAUAAAUCAUGGUUUGAAGUUGAUUAGCUUCCACUAACAAUAGUCAAAACUAACUGCAAUUUGUCUGGGUUGAGAUAUUAUAAUAAGCUGUGGUUAGUUUAAGUUGGAAAUGAAAGCUUCUAAACUCCUCACAUCCAUGUUAGAGAAAGGGGGAGACAUGUAAGUGGAUUGUCUCUGUAACUCUAAACUAUAGUUAGCAUUAUAUGCAAACACAACCAUUAAGUUGUGUGUAAAAGACUUUAGAAGGAAAUGAUAGCCAAUUUCAUAAUCAGUUCCCGUAACUUGAAAAAUAAUGCUGACAUAAUAUUUCUAACAUUCUUAAAAACAUAGUUUAACACAAUGUUAGAAACUCAGAUAUAUACAGUCAGCAGAAUGGAAUGCCUAGUUGCCAUUUUUGGGCCAGACGGCUUGAAAGUUGUAUUUUUCAAUAUGACUUUUGGGUUCCUGAAAUUCAUUUAUUGUGCCGAUAAAAUAUAACCGAUAGAAUUCCACAUCUCCAGAUGGUAGAGAUGUCGCAUGCCCUCCUGGUGCCUAGGCAUCUUCACUUGGUUGCAAGUGGCCGAUAGCCCAGUGCAAAAUCCUUCUGGUGAAUUUUGAAUGCUUGUUUUAGCAUGGUGUUUCGGCAAAAGGUACAAUGAAGUAUCUAGAACACUUCUUAAGUUUAUCAGUUAUUGAUUGAUUCAUUUAUAUAGCCACAUCCGAGAUACCAAGGGUUCUGUCCUUUAUAUUUAAAUUGGCAUCUAACUUUAACUUUAGUUUUUUUAAAAAAAAUCUCACUAAAUUUUCAUUAUGUCACCUUUAAAAAAUUGAAGCAUUAAGUGCAGAUGCCGUUGACAUUUUCCCAUUCUUUUUGUAGUUCAGGAACAUAAGAGUUGAAUUUAAGGACGCAAAAAUAAUUAUCAAGUCCUAAAGCUAGCUUUGUCUUUUCCAUGUUCUGUUUGAUCUUCCUGAUAUAGUAGGGUCAAAGUAGUUUCUAAUUUUCUAGCAUGUUUGCAGCUGACAACUUUAACUAAUAGUGCAUGUGGCUGAAGUUUAAAAUGGUGUCUCUGCAUUUUUUGUGUGGUUUUCAUACUAACCUGAUUGAUGAACGCACAUUCGCUGAAGGGAUUGGUAAAUUGUCCACUGCCGAUGGUAAAGCCUUCGCAGAUCCCGAGGUGCUCCGAAGAUUGACUUCUUCUGUCAGCUGUGCAUUGGAUGAAGCUGCUGCUGCAUUGACACGGAUGAGAGCAGAGAACAAUCACAAUGCAGGACAAGUGGACAAGUAUGUAUUGAAUUCCUGUUCAUCUGGUUUGAUUCUAUCUGCAUUUGACUGAAAAGCUGAGGAUUGUGGAUAAAGUGGCUCUUGGUAUAUCUAAUAAAGCAAUAUAAAUAGGCCUAGAUCAGCUUCUGUCUCUGGGAUUCAGAAAUGUAAACUGAAUUGUGACGACUUUGGGCUUUACCCAAAGUAAUAUUUCAGCCAUAUCAAUCCCUCAAUGUGAUUCAGAGGCGAGGUUCUCUAAUUGGGUUGGAGAGCUUCAGUAGCAAGAUAAGGUAAUGUCAUGAGACAAAAUUGACAUAUUUCCACAUGUUAAUUGAUGAAGUAUAGUCACAUAUAUGUUGCAUCUAUGCAGUUUCAUCCAAACUUAAAAAUGGGAUAGUUGUGAAAUGAGGCAAUAUGGAGCACAGAGGAUGAGGCUUAUAUACUGAUAGGAAAGGAAGGAAGGAAGGUCAGGAAUUACUUCAUAGAAUAUUAAAUGUCAAAUAGUUGUCCUUGGUAAAACUGUACAGGGAAGACUAAUUGAAUGUGCGAACAUUAAUACUGAAAUUGCUUGCAUUAGAUACAUUCAUUGCAUCAGAUGAAACAUGCAUUUUGGAAGAAUUCGACUUUAGGCCUUCAGUGGCUGGAUUUUGUUUUUUUAAGUGGCGGGUAGACUGCAAAUAUCCUUAAUUCUCAUAAUACAGGUAAAUAAUCUGGGCUAAAGUCAGCAUAGAGAUUAAUCUCUCAUCAUGUUUUUUAAUUCAUACAGUGUUCACUUAAUGACUUGGAAACUUGAUAGACAAUAUUUUCUGUGAAAUUUACUGCUUAGCCAGCAGUAUGGAUAUGCAUCUCUUAAAGUGUUUGGCCAAAAUGUUCAGAAAACCAUGCUGCAAUCUUUGUUGUUCCCUUUAUUCAGUUUUAAGAUUUAAGAUUCUGAAAAAGAAAAACACAUAAUCUGGUGCAUUUAUGACUUAGUCAUCCUUCUACCUAUAUUAGAAAUUUAUAUAGCUGCCUUUGAAAUUGUGACUUACCAGUGCUGUCCUAUGAACUGCCACAUGGCUAUAUAAAGACCAAGUGGUGUACAGUCAAUUUAUGGUAUACUUAUUUCUAUAUUUAUAUAAGCUUUGUGUAUUUUUAAUUUUUGGUAUUUUUUAUAUAAAUAUACAAAACAACCUUUCAAGGUGAUUACAAUAAAAUACUUCAAUUUUGUCACCCAGAGUGGCAAUUUAGUCCUUUCUAAAUUAUCCUGAAUGCAUUCUUCAUAAAUCUCCCAGAUUCCUGGUUCAGGCAUCUCUUUCCCUGUUGUGAGUUGCAUGGAAAGAGUCCUUAAAGCUCACUCCCAUUUUCCCAGAUACAGUCACAACAAGAGAACAUUGCCUAAGCAGCUUGCUAAAUUAUUCUUCAUGUUUGUUUAAUAUAAUUUUGUAAAGGACGCCAGCUGUCUUUAGUAAUGAAAAUUGUACUAAAGUUAAUCAUAAGUUACCAUUUGUGUAAUUCAUUUCAGCUACUUCCAUGUGUGCUCAUUGUAUUUAAAAUGUUAUCUUCCAGUCGCAGUUUGGCAGAAGCAUGCUCGGAUGGGGAUGUAAAUGCUGUCCGGAAGCUGUUGGAUGAAGGAAGAAGUGUAAAUGAACAUACAGAAGAAGGGGAGAGUCUCCUUUGCUUGGCAUGUUCAGCUGGGUAUUAUGAGUUGGCACAAGUGAGUAAAGACUAGUGUUCUAAACAGUUCCUUUAAAUACUAAAGGUGUGAGGCCUAUAGAUAAUCUUCUAACUUAUCCAAGAAUUAAAAAGUGUAUUUUUAACCUGGUAUCUAGAGGGUGCAGUACAAACAUGCUUUCCUUAACACAGUCAUAUCAGUUCUUUAAUGCUAAAACGUCUCAUGAACCCAGAAAUAAUUGAUAUGUUUAUAAAAUGGACUACUGAUUUAAAAGGACAAGGCAAAUGUUCUGCUCACGUAUUCAGUGGCUUUUGAAGGGCUUAAUCCUGCAAGGUUUAACUUUAACAAGAAAGUUGAACAAACACCACCAAACAGGUUUUUUUCUGAUAUUCCUGGGUAAAGAUGAAGUUUAGUAGAACACCUUGCAUUUCUGUUACUCCUUGAUUCUUGAGCUAUUACCGUAUUUUUCGCUCCAUAGGACGCACUUUUUCCCCUCCAAAAAUGAAGGGGAAAUGUGUGUGCGUCCUAUGGAGCGAAUGCAGGCUUUCGCUGAAGCCUGGAGAGCGAGAGGCAUCGGUGCGCACCGACCCCUCUCGCUCUCCAGGCUUCAGGAAGCUAUCCGCAAGCCUUGCAAGCCCGGUGGGAGUUCCCGCGGGCUCACAAGGCUUGCAGGCAGCAGCCUGCAGCCCCGGCGAGUGUCCGCAAGCCUUGCGCGCCCGGCAGGAGGUCCCGCCAAGCGCGAGGCUUGGGGCAGCAGCCUGUCGCCCGAAGCACGGGGAGCCCUCCGGAGGGCUCCCCGGGCUUCGGGGGAGUGUCUGCAAGCCUUGCGCGCCCGGCAGGAGGUCCCGCCGAGCGCGCGAGGCGUGGGGCGGCAGCCUGGCGCCCGAAGCACGGAGAGCCCUCCGGCGGGCUCCCGUGCUUCGGGCGAGUGUCUGCAAGCCUUGCGCGCCCGGCAGGAGGUCCCGCCGAGCGCGCGAGGCUUCGGGCGGCAGCUUGUCGCCCGAAGCACGGGGAGCCCUCCGGAGGGCUCCCCGUGCUUUAGGCAAGUUUCUGCAAGCCUCGCGCGCCCGGUGGGAGGUCCCGCCGAGCGCGCGAGGCUUGGGGCGGUAGCCUGCAGCCCGAAGCAAGCGAGGCUUGGGGCGGCAGCCGCGGGGGGGGGGGGGGAUAAUUUUUUUUAUUCAUUUCCCCCCCCCAAAAAAACGAGGUGCGUCCUAUGGGCCGGUGCGCCCUAUAGAACGAAAAAUACGGUACUCUAUGAUUUUUGAAUGCCUUCAUCUGCCCCAGCUGCAAUAAAACAUGUCUCUCCUGUAUCGGUUUCAACAGCCACAGCAGGUGCUGUAACUCUCCAACAGUUUGUCUUCACCCCCAAAGGCACACUCUUCCAUUGUCUUCCAAGACAGACAGAUGCCAGCCAACUUUGAGUGUGGUGUCAUUUGUCAAGAAGUUUCCUUGGAAAUGUCAUUAGGACUUGCUUUGUAUGUCUUAACACUGGCAGUAUCACUAUCGGUGGUAGUGAUGUGGUUCCAUUUAGUUCUAUGGCAGAAAGUAAACAUCUUCAUUGGUGGCACCAGAUUGCUCUGUUGUAAAAAGCUGCCCUCUAACCAUCAUGGUUUGUUUCCCUUUCCCCACUCCCUUUUCCCAGUCAUGGUAAGAAUAUUCAAGUAGAGCUGUCCCCACUGUGAAAAGGGAAUGGUAAUGGUUUUUCAGCAUCAGGUUAGGAGAACUAACCAUGUCCAUCUCUGUAACCCUAUCUUCUGCCUGCAUAAUCCGAAGGAUUACUUAGUAUGACAUGGACUUCAUGAAGUUAUUGUCAAGAUUCUGAGGGUCACUAUAGGGCUGUAGCUCAAGCUGGUAAGAGUUAUUGUGGACACAACUGAGCUAGCUGGACCAAUUUUUCUAACUUGGCAGCUUCCUGUAUUCAUGGAGAUACAAUGACAAAGUCUGAGGAUGGGAUUCACACUAUGAGCCCCAUUAGCAGAAGCCCUGUUUAAGAACUUCCAGUUGUGCAGUGGUGCUUUCCCCCCUCUGCCCUUGUCUCCCAUGUUCCCAAAAUUGGAUCUGUGGGGUUCUGGAGGAUGCUCAGAGCAGCACACGGGUGUGUGAAAUCCUUCCCUUGGUGGCACGUUUGCCAUUGUGCAACAUUUAAUUCCACCCAACAGCUUUGCAGCUCUCAGCUUUCGUUCUGUAUGUUUUGUGCCAGAGAUUAUUACAGCCAGAGAACUAGAAGCUAGAAAUAAUUUUUGCCUCACCUUGUUUGAGAGAAAUUCAAAAAGAAAAAGUGAGCUGAAUGUGGUGGUCAUGUGAAUUUGGAUCAUAUCCACAUAUCUUUGAUGUAUUCAAAGUAUGUAUUGAAGUAUUCAGGUUUACAAGUACUGAGGGGGUGGUCAUCUUUCACUUUGUAUUCUUUUAUCUUCUUCCUUCCCUACAAGGUGCUCUUCCCUUGUUGCCUUAUCACAAAACCAUGAUGGCGUUUAACUUUACCACCACCUUAGUGUGAAGGCCGUGUGGAAGGCUAAGAUAGCGGAUGGAGAAUAGUGCAGUUCCCACAGUGCUGUGCUGUUUCUUUACUUCAGGAAACAGCUCCACAUUGUGGUGGUGGCAGGAGUGCAAUAAUACAGUCGUACCUUGGAUCCCGAGCGCCUUGGAACUUGGAUGUUUUGGUUCCCAAAUGCCACAAACCCGGAAGUGACUGCUCCGGUUUGCGAACAUUCUUUGGAACCCAAAUUUCCAAUGAGGCUUCCAUGGCUUCCGAUUGGCUGCAGGAGCUUCCUGCAGCCAAUCAGAAACCGCACUUUGGUUUCUAAACGUUUUGGAAGUUGAACAGACUUCCAGAACAGAUUCUGUUCGACUUCCAAGUUAAACUGUAUUGAACUUAACUAUUUCAUUGUUAACCCAGGACAGUUUCCACAUUUCCCAGGCUUGUAAACGAAUCACAUUUAUCUUUAUACAGACUGAUUUAAUGAUUUCCCAUGUUUCCUUUCUACAUCCUUAUCUAGGCUAGGCCCUUCUCUGCUCAUACCUUUUCUUUUUUGUUUUGUUUUCUUCCUCUGUUUCCUUUACAACUAGUCUUUCUCAAAAUGGCAUUCCUCUGAAUGGAGACUCCUGUUUAGAGGGCUGGCGCAGUGCUGGUGAUAAAUGACUUUUCUUGUGACUGAACAUCUGAUUCUUCCCUUCACAUCGAGAAUGACUAAGUUGAAGCCUUUAAAAGACCAAGAAAGGGGAAUAGUAAUGACUAAUAGGAGUUUAACUUCUGUUUCAUUUAUUCAGGUACUGCUUGCAAUGCAUGCAAACGUUGAAGAUAGAGGAAAUAAAGGAGAUAUAACCCCACUCAUGGCAGCAGCCAGUGGCGGCUAUGUGGACAUUGUGAAACUGCUGCUUGUUCAUUGUGCUGAUGUCAAUGCCCAGUCUUCAACAGGUAAGUGUAAAUAAGAAAUGAAAAACUACUAAUAAUUUGAGUGCCAAUAGAUUAUUACUGGAAAUAGAUGCAAAUAUUUACUUAGGGAUGUAGUAUUAUGUGUGAAAAGUAGUGCACUGUAAACUUUGUAUUUUAAGUGAUCACUCAGUUGAACCUGGAUAAAGAAGUUCAUGUAGUAUUAGUGUUAACAUUAUAAUAUUUUAAAACAGCAACACUGUCACAUUUAGGAGAAAUUAAAUACCUUGACACUAACUUUUAAGUUUUCAUAAAGCAUUUCUCUGUAGUAAGAAAUAUAUUCUAAAAUCAUUGCUCAUUAGAAAUGACUAUUGAAAGUACACUAAUGUAAAACUGCUCAGAAUGUCAAUUUGUAACCAGUGUUUUCUGUUUGGUAUUAUGCAGAUUUAAAGUCCCGUCAAACAGUAGUCAUCCUUUUGUGGGACCAAUUUCUUAAUAAAGAGUUAAACUUGCAAAGGCAGGGGUAUAAGUGACCUUGGUUUGUUUUCCCCUCUUCUCUUAGGAAACACAGCACUCACUUAUGCCUGCGCUGGGGGAUUUGUUGAUAUUGUCAAAGUGUUGUUGAAAGCAGGUGCGAAUAUUGAAGAUCAUAAUGAAAAUGGACAUACCCCCUUAAUGGAAGCAGCCAGUGCAGGUCAUGUUGAGGUUGCAAGAGUACUUCUGGAAUAUGGUGCAGGAAUAAACACUCAUUCCAAUGAAUUCAAAGAAAGUGCUCUUACACUUGCUUGUUAUAAAGGUAGGACAUUUUGAAGGAUUGCACUGGAAAACCUGAGUAUCCCUGUAUAUCCUUCUAAAGAAAUCUGCUUGUAGCAUUACACUGUGUGUUUAAUUAUAACAUAAAGGCACAGUAUGCCCUCCACAAUUCACUGUGUGUAAUGCCAUGCAAGAGGGCAGGGCUGAGAAGGGGAGGCCAUGGGCUUAACAGAUUCCAAGUUUGGACCAAUUCCUUGAAGAAUUUCUGUAUUCUGAACUUCUGAAAUUGUUUUACAUAGUAGAAGUUCUAUUGAAACUGAGUUUACUACUUUUGAAUUUUCACUCUAGAAGUUUUAUAGCAGUUUGAUUGGUUGUAGCAAUAUUUUAUCACUAAAAUAAUACUAAAGCUUUUCUCAUUGUGUGAGAGGCUUUUCACUUUCAAACUUCAGAUUUUGGUUUUGGGAAAAUCCUGAGGAAAAUAAAGAGCCAAACAGUUUUUUCUCUCUCCCUCCUCUAUGCUAGAACUUACUAGUAUUUGUUAGUACUGGUUGUACUCUGUGAACCACCCUGAGAUCUUAGGAUGAAGGGUGGUAUAUAAAUCAAAUAAAUAAGAAAGAAAAGGUUGAUUAAUAUGUCUAGAAUUAUGAUUCUGUGAAACCUGCAUUCUUUUACCCAGUGCCACAGGGAAUGUUCAAAGCUAUAUCUGUUGAGAGAGAGAGGGAAGAUUAAAAAACCUAAUCUCUGUACCAGAGCAAGUUGAACCGUACAGCCUGAAGGAUCAAGCCAUUUUAUAUAUUUGCAUAACAGUUUAUUCUACAUUUUUAAAAGUUGUUUGGUCAUUGGAUUAAAAUUGAGGGGGGGAAUGUCACCUGGCAAUAUCACUACCAGCAUCUUAAUUCAGAAACUACCUCAGUUUCCUAGAUUUCCUGUUUUUCAAAUACUAACAUUGCAUUCAGGGCAUAUUUUCCUAAGCCUGUUGGGGAAGAAGGAGUGCUCAGUAGAGCAUUUAUUGAUUGAUUGAUUGAUUGAUUGAUUGAUUGCAUACAUGCCUUCCCUAAUGUCCCAGGAUGGGUUACAACAAUUUAAAUUUUAAACACUGCUUUUAAUGUUAUACCAGUACAAAAGAUGCAAUCUCAAAAAAUAGGGUGUGUCCUGAAAAUAUAUACCUCAGGUGUCAAAGGCCCCUGGCUAAAGAGGUGCAUCUUCAGCGUUUGCCAAAGACGGUAUAAUGAAGUUGCCAGAUCCUCCCCACAGAGGUGCGAGUUCCACAACUAAGUGGCUGCCACAGAGUGCCUUCUCUCAGGCAGUGGAACUACCAAGCGAUAACCCUCUGCUGAUUUUAAAAGGUCUGUAUGGAAGGAGAUGGUUUUUCAGAGAUCUGGGGACUCAGUUUUGUUUAGGGCUUUGAACGCUAACAUGAACACCCUGAAUUAGGCCUGUGGUUAUCUGGCAACCAGUGCAACUGUUUUUAAAUGGGGGCUAUAAGUCAUCUAAAUGGAACCCCAGUCAGUAAUUUGUCCUCUGUAUUUUGGAUCAAUUGAAGUUUCCAAUCGACUUCUAGGCCAUCCUCACAUAACAUAUCUAACAUAUCCCGAUUAUUACUGCUGCUGUGAAGGAUCUUUUUAAAAAGUUAUUUUCAAUUAUGCAUACAUAAUAUAAAUUAUAUUUAAGCUCAUAUCAAAUUGCCAUGGACUACUGUUUUCAUUCCAUUGCCAUUUGACUCCAACCUUUACAUUUUGUUCCUCUUUACAUCCAUAUGUAUAUAUGGCUUACAACAAACCAUACUAUUCAAUGCAUGCAAUGAAAUGGCCUCUGACAAAAGCUGCCACAUGCCAAUAUACAAUGUGUUAGUACGUUAAGUUGGCUUAAUGUACUAGCUUGGUGUGAAACUGUUAAGCAUAGUUGGUUUGAACCAUUAUUAGGUCUUGUAACAUGCUGAUUUUUCUCUUUUAUUUGAAGGUCACUUAGAUAUGGUUCGUUUCCUGCUUGAAGCUGGAGCUGACCAAGAGCACAAAACAGAUGAGAUGCACACAGCUUUAAUGGAGGCUUGCAUGGUAAAAUAACCAUUGGAUUAAAUGGUGUUUUGGUUGAAGAAAACUGAAGAACUUGAGCAUACCCAGCCUUACCUCUUUCACUACUUAAAGAAAACACAUUGCAAGAAUGUUUAUGCAAGAUCACAGCUAUUCAUUUAUGUUCUAAAAACAGCAUUCCAGUAUUUUUUGUCAUGGCAUAUAAUUUUAAGUCGAACACUAUUUUUCUUCAGCUUGGUAAAAUUGUAAAAGUUAGUAGUGGGGAAUGAGUUGUUAACAGCUUGCAAUCACAACUUAGGUUAGCAGUAAACUAACUGUAGCUUGUAAUAGCCAGAAAAAAGAGGAUAAAUAUAGUAACCACCUCUCUGAAGAAGAAUGGUCUAAUGCUGCAGUAGUCUUCUGCAUUAUGCCAUUAGCACUUGUGCUAUAUAAGGAUGCAGUGAGUAGUCAAAGCUUUGAUUGCCUACUGCCUGGUUUGAAAAACAUGUAAGGACAGUUACUGCUGGGAUUAGGUAUAUUCUGCAUAGUUACUGCAUAGAAUUAGGUAUAUUCUGUAUCAAUGAUACACUUUAUAUUCUGUAUAUAAGAAUACACUUCAUGAUCUGCUGUGAGACAUCAUAGAAGCAUUUGAAUAAAAGCAACAAUCAUAUCGCAUAGUAAGUAGCAACUGAUUAAGCAGCAGCAAAGGGGCAAAUAUUCUAAAAGGCUCAGUGAAACAAUGGUCUAUUACUGUCUGCCUAACAGUAGGCAGUGAUGGGUAUACCUCUCUAGGGAGGUUGUGCCUAAAUGAGAAUGAAGUGACUCUGUUCACAUAUAACGUUAAGCUAGGUAUGGGGAACCUUUGGCCCUCCAUGUUGCUGAACUACAGCUCCCAUGAAUUCAGAAAAUAAUCAACAAAAUCUAUUGUGCUGUGGUAUUCUUUCAGCUGAUCCCUGCAACCAUGUUGAAAAUGGAGGACAAUGCCAAACUUCCCCUCCCUGUCCCCAGCAAGCUGCAAUGAACAUGGAAUUAAAUAUCUACUCUAAAUUGAUGACAAACAAACAAACUCUUGUAGAUGCUCCUAGAUUUGUGCAUGCUCUGUCCAGCAGAAUAUCUUGUGACUCUUCAUCCCAUGCAAUUAGUACAGGUGCAUCUGAAUAUAGAAGGUGUGGAAGAAUAGUUGAUUCUUGGACAGCAGAGGAGUGGAGCAUACAGGAAAGGGUUAACUCCUAGAAGGCAGUGGUCCAGGGCAAAAAAGUUCCCAAUCAACCAUCAUGUAGUGCAGGGGUAGUCAACUUUUUUAUACCUACCGCCCACUAAUGCAUCUGUCUUGAUGGUAAAAUUUCCUUACCGCCCACCAGUGCUCAAUGGAAGGAGGAUUCAGCUUCUGCCGUAGAACCCCCUACUGCCCACCUAGAAUCCUGAAACACCCACUAGUGGGCGGUAGGGACCAGGUUGACAACCCCUGAUGUAGUGGGUUAAGGAGUUCUGCAGCCAUACUGCUCUUAAAUUCAGCUGGUCUUCUCCCGGCAUUGCUGCACAUUCGGGGGGGUGGGGACCCGGAUGGACGACGGCCACCAAAUGUGACUGUACACACCACUGCUCCUCUGGAAGUUAUAUAUGGAGCAGCCAUCGAGGUCCACACACACAGCUUAGUGAGACUCCACAAGGUGGACAAGUUUGCAUCAGCUGAUGUGGCCUCCAGAAGGAGGGUCCUUCAGCAGUUCCUGUAACUGGAAGUUGUCAUCCCACUCAGUUUCAAGGUAUACUGCUUCUGAACAUCUCUUUUGUAUGCUUCACUCCUCCACUGACCAAGAAUAGAAACUUGGACGCUUUCUGGUCAGUGGAGAGUGGCAUAUACAGCUUGAUUCAAGUUGAACCUGAUUCCACUGAUAUCUCUUCUGUUUUACCUUCUCAGUUGGCUUCUGUAUUGCUUCUUCUGUUCUUGUUUCAUAGUUCUUGUUAUUAGACACAGUGGGGUUCUCCUUCGGAUACAUUUUAGUUACUAUAACCAGUCUGUGGACUAGUGGAAAGGUCUCAUCUGGCUGUAGCAACAGGAAAUUUUAAAAAAAGAAAAAUUUUGACCCUGUUUUCUAGAAGAUGACAUUCCUGCAUGUUUCACUCUGCUGAUCAUAAUAAGAUUUCACAGUAAAUUCAGUUGUUUGCAAUUUAAACUGAAGAGUGAACAUACAUUCCUAACAUAAUUCAAAUGAUAUUGAAAAUUUCCUUUCUAGAAUAUUUGAGCUUUCUUUCUUUCUUUCUUUCUUUCUGAAAUAGGAUGGGCAUGUGGAAGUAGCUCGUCUGUUACUGGAUAGUGGUGCUCAAGUGAACAUGCCUGCUGAUUCCUUUGAAUCUCCACUGACGCUUGCUGCUUGUGGUGGCCAUGUGGAGCUAGCAGCCCUGCUAAUAGAAAGGGGAGCAAACCUUGAGGAAGUUAAUGAUGAAGGUUAUACUCCAUUAAUGGAAGCUGCUCGGGAAGGCCACGAGGAGAUGGUGGCUCUCUUACUAGCUCAAGGUAAGACAACACAUGUGUUGCAAAUUAGAGCGUUAAUAUUUUUACUAGCUUCUUUCUUGGUGGUAGUGUUGGAAGGGACCACAAGAAUCAUCUAGUCCAGUCCCCAAACACCAAUUGUGGUGUUGAUUCUGGUGCCUCUUACAUUGAGGAUAAUUACUAGGGCUGCUAACCUAUUCAGAAUUCUCUAGAUCAAUAAAAAUAGUAAUUGGAGUAAAAAAUGGUGUUCCCAACCAACCUGAUUAAUUUCUAAGCACCUUUUAUUGCAAGAUGUAAUGUUUAUUGGCUUAGGAAACCUUCAUUUUGUGCUAAAGGAAAAGGCAAGAGAAGGGGUUUAAAGGAACUUGCUCAGCCAGCCAGUGUUGAAGAUGUGAUUAAGGAAUGUUGCCCUUUAUCUGUGCCAGCAGCAGUUCCACAAAGCUCAUUAUUAGGCUGCUACUUUGGGAAGAGUACAAAUGUGCCUCCAGUGCUUAAUGUUUGGCUGGUGCUUCUGUGUUUCUCCCACUUGUUCCUACCUCUACUGCUAAUACUUUGCAGAUUGGAUGAGGAUCUUGCACACCAUAACAUUGCUCUGUUGGCUACCUUCGUAAGAAGAGCCAAGUGUAGACCAAGAAGCAGGUAUUGCAGGGAGGCAUCUUUGCUUAACUGGGUGUGGAAUGUGUGAAAAUGUCUUAAGUUAAUGUGUUACCUGGCAGAUAAGUUGAGAGAAAAUUGCUCUAUUGUACCUCUUUUAAAACCAUUUUUUCAAGGUGUUGGGCCUUUUAUUGCCAUUGUGGUAAGCCAGUGGAUUUAUUUAUUUGAUAUUUGGUUUUUAUAUUUUAUACCAUACCACACAAUAAUCAACCAUGUCUUCUGGGCAGGUCACAAAUUAAAAAAAAAAAUGAAUACAGUAAACUAAGACUAUCCAUGCAGAAGCUGCGCUAGCACAGAAAUUAGCAGAAACCAUAUGAAGAAAUGCAGGCCAAUAAAAUAGCACUAAAAUCCAGUGGGGGGAACCAAUAUCAAAUGGGCAUGCUAAUGAUUUUUUUUCCUAAAUAAUUUUUUUGUAGGUGCUAAUAUAAACGCACAGACAGAAGAGACACAGGAGACAGCUCUAACUUUAGCAUGCUGUGGAGGGUUUUCGGAAGUAGCUGACUUCCUCAUUAAGGCAGGAGCUGACAUAGAACUUGGUUGUUCUACACCUUUGAUGGAAGCGGCACAAGAGGGCCACUUAGAGCUGGUGAAGUAUUUACUAGCAGCAGGUAUGUUUGCUAUUACAGUUGGAAGAGAUAAACCAGAUAUUGGACCUUCAGAUGUUUUUCAACUCUGACUCUAAUCACUCUUGACUAGUAUGGCCAAUUUAUUGAUGCAAAUUGUAAUCCCUCAACACUUUCUUGCAUGAGUCACAAUGUAGUUUCUCCGGAGCAAUGAAGAAUAUAGUCAUAAUUCUGGAACCACUGGAAAUUAGUAUCAAUAAUGUAAAAGUAUUUAGUAUUCAAAAUGUUUAUGUGGUUAAUCUUCACAACAUUUUUGUGACAUGUUUAAUACUCCCAUCAGGAUGACAUGCCUAAGACUUCAGUGUCCAGAUUCAUUUGACUGGUUUUCCCAAGAGCGUUUGUGUUCUCAGUGGCAGUCCCUGUACUCAAUAGCAAAAGACUUAUGAAACUGAGAAAUGUUACCAAAGGAACCUGUGAUAUGCAGAGGGGUGACUUGCUGCUCGGAGAGUGCUAGCCUAAAAUAAAUAUUCUGUCACCUCACCAGUGCUUUAUUUUUUUAAAUGUUGUUUCCAGUUGAGGUAUCCUGUCAGUAGCAUUUGAGAAAGGAAAUGUUUUAUGAGCCGUUCUAGGUUGAGUGUUAAUUGGGUAGAUUUUUUAAUACAUUGUGAGUAAUCUAAUUCCACACUCUUCCACAGGCGCUAAUGUUCAUGCAACAACUGCAACAGGAGACACUGCCUUGACCUAUGCCUGUGAAAAUGGACACACUGAUGUUGCAGAUGUUCUGCUUCAAGCUGGUGCAGAUUUAGUAAGUCUUGAAUAUUUCUCUAAAAUUUUGGAAUGUAAUGGGAGCUUUUUAUUUUCUUUGAAAACAAAGAAGAAAAGUGCCUAUGCAAACUAGAUGGGAGAGUAGACCAAAUUGUUAUCCAGAGGAAUGAAUGCAAAAUAAUUCAUGAGUGAAAGUAUAGAUUAACAAUUUGUCUAAUACUUGGAUUCUUACGUUGUGAACUGCCCUGUGAUCUUCGAAUGGAGGGUAGUAUGCAAAUUUAAUAAAUAAUAAUAAAUAAUUUUGUAAUUGUUCUGUUUACACCACAGUUUUUUCAUCACUUUGAAAAAAAUAACAAUUUUCAAUCUUUGAUUUCCUUCCAGCAGUGCAUGUUCCUUGUAUUUCUUUUCUUUAAUUGGUUCUAUUUGCUGAUUUAUCAAGAAGUGCCAAUGGGACAAAAAUUUAUAUCAUUUAUUUAACUGGACUAAAUAUGUAAAAGGGUGUUCAAAAUGGAAAAGGUUGUUUGUAUUCUGCAUGCUUCAAGUACAACAAUGGGUGAACUGUAUGACUGGUGUUUUUAGGUCACGUUUUUGUGCACAGCUUGUACUAUAGUAUCAAAAAUGUUUACAAAAGCAUUGUCGUAUACCACCUUUGGUCCAUUUGCCAGGCAAGGCAAAUCCCUAAUCUUCAGGUUGUGUUUGGUCCAAACAGUUUAGUGUUCUGUUUAGCUCUUGGGUAAGACUUCAGUCUUUUCGUUGUUGUUUGUGACUCUCACCUAUUUUGAAGGGGGCUUUCUUUUACCUCACUGAAAAAGCAUCAGCUCUACCUUAAGCUUGUCUGCUGAUCUUGCUCUAGAAUAUUAGCAAAUUAGUUCUUCUCUUUACUUUCCCCCACAGUAUGGAUUUUACUUUCUUCAUAAUAUUUCUAAACAGGAGCAUGAAUCUGAAGGUGGAAGAACACCACUGAUGAAGGCUGCAAGAGCGGGUCAUCUAUGCACUGUACAAUUUCUUAUUAGCAAAGGUUGGUAGUAGUAAUAGUAACAUUAGUAGCUGAAGGAAGGAUUGCUUGACUUUUGGCUGUUAGGAAGAAUGUGUUGCUUUAUAGCAAUCAUUACCUUUUGCUAUACAUAUAAUGUUUUGUACUAAAUGUAUGUUUGGGAUGUGUUUCCUUUGCAAUUUUAUAAGAACAGUACUUGGACCGUGUUUUUGAAAGCUCAGUGCUUCAUAUACUUCUUCUUUUUAAAAUAAUUCUCCUUUCAUAUCUCCAUAAAGUAUUACAACCCCCAUGCCCCCGCAUACUUGGAGUAUGAGAUUUAGUGUAUCUUGCUUGAGGUUAUGCGCUUGUGGCAGAGGCAGUGUUACAGGGGUUGUCUCGUUCUUGUAGCUGAAGACUAACUGCAGCAGGUUCAGGUUAACUGUCAUUUGGUAUACAAUGCUUAAUGAAAAAUGAGUUUACCAGCAUUUUCUUUUAAGCGAACAUGAAAUAUGAACGUGAACCUUUAAAUAUUUUGGUACCUGACUAUGUCAUACUUGGAGUAGGCCUAUUGAAACCAAUAGAUUUAAAAUGGCCAGCACUGGUUUCAAUGAGUCUCCUCUGUUUAUGACAGAGCUGUACUGUCCUUUAGAACUCAACUAUUUAAUUUAUAUUCCAAAAUUAACAUACAACUAAUAACAAACUGGCCUUUACUGUGUGAAAUGUUUUUUAAACCUAAAUGUAAGCAAUUUCCUCUUCACUUGCAAAUUAUUGUUCAUUUUAAAAUUAAAUGAUUUGGAAUCUCAUUCCCAACAAAUGGUGUCUUUGCAUUAACUUUGUUCCUUGAAAUUUCCCUUUAAUUACGUCUCUGUGAUAGGUGCCAAUGUUAACCGAGCUACAGCUAAUAAUGACCACACAGUGGUGUCACUGGCAUGUGCUGGGGGCCAUCUUGCUGUUGUUGAGCUGCUCCUAGCUCAUGGUGCAGACCCUACUCAUCGUCUUAAGGUAUUCCAAGUAACUCAUUUUAUUAUUUUACAGUAUAUACCUUUUGUCAGUUGUAUUAGCUAAUGCUCCCAAAGUGGGUUAACUAUAAGGUUGGUUUUGUUGUGUAUACCUAGUUAGUACAGUACUCAGAUCACAAACCACUAUAAUCUGUCUUCUUAAAAUGUGUAUUCCAGGAUGGCUCAACCAUGCUCAUUGAAGCUGCGAAGGGUGGUCACACAAAUGUUGUUUCCUAUUUAUUGGAUUACCCAAACAAUGUUCUAUCAGUUCCAACUGCAGAUAUGUCUCAGCUCACACCGCCAUCUCAGGAUCAGUCUCAGGUAAGCUGUAAAGCUUUUAACUAUAGCAGUGGAAAAUGAAUGUUUACUUUUACCAGCUUGACAUAAAUGGUGCAAGUUUUUAUAUAGAUAUAGAAUAUGAAUUUGAUAUAGAAUAUGAAUAGUACAAUUUGAGUAAAAGUCAAGUAGAGAGAAAAUCCCAAGAACAAUGAUUCAAAAUUCAGGUGUGCUACCUCUUCUAUUUCUCAUGCUGUUGGAUUUCUUAAAAAGCUUAACUCUUAAAUUUGAGGGGAGGAAAAUCCAGUUCCAUACUAAAAGCUCACAAAUGCUUAUUUGAACAGUACACUUAACGUUGUGCACGUACAGCGUGUGAGGAGAGUAUCCUACUUGCUUUGGAUUAAUGUUCAGGUUACUUUAAAAUCCGCUGACAUAAGUUUUUAAUCUGAGUUGAUUUUGCAGGUUCCACGUGUACCAAUGCAUACACUUGCCAUGGUCGUACCUCCCCAGGAACCUGACAGAGCUCCUCAAGAGAAUCCCCCUGCACUUUUGAGUCUCCCAAAAGGUUAGUAUACAAACAUUUUUAAAUUUUAUAACUUGUGCUAGGAUUCUGAAUUCAUUGUGUGUCUGGGGCAUGAGAAGUAUUUGGGACUUGAUAGUGAAUGGUGCAGGUCUGUUUCUCUUUAGUCAUUUUAGUAUAAGAUUUUGAAAACAUACUAGCAGUUAUCUAAAGAACUGCUUUGGCUCCAUGCCUGGAGUUGUGCUAUUCCCGUGAUAACUUUUGAUUUGAACAGCCAGUGGCAACCUUAAUGUCAUCACAUGGUACCAUAUCUCAAACUCCUUUUAACACUCUCUGCCAUGUUGCAUGGAGGUUACUGUUAACAAAAGCAAGUUUUAGAUGAUAUUCAACUAAGUUGAAUUAAUGACCAUGACUAAGUUAAGUCCAUUAAUUUUGGUAGGUCUAUUAUAAGAAAAACUUUCCUGAAUACCGCUCAUUAGUUACUAGUUGAAUAAUAUAUUUGAUAACAUACUUUAGUAAAAUACUCAACCAUGUUUAGUUAUACGUGUAAGAAGUUGCCUCUAAUAGAUUUAGUAGAUUUCUGAACUUGGCAGUAAAAUUGCAUCUUCACCAGUAGUAAAAAAUUGUGUGACAGAUUCAAUAAACAGUGACCAACUGUAGUAUUCAUUUACACAUUUCCUUAGCUGAUUUUAUUAUUGCUGUAAAUGAGGUCAAAUAGGAAAUUCUGUAUUUUGCAGAAUUUUGAAGUACAAAGAAACUCCUUGUGUACCUGUUACAGAAAACGUCUUGUCUUGGGUUAGCAAAAUCUGUGAUUCACCUAGCCAAACAUGUUUUGUGUCAAGCCAAUGCUUGAUGUACGCAUGCUCUCAUAUGUGCUUUCUCGUGCUCUCGCUCGCUCUCUCACUCACUCACACACACACACAUACAUACACACACACCACAGUCUCCAUUUGUUUUCACCAUGUUUGUGAAAUACAUGGUUAGUGGACCGUAUUCAGCUUGGUGGUUCAUAUGCUGUACAGUUUGUUCUUUCUCAUUCUGGACAGUUUGCCCAGUUGUUAAUUGAUAACAGUUGCAUUAAGUGAGUGAGUCAACUUAGAUUUCAAAGAACUUACAAGUUUGUAUGUAUAGCCUUUCUGGAGACCUAUGAAUGUGAUUAAUCAAAUGUUUGUUGAGUCCAUUAAAUAAAGCAUAAUACUUGGUAGAAAGUGAAUUGAGCACGGUUGUACUCAGAAGUGACAGAAUUUUGCAGUGCAAAAUCACUGCAGAAUUGUUAAUUAAAACUGAUGCAUCUGCAUAUUUAUUUAGUGUAAAGAAUAUGCUAGGUGCUGUGCAGCACAUAAUGUGACGGCUCCUCUCUGAAGGUUUAAGAGUAGGGGAGCUAAGUUGUACAGAAGGCCAGAAAGAUGAGAAGGUAUUGGACAAGUUGGGAUUUUUGGGUAAGCAUUUUUAAGGGAACACUGAGAUCCUCAAAAUAGGUUAAACAAAACAUUCUUAUAACAAGUUAUAUAUAAUGCUUUUUCUAAAUGCUCAAAGUGCUUCACAUAUAAUAGGCAAACUUAAGAUAGGCUGCUAUCAUAUGAAUUCUGCACACAGGCAUCCAAAUUAUUUUCAUGGAAAAGAUUUGUAUCAUAUAGAGCACUCCAGUAAUUUACUUUAUUUCACCUAGUGGAUUAUGUGAUUUAUUCUGAUUUUUCUUGUCCUGAAGAAAGACAAGGAGCUCUGCCCAGGGUACUGAAUUCUUGACUCCAAACACUAGAAAUAUUUUUGAACCGUACCUUUGCCUUCUGGGAUUUUAACUCACAUUAGCCACAUUUUUCAAAAUUUAUAUUUUCAUCCAUGAAAACUGCUUUUCAUUGACAGAAAAUUCCUAAUUGAAGCCCUUAGUUGGCUAAAAUAUUUUGCAAAAUUUAUCAAAUUUAUGCAGCUGAAGUUGUUUUAUGUAUUAGAAAGGUUCAGCUACCUAUAAAUCUUGUUCCAUGACAAGGAAAUGAACUGUUCUCACUGAAGCAAGUUGCCCCCUUAGCACUCGCACGUCAUUUCUCUUGGUAAGUGCCUGUGUGUCAUUUCAGUUUGAGAACAGAACACCAGACAAGGCUUCCUACUCUGAACUUAAAAAGGCUCCCAAGGUAGUGGGUAAAAAUCCAUAAAAACGGUAAUCCUGAAAAAAUAAAUAGAUCUAAUUCAUCACAAAAAUAAUAACCUAGCAGCUUGCCCAUGAUCCCCUCCCAAAAUAGUGUACCAUACUCAUUCCCUGUCUCCUGAAAGAGAGGCAGCGUUGCAAGUGGAGAGCAAGCUUCAUUCUUUAGAAGCCACUACUAGAAAAGCUUUGUUUUAAUAAAUAUUUUUUCCCAGUGAGGGGGUUUAUUGUUUUAGUUUGUUUAUGCUAUAUGUUUUUACAUUUUUGUGUUGUAAACCUCCCUGUGAUCUUUGGAUGAAAGGCAGUAUAGAAAAUAAAUAUUUGUCCUUUGUGGCCACUGGGCCUAGUCUCUGUGAGGUAGUGCACACCAUAGGGCAGCCAACAAAGUGGUGUAUUCUGAUAAAAUGGAAAUGGAUCUCUUGUCCAUGUAUAUGCAUAAACACUUGUAACUGCCAGGCCUUUAAGCCUCUUCAGCUCUUUGUUAAAUACAAAUUUUGUAAAAUUUUCUCAUGAUUCAUGAAGUAGAGCAGAAUCCACUUCUGUACUAGCGAUGCUUCUCUGAGGGCCAAACUGCGUGUUACAUGUGUUCCAGCUGGCCACUUAGCUUGAAAUAAAAACAGCCUUGGGGCCCCAAUUUGGAACAUAUUCAUGAUUGGGAUGGGAGCCCUGUUCCAGUCUCCUGUUGAAAACUUCUACCUCCCAAUUGCUACUUGCUUCUAAAGAUGCUGGCUACUGCAAACAGCAUGUGUUGGGGGCCAUAAACUGCUAGGAGGUUUUGACAGGAAACCAUAAGUGCCUGUGUUCUGGAUUGGAGCAUCACACUGGUUGUUUUGUAAAAAUGAGUGGCCACCUUAAGCACAAUUUCUAAAACCAUGUGAAGAGCACAAGUGAGAUCUACAAAAAAAAGUAGUAUGUAGUGCUUUUGUUCAGGAUAUUUUAUUUCAUUUACUCUGCAUCCUCCUCCAAGCAGUCAGCUGGCUUUCCAUGGCAACUAAGCAUAGUCCUAAUUGGACUUGGGUUUUUUUUGGAGGGGUCAUUCCCACCUUACAUUUUUGUACUUCAGUGAACCUUGGGAGUCUUCCAGGCCUGUUGAUAGCUUCCUCUUGUUCGUUAAUGGUGCUAUUUUGGCAACAUGGGCACUGGCAUUCGUGAUUCAACCUAAAGGGUCAUUUGAAGUUCAGAGCGUUUUUAAGAGACUGCAUUCAAUAAGCCAGUUUUACUGAAACAGUUUGAUUGAGGUUCUGACCUCAACUGUAUAUAGCAUGUUAGAUAUCAGCAUAUUUCAGUUAUGAUGAAGCAGUGGAAUUUUAGCAAUGAUUAUAACUGUCUUGUGCUGUGCAUUUAGAAUUUUAUGGUAUAAUACAAACAAAUUGAACAAAUUGUCCCAAAAUGUUAUAUUCUGUUAUACAUUAGAUUAGAAAGAAGUGAUCUGGAAUGCAUGAGAUGCUAUAGACAUUUUUGGAAGCUCCAGAUAACAUCCACAGAAGCUACAUCUCUUUGUGGCCUUAAAAGGGGGGGUGCACCCCACACUUUUGAACUGUUUCCCUGCUCAUACUCCUGAUGUCAAUUCUUACCUCACCAUAGCUGAGCAAACAAGUGGCUUGUUUGCCAAAAGGUAUCAAAGGAGGUCAGGCUUUGAACUGAGUGGUGGUGGAACCUGAUGAGGAUCAGCAGAACUCGUCUCAGCAGCCUCCCAGUGCCCUAUUUUGUCUACAAAAUUGCAGCUUCCUACCAGUAUUUGAGGCAUUGCACCACCACUCAUGGAUGUAGUUUAAAAACACUAUUUAAAAAGAGACAAAUAUGUCUACCAGUUAAUCCCAAACCCCCCAAAACUUUUGAAGACCUCCCAGCUUGUCUGCCUGCAAAUGGGGCAACAGAUUUGGGGUGGGGUGGGGGAGCCUUUUGGUUCCACAUUAGGUUGUUAGAGAUGCAUGCAGAUAUUGUGUGCUUGGUGGAGGAGGCUGAGCAACCUAGUGUUAGGCAUAUUGGGCAAAUAUCUCUUGGACAACAGUGUAAAUACAGUGUAAGUACAACAGUGUAAAUCUUUUUCACACAUACACAAACAUUGUCUGUUGCCUCCCAAGUGCAGCAGUUUAUUUUUCCCCAUAGGAAUAAAUUGCAACAAUUCACUUAAAUGGCAGAAAUCAAAUAUUUGCAUUUGAACACUGUGGGAGGUGGUUGGAGGCUAAAUCUUUGCCCUGCCCCUUCUGAUUCCAGUGCUGGGGUGAGAAACAGCUAUGUUGGAGUUCAUCUUGUUUAUUCUGUGGAAAACAAUGGGAGCAACUUAAAACCAAACCAUUCUUUUGGGUCUGGAAGGCAGGUGCAUUUCUGGAAAAUGUUACUGUAAAUGAGUAUUUUGAGAUAAAAGACAGGAAACAAUGUUUUUAGCAUGACCUGGGUAUACUGAAGCAAAAAACGUUAGUUCCCCAAGCUCAAUUGUGAGUGUUUGACCUUCUAACUUAAGAGGGGAAAUGCUAAGAAAAGCACCAUUUUGAAUUUUGUACUUCUCCCUAUGUGCAAAUGCUUUUUGAAUAUUGCUUCAAAUUUGUUAAAGUAAUUGCUUGACUACCACAAUAUGACUGGAAAACAAUUACACAGUUCAAAGUUCAGUGUAACUCCAGGCAGUGAGCUUUAUUGUUUAUUAUAAAUAAGCAGUAUUUAUAAUAGUUAUAGAACAUUGGGCCGUACUUUACAUUAAGAAAAUAGAAUGCCACAAAACAAGUGCAAUAUAUGAACAAGACUAAAACCCAACAUUCGCAGAAGACUGAGAAACAAUUCCAUUAAGGAUGGUGGUAAUAGCACUACCAUUCAAGACAAAAUCUCAUGUGUUGCUAAAAGAUAAAGGCAGAUUACUUUAUGCUGCUUUCACUGAUGUGCACAUCCUAAGAAGCACAUAGGUUAUGGCUAUAGACACGAGUGGAUAAAUACUACAAGCUGCACAUCUUGACUACAAUGGUAGUCAGCCAGUAGUGGUUGACUUUAUGGCAGCUGAACUAAAUAUUAUUUAGUGUCUUAAGGACACAACUGAGGCAUAACAAGACUCAGAAAGCAGACCUUAUGACAUGAUGACAUAAUGAAUUGUGUCUAGAUGAAGAAAGUCAAGUAUUCCAGCUGAAUGAUGAUUGAGAGUGCUAUAUAAUGCUGGCUAAGGAGUUUUCCACUGUCAUUCUGAAUAACUGCAGUAGAAGGACAGCACAAAGGGAAAGCCCCUAUCUUAGCUUCAGAACGUUUUCCAUUUCUUUCUACUUCUUGCAAAAUGCCCCCAAGACGAUGAAUUUCAGCAGAUUUAAGCAUACAUCUGUGAUACAUCUAGUACUUGAAAACCAGGAGACCGACAAAACUAUAACUAUUCCCCAGUAUGCACUGGAGUAGGAUAACAUGUAUUUGCCUUUAAUUUAUAUAGCUCUAAAGCACUAUAGUAUUAUGACAACGCCAGCUUAUACAGGAUUAUUUGUAAGGACAGAGGAUGCAAUAAAGUGCACAGAGAACAGCUGCUGUAUGUCCUUGAGAUUCUACAAGGUGAUUAGGUUGUUCUUGAAGGAUGACACUUAAGCCAAAUGUUCAGUACUAAGUGUGCUGCACAGGAUCUUGUCUAUGGAAUUUUCAAGGUGAAGAAAUUAAGAACAGAAGACAUUGGACUGGGUUUCACUGUGCACCAAACCACAUGAGCAAACGGUAUGCUGUGCUUAGCCCACAAAGAAGCCACUAACUCUGCUCUGAACAGGCAUUCCAAAAGGCUGAAUUUUGUAGCUUUGAAUAAGGCUGACCUUGCCGUGUUUUUGCCCAGGGAGCUGUUUUUAGUACUCUGUGCAGUAAGGAAAUCGUUGCUGGAAGACGUUCAUAUGCAGUAGAAAGUCAUCAAAUAAGACAAAAUGAUGUAAUUAUGUCAAUACAUGAAGCAGACAUAAGGUUGCUUCUACAUGUUAUACAGAAAGUUCUGUAGAAUUAUAUAUGCAAAAGACUGAGAUUUUUAGAGGUUGUGUUAUUUUUACAAAAUGUUGUAGAAGUGCUAGAUGAUGUGGGUGACAUCACAGAAAAUGCAUUGUAUACCCAUCAAUGAAGUAUUCAACAAGCAACUGAAUGAUUCAGCAACAGAAUAUCUAUCCUCUCUGUCCCAUUCUACCAUGACUGAUUUGUGGCUCAGAUUUCUAUUUCACCAGCCAAGUCAGGGAACUGCCUAGCAGGUGAGGGAUUUUGAGGCCUUGUGUUAUCAGACAGGCAAGCACUACAGCUUCAUUCUAAAUGGCUUCUUAGAUACUGAGUCACCUCAAGUCCUGAGGGUGAUAUUGAAGAAUCUGGAGCUGGUGGGCAAGAUGUGUUGGGGCAUAUUGGGUCCUCUGAAUCUGCAGCCUCAUGCUAGAUGUCUUUGAGCGUGGUAGUCUUGGGAGGGUUCUUCUGUAUAUACUGAUUCCCUUUGAACCAUAUAUAUACUGGAGCCAGCAAUAAAGUUGUCAGCUUCCUUCAAGGCCCUCAUCCAGUUCUGACUAGUCCUGAUAGGAAGGUGAUAUGUAUUUACUGGGUAGGACACUUCACUUUCACAGCAAAUUCAGCAUUUGAAAGCCUGUUGAGAGAACCGUCACCUAAUUAAUAAUUUGGAGAAGGCAAGCUCACAGAUAAAACCAUCAUAUCCACUAAGAAGUUUUUGUGAAGAAUAUACAAUGUGAAGGCAACUGACUCUGAUGUAGCACAGCAUGUCUUGAAAACACGAAAUUGGAAAUGUUGCCACCAAGAAGUGACAUUCUUCAUUUUCACUCAGUGUGCAGUAUUGAGUCAUCUGGAGAAAUUCUCUUUGUGCCAUUGUAGAGCUCCCAGUGCCAGCAAAUACUGGUUGGAAGUGCUCUUAAUCAGUUAUUCUGGUUGUUCAGAUGUCAGUGUCAUUUUCCAGUUGUUUGUUUGGAACUAAUCUGUUGUUCUUUGGCACUGCCCUUCUUUGGGUUUGGGAUGUAGACUGAUCUUCUCCAGUCCUCUGGCCACUGCUGAGUUUUCCAAACUUGCUGGCAUAUUGAGUGUAGGAGGGCAUAAGGAGAAGGGGACGACAGAGGACGAGAUGGUUGGAUAGUGUUCUCGAAGCUACCAGCAUGAGGUUGACCAAACUGCGGGAGGCAGUGGAAGACAGGAGUGCCUGGCGUGCUCUGGUCCAUGGGGUCACGAAGAGUCGGACAUAACUAAAGGACUAAACAACAACAACAAAAAUCUGUUGUUAAUGCCAAACAAAGUGUGUACCUCUGAGAUGCAAAUAUAGCAAAUCUAUAUUCAUGUCAGUUCAACAGAUACUUUGGCCUGGUUCACAUGUAUUGACAAACCAUAGUCCAAAACUAUGGUUUACCUUGAACAAGCUGGUGCACACUGGCUUAGCAUUAUGUGUGAAUCUGUGCUUGUGGUAUGUUUCUCUCUGGACAAACUGCAAGUGGAUGCAAAGGUUUUUUCCUGGCUUACCACUCAUGAUUUGAUUGGGAGAAACAAACCGUGAGCGCUGAUUUGCAUAUGACACUAAGGCAGCUGCUCCAAUAGUUUGUUUUCCAGCUCUAGAAAGGAACAAACAAAGCAGGCAUAACAGAGCAGCACGCACGCACAAGCUGCUCGUUUGAGCUAAGCCAUUGUUUGUUUCUGAUCAUGCUUUAUUGUUAAAUAUGAUUGAGGCCACUGACUACUAAGUACAUUCGUGGAUGUCCAACUUGAAAUGCCUGUAAGCAUAAAGACUGUCAAAAGAUUAACAGUGCAAUUCCUUUUCUUAGUUGGUACCAGUAUCAUUUACAAAUUUUACUUUUGUGUUAAUUUCAACUUUUUUGUUAUAUACUGCUUUCAUUUUUUUAUUUUUUUCAGUUGAGCUAAAACUAUGGACAGUGUUGCAUGGAAUUUACAAAAAUCACAUUUUUUAAAAAAAUUAGAAGGUCAAGAACUCAAUUCAGCUUGGAAGCCAUCAUUUUCAUAACCAUUAGCCAAAAUGUGUUAUGUAAUAUAGUUUCCCAGCUUUUACCCCUUUUUCCAAGCCUCUUUUCCAGAAAUCCAUCUAGACUAUUUACUUACACAAGAGAAAAUAAAGGGAUUUUGCCAGGGGAUUGGAGGGAAGAGGCUGUUUUUGUCUUUUCAAGUUGCUCAGAAGUGCAUGUUUGGGUACUGCUGGAUUCAUUCACCUAAAACUUUGUGGAGAUGUGAAUUGUUUUUGUUAGCUUUACUAGCCGAAGAGCUGUGGCCCUUCCAUUUAGUUCUGAUUUAAACCUUUGUGUAGCUACUCAUAAAUUUCAAUAUGCCAUAAGACUUGAAGUAAAAAAUGACCGUAGCGGAGGAAGGAAUUAGUCAAUGGGUGCACACUAUAUCAGGGCUGCACUAUCCCAGUUAAGCUUCCCCGUGUCUUCUACCUUCAACUGAAGAUGGUUUCAACUUUUAUAAAGUCUUAAAAUUGCUUCAGCCUCAAAUGGCUUCCUCUCAGAUGUUUCAUUGUAAUUGCCUCAAUCUGUAAAAAAAACACCCUCUAAAAUAUUUUGUCUAGACACCACAUUAGGCCAGCAAGCUCAUUCUCAUUGACUGUACACUUACAGAAAUUCCUCUUUGUGAUUUACCCAGACACAACCCUCUCUUUAGAAGUCCUACAGGGUUAAUUGGGGUGGGCUUUGAGUUGAAGAUUACAACUUUAAUUUUAUGAAGUUCUGGCAUAUUUUUUAUGUUUUUGAUUUCAUGAUAUACCUGCUCCAAGCCCUAGGGAUAGGAUGGGAUGGAAAUUAAAAUCUAUGAAAUUUUUGGGCAGCUAGUGUACCGUAAUUCUUUCUGAAAAAAGCCAUGCCAAUUUUCCUUCUGAUUACAAAUUAAGACAUGACUUUGACAACCUUUAUCUUAUGGAUCAUAGACACCAUUUUCUUCUAGAACUUAAAUACUUGAAGGCAUAUUAAUAAGUUCUAGUUUUGGAUUCCUGGGCCUUCAAGUUCCAUGAACAACUUAAGGGAUAAAAAAAAGUGCCCUGUGGCACCUGAUAACACAAAUGCCAAGGCCCAAGAGACCUACUUUUUGCCAACUUGUGAAUAAUGGUGAUAUUACCUUCCUCUGAGGCGGCCAAAAACAUAUUUCACCUUAGCCAUUCAGAUAUUUCAAGGCACAUGUUUUCUCUGACACAAGUUUUGAUGCUCCUUUAGAAAACAAUUAUACAUAAAGCUUCCUCCAGCAUUGCUCUUCUGCCUCGGCUUAUACCAGGUGUGAUCAACAUGGUGCCCUCUAGAUGUUGCUGUACUACAACUUCCAUCUGUUUUCUGUGAUGAGCACAGUAUCUCGUCUCUCUGGGUUUCUUCUCCUGGACUUCCUGAUAACUUAAAUUCCUUACUAGGCUAACCUUGUGAGAAUCAAUGUACCUAUACCCUAUAGCUUGUUGUUAGAUUAUAUUUUUGGUAUAUGGUAUCAAUAUAAUAUUUUUGGAGUAGUUUUGAAAUAUUCAAAAUGUUUAUUUGUAUUGGAUCCCAGUAGAAUAAUAAUACUGUCAAAAAUAUGUGAUGGGAGAGGGUAAAGGGGGAGAGUUGACAUAUACAAAUCCCAUCCUAAAGUCAAAUCAGCACAGUCUUUGGUCUAUGCUUUGAGCUGUGACCAAACUUGGUUCACUUUAAUAUUAUUCUUAGAGUAAUACAGAUGAAUUUAGGGUUUUUUCUUCAAAUAAAAAGUGGAAUAUGUUAAUGUAAAAAGUUGCAUAUGUUAAUGAAGGUGAAUGGUGACUAAAUGCUUCUCUCUUCAGAUGACUGAUAGAAUUAACAGUCCUGAUGGGUUGAGAAAAUAAAAACAUAACAGUGGUCCAGUUAAUUACUUGAUGUGCUGGCAGCUUUAAAGUUGGCUUAAUAUGUGACUUUCAUACUGCAGGCGGUGUCAGUUGCCUUAAUCUAUAUCACACUGGUCCUAUUAAGGCAAUAUAAUUUAAUUGUGCCUAUAGGUUUGCAAGGUUUUAUGCCUCAGCACAACUCCAAAGAUAGGAAAGCUCAAUUAAUCUUGCAUCAAGACAGUUCUAACUUUUUAAAGCAUAUUUUAAGAACUUGACAUUGAAUAUAUAUAUAACUAUAGAGCCCCAAACCCACGCAUUAGUUCAUUUUUAGCUAAAUUUGUUGUAGUAUAAGAGUUGCUGUGAGCAUCAUAAAAUCUGAGUCAAAACACAGUGUUAAAAGCCGGUAGUAGUAAUGCUCUGUCUUGUCAAAUAAACUUGUUUGAGAUUAUUAGAACAGCUUGAGUGUUGCCAUGUAAUUUUGAAACUUCAGGGUACAUAAAGGCCAUCUUGAAAUUGCAUAUUCACCCCAUUAAAUGUUGUAUCUUUUAGUAGUUUCUUUUCUUUUUCUCCCUCUCCCUCACGCACCAACUAAUAUUUUUUGGGGGGGGGUGUUAAAAAAUAGUGCAUUAAUGUAACAUUGACUUUUGACAUCUGCACAGCAAAGCUCUGAGCAAAGGAUGACUUGAAUUUGUAGAGGUACUGAUACAGGAUAGCUGUUUCUUUCUAGAUGCCUUUUGUGAUGCAUUUAAACCUUUGAACUGAACUGUUCAGAGAAACAGCGCUUUCUGCAGCAAAUGCUCAUUUGCUUUUAAUACGUGUUCAAUAUUUUUGCAUUGGUCCUUGUAUUGAGGAAUAUAGCUGUUUGCAAUUUUUACAGUAUGUUCUUAAAGCACAACUCCCAGAGAUAGGUAGAGCGGCGUAUGUGUUGGAUGUUGUGUGUGUUCUGCAAGUUAAGUCUCUAGUGUUGCAGCGUAUUUAUAGGAUUUUGCUGCUUUUGUCUGUCUGAACGUUAGUAGUCAAGACAUCCGUAAAUAUUCUGUAUUUUUUUUGCAGUAUAAUUUUAUUUAUUUGAUAAACAAUAUUUAAGGGGACACAUUUGUAUUUUAAUAUUAACAUAGUUUUUUUACAACUGGAAGCUAGGGUCCAUUUUAAAAUUACAAUUCUGUCUUGUGCUGUCUGUCCUGAUAUGAGGUGUAGACUUUAAUCUAUUUUAUGCUAAUGUGGUUAGUUAUAAAGUUUUGGGUGGGAAAAGCGUGGGGAGGUAUGGGUUAACCUCAGCAUGGCAUUUUUUCAAACAUUUUUCGUGUGCUUAGGUACAUCCAAGCAGAAGUCAACUUCCCUUCAGGUAGCAGAUCAGGAGCUACUGUCACCUUUUCACCCAUACCAGCCUUUGGAAUGUAUAGUGGAAGAAACUGAAGGCAAGCUGAAUGAACUUGGACAGAGAAUUAGCGCUAUUGAAAAAGCACAGCUUAAAUCAUUGGAGUUAAUUCAAGGUGAACCUUUGAAUAAAGAUAAGAUUGAAGAGCUCAAAAAGAACAGAGAAGAACAAGUGCAGAAGAAGAAGAAAAUACUGAAGGAGCUGCAAAAGGUGGAAAGGCAAUUACAGAUGAAAACACAACAGCAAUUUACCAAAGAAUAUUUGGAGACCAAAGGUCAGACAGAGUCACCCCUUACCCAUCAGCAGCAGUGCCCACACACAGGUGUCCUCCCAGAAGUGGAAGGCAAUGAGGGUCUGCCUGGGGAUAGCUUUUCAGAGUUAUGGCAGGUUGACAGAAUCCUGGCAGGUAAAGAUGAGCAGCAGCACUCUCCACCAUCUGCUAAGCAAACCGGGUUUGUCCCUCUCCAACCUUUGUCAACGCCACAGUGUAAUUUUUCAAGUAACCUAGGCUGUAAUGGGACAGAUUCUUUUGAACUUCAGAAAGUAUUAGGUAAUCAGCAAAAUGUAGGACAACAGCAGCCAAUUGCAGGACAUGGUCAGGGGCUGUUAGUUCAAGAACCAGACGGAUUAAUGGUUGCCACUCCAGCACAGACGCUAACCGACACUCUUGAUGACCUGCUAGCAGGUGGGUUGAGAAAUAUGUUUUCUUGCAUUAAUGUGUGUGCUCCGUUCCCUCUGCCCUCAUUCCCUCUUGCAAUUUUCCCUUUGGGGAGUAUUUGUUUUAAAUAUAUUUCUUUCUUAGUGCUCUUAAUGUUGACAUUCAAGUUAUAAAUUCCCAAAUAUUUGGGUUGCAUUAUCAGAGGUUAAAUAUUAAUAUUUUGCUAUAUUGAAAUCUUCCUAUAUCAAUCAUUUGGGCUUCCACUUUAGUAGUAGUAACUUUUUAAGGAAAGCUAGUUACAAGAAACCAAAUGGUGUUUGAAUGUAUGGUGUUAAUGGAAAUAUGUCUAGUUGACACUUGCCUCUGAAGGUAUCACUGGGCUCAUGAUUUCAACACUCAUGUGAAGGUGCCAUUUGUAUGACCUGACACACCUCUGUAGGGACUGCGAGGAGAGUUUGAUGUAUUAAAACACCAGCAGCUUUAUUUGGAACUUAACCUACAGGCCUACUCAUUCAUAUAUAGUAAUAUCAGAAUAUCAUAUGCUUGUGAAAAUGAACACCCUUGAAAUAUGCUCUAACUACAUGGCAGCACUAGAAAUACUUGCAGCAGAAAGGAGAUGAUAGGUCCUGCUUAGGAACAAACUUAGCCUACACUAGCUAUUGUCAGCUUAGCUAUCACACCAUUUUAACAUCUUAAAUAAGAAUAGUUGAUUAAGACUAAUAGCGUAAGAUGCUAGGUAAGAAAAACCAUAUGCAUGGUUUAUGUAUAGACUGCAAGCUUUAACCUUCAUUGUAGAGUAAUUUGUGAGGCUGAAAGUAAGAAAAGGGCUUGCCCUUGUGGAGUUUGCAGUGAUGUGCUGGCUCCAUUUUCCUUUACUGUCUUUGGCAGAAUAUAGUUUUCCUUUGCGUUUGUAUCCUAAAUUGCUAAAACCAAUGCUAAAACUCCAAAGCUAAAACUGCUGUGGCCAUUCCUUUUAGAUGUUGAAGCUGUAGAUAGCAGUGUUUAUUUGAGUCUACUGCAGUCUGGAUGGGUCUUGGUUUUGUUUUGAAGCUAUAUUUGUUUUGUGUUGUGUAGUAGGAAUACUCCUUUUGAAUUUGAAAAAGGGAAUGUGAAAGGUGCCUCACCUAACUUGUAAAUAUAGUUUUUGCUUAUUAAAUGUUAAGUUAUUCUUCUUGUAAGGAAAAUAGCCCUCUUGAUGACCCUGUUAGCUCAUGUUCAAUAAAGUAAUACUAUCAGGUGCGAUAAAACAAGAAAAAAGAUUUCCUUUGGCUGGGUUGGGUUCAGAAAUAUAAUGCAGCAUAACAGAAUCCCUUGUAGGAGAAAGGAAAAAUGUUUAUGGAUCUAAAUGAAGUGCCUUUUACUUUUUUAUUGUGCCAGCAUUUUAUGGAUACAUUUUCAUAGAUGAUAUCUCAUAGAACUGGUGCUGUCUAAUCUGUUGGAAGUUUGCUUGAAAUGGAUAUCAUGUAAGUGAAGUGAUUUCCCAUCUAACUUACCAGCAGUAACCAUGUGCUCUGUGCUAUUUCCCUUCAACUCUGCCAAAGUGAGGACAGGAAAAAUAAAUCUCAUUCUGAUUUGGCUUCUUGAUGUCAAUAUGUGGCUGAUAAAUCUGAUUGAGAGAAGCAAAUACUAAAUAAACUUAAGUUUUAAUAGUGUAUAUAUCACCAACCAGGAACUAGGAGAGUUAGAAUUCAGCAUUGGGGGAAAUCAGAAAUUUGAGUAGGCAAAAAUCCACUUGAAAUUGAAUUGGUGUGAAGAUGUUUGGAAAAUGUGUAGUGAACUUACUAAAUUUAAUAAGGGAGCUCAGUUAAACUAAUUUGCCAAAGUUGUGUACUGUUUAUGAUUUAUGUCUUUUUGAAAGAUUAUGAAGCUGUUAGGUUUAUUGAAUAUGUAGGUUUCUGAAACCUACAGCAGACUUUGCAGUUCUCUGUUCCUCAUUUGCUCAAGUAAAAUGAUUGGGAAGGUUGCAUAUAUCAUGGAAGGAGGAACAGCUGUAAUUUUAGGGAUUUUCUCUAGUGCCCAGAUUAAAAAGAAGAGAAGAACUAUACUAGUGCUCAUUGCAGUGUCUGAAUCAGCUUAAUGGGCAGAUUCAUAUUUUAGAAGAAUAUGCAGAUACUUAUAAGUAUUGCAUUGUUAACAUCAUACCUGAUAGUAAUCAAUAUGCAGUCUUUGAUGUGGCUGACCAGAUUUUGAGUCAGCUUGAGUGAAGAUUGGUUAAUGCUUAAACUUCGUUAUUUUUUUAAUGGAAUUGCUAUUUCAAAGGAAAUACAGUGGUGCCCCGCAAGACGAAUGCCUCGCAAGACGGAAAACCCGCUAGACGAAAGGGUUUUCCGUUUUUUAGUUGCUUCGCAGGACGAAUUUCCCUAUGGGCUUGCUUCGCAAGACGAAAAUGUCUUGCGAGUCUUGAGAUUUUUUUCCGCUCCCCCCCCCCUUUUUCUAAGCCGCUAAGAUGCUAAUAGCCUUUUAGCAGCUAAGCCGAUAAGCCUUUAAUAGCCGCUAAACCACUGAUAGCGCUAAUCCGCUAAGCCGCUAAUAGGGUUGCUUCGCAAGACGAAAAAACUGCUAGACGAAGAGACUCGCGGAACGGAUUAAUUUCGUCUUGCGAGGCACCACUGUAUAUGAAUCAACAUUACUGGCUUCUAAACUACUAAUGAGCAUGUCUAGCAUUUCAGUAAUAGUCGAAAGAUGACAAAGAAAGUAGGCUUGCUGAUGACUUGAACUGGGAGGGACUGAAAUAUUUAUUUUAUUUUUUACAUCUGUCAUAUGCUCUUGAGGAUGGGAGAGGAUUGCAUACAGCACCUUGUGAGAAUUGGGCAAGUGGUGGUGGGAACGUUGCAGAGGAAAUGAGAUGUAAGAGUAUCUGGUGAUAUAAAAGCAAUGCUGGAGUGUUCAUGCAUGCAAUUUGAAUGUUAUGUUCAUGUUGUGAAUUGCCCUGAGACCUGCAGGUAUAGAGCAGUAUACAAAUUUAAUUUAAUAAUAAUAACAGGUACUCAAUAUUUGGUACAAAAAGGAGAUGAAACACUGUCUUCAGUGUAAAUGUCUUCUUGUCAUAUAUAAGCAACUAUUCUCUUUUAUGGAGAAGAAGAUGGUGAAAUAUUUUCCACAGCUACUGUGGGAAGUAGUAGGAAAAUACCAAAGCCCUACAACUUUGAAUUUUGUGUUAAGCACCCCUGCUCUCAAAUACUCAUUUAUACUUUAUUUCAUUGAUUCACUGGAUUUACACUAAAUUUCACAUUGAGCUUUCAAUUCAGAUUACUAUGAUUUUGGGGAAAGCUGUUGAAUUUCUUAACCAUUGUUGGUAAAGGCCACAUUUGGAGUGCAUAUUUGAAUGUUUAUUUUUUGUUGAAUUUCCCCAUUUAGGACAGUACUAAAUAUAAAUCUAGGUUUGUUUCGUUUGUUUUUUAAAAAUGGGAAAACUUCACCAGAAUCCCCCAGUGGAAGGAGAAUUAACUUUUGCCAUCAUAGUCGUAAAAGAAAUAAAGGCAGUAGGUGGCUUACAUGAGGUGAAAUGCUCAGCUAUUUAAUCACUUUAGGACUACUACCGUCUUCCCUAAAAUAUAUGUACGUUCCCUUGUAUGCAACCAGAUCUUAGUUUGUGUACACUUGGAUUUCAAAAUCUAAAGUGUGAAAGUCUAAGAGCCAAACAUGUAUGUUCCCUGUGUUCUGAGAACUUCUUGCAACAAAAACCUUGCGUAACAUUCCCCUCAUAGUUUUUUUUGGGGGGGCGGGAAGGAACCUGUAGUAAGUCAAAGGUGUAAAUUUCAAAUUUCACAAGUAAACAAAGUAUCCAUGUUUAAGAAUAGCAAGAUCCUAUUAUUUAAUUCGAUCAACCCUAAAUAGUGGUAUGACAUACCAAGAAAUGAAUUUCAAAAUUUCUCCCUGGGCAGGAAGAAAUCAUGUAAAUGAUUUAAUUGCAACAAGUGUUCAUACACUAGACUUCACAUACUUAAAAAAAAAAAAAAUCCUGUAUGUAGGCAAUUUUUCUCUCUCUGUACAUUAAGUACCCAUUGGCAAGAAAUUGUCUUUAUUUUUAUAUGGGCCAUCACAGCAUCUUGUGUGUUUGUUGAGCUGGCUAGUAGUUGCUUUUAUUCAUUAACGCAGUUAAGAGAUGCACCUAUCUCUUUUUUCAGAAGUCCUUUUCAUUUAUAGAACAUAACUACUGGCUACCGAUGGCAGCUCUUCUUCUAGCAAGACACAUUGCUUUUGCCUGGGAAAGAGGAAUGUUGUAAUCUUUCCAGAUCAUAAAUUAGACAAUUGUGAAAGUGAAAGAAACAACAUAAUUUGAUUAAACAUAAUGUCUGGAUUAAAUUUUUGCCCAGUUAAAUUUCCCUUACCCUUUUGUAUGUAUGGCACUGUAACACGUUUCUCUGUUGCUCUUCUUGGCUCUCAGGUUCUGCUUACUCAGUGAGAAGUGUCAGAGAAUCAUAGCAUCUCUCCUUUUGUUUUGUUAAAUUGGCUCAUGGCUUGCUCACUCUUUUCCCAACAUCAUGCUUCAGCUAGCCCAGCCAAAGGAAGAUGUAGAACUGCUGGUGCCUCUUCUUACCUCUUUAAAAAGACCAUUGGUCUCUGAAGGAGGGUCCUGUACUUGCUGUGUCUGGUGGCUGAUAGAUCUUUAUUGGCAGUGAACUGUGCAGGCAGCGGUGUGUGUGAGAGAGAGGGAGAGAGAGAGUGGAUGUUGUGAUCAAUGAAAGCUGCUGUGCUUACUACUGGGAAAGAGCAGGUGCAUCUAGCUGAUCAUUGUUGGAAGUGAAAUGCCAGAGGAUUGUGGGUGUGGGUGCACACAUACAUUUAUUACUCCUCCAUUGUGUGCCAUACCACCCCUCUCUUGUGCCUUGCUGCAUUAGUUUCCUUCUCUGAGGUAGAAGGAGUAGGAAAUCAGUAUAUUGUAUUCUCUUGUAUUCCUGUGUCUGUCCUGCUUGCUGCAUGCUCUUCUGAGAGAUUGGAGAAGGGUGAUCAGUUGAAUUCUCUUUAAUCAAGUUGUAGCUGUAUAUCAGAUGAGUCCUCAAAAUUAAGCACUGCAAAACAGUAAGUUUUAAUUUCGUGUCUAACUGUAUGCUUGGAUAGGCAAUGGUUAAUUCAGGAAUCUGUGGAAUGUGAUGCAGUCAGUUCCAUGGUUUCUUAAAUGCCCCCCUUGUUUCUUGUUCUCCUUUGUGACUCUUUCACCAAAUAUUUACAUGAUACCACCUCUUUCCUUACAAAUCCCUUCUCGGGCAAUUUUUCUACAAGGUCUUUGGCCCCAUCUCCUUGUUCUCAUCCCUAUUUGAGACAUUUAAUUGUUCCAUGUUACCUUUGGGGUUCUCUGCCAUACUUUCCAUCUGCUCCUUUAUCUUGUGUAAAUUGUAAAUUCAUUAGAGGCAGUAACCGUACCACUGGUUUGUUACCUGUAAACUGCUACUGGCUGUGAUGGGACUAUAAAUGCAAGUACUGUCUUUUCUACCUAGUGCCUUCUUGUAAUGUAAGCUGAUACUACCAUAUUUACUCGAAUCUAACGCUCACCUUUUUUGGCCAAAUUACAGUGCGAAAAUUAAGGUACACAUUAGAUUUGAUGGCACAUUUACAUUUGGCACCAAAUACUUUGCUUGGUUUCAAGGUUCUGAAAAUUGAGGUGCACAUUAUAUUUGAUGGCACAUUAGACUCGAGUAAAUACGGUAUGUCACUUCAGUUGGUCCAUAAAGAUUUGGAUAUUGUCUCUGCUGACAUUGACCAUGGGUGCAAUACAUACUUACAUUUCAAAAGUUAAAGCAUCCAUUUUAAGUUGUCCACCAGAAAUGAAAACAUAGAAGGAUUAUAGAACUGUAGAGUUGGAAAGAACCCUGAGGAUCAUCUAGUCCAACUGCAAUCUAGUCCAAUCUUUUAUUCCAAUCAUUUACGCUUCAGCAUUUUUCUGGGCAGAUUUGAGUGAACUUAACUUCUGUAGGUAUAUAAUGGCUAACAAUGAUUUGUGAAAGCACAGCUCAGGGUCGCUUUUAGUGUUUUAUGUCUUUAAAAAGAUAACUCUUUUUAAAUGUAUGUGGUAUGGUGUCUUCUGUGACUGAGUGUGAACUGAUUUGGGAACUUGGAAGUUGAAAGCAUCAAUUUCGGGGAUGUCACAUAAAUUUCAGAAAGAAAUUCGAAGAUUCCCUGGUGUAUUUAAAUUAUGAAGUUAUAUUCAGGUUCAGAUAUGAGAUGUCACUCAUAUGUCUAUACAUCCCCCUCCCCCCGAUUUUUACAGGGAUUGCAUUCCUGGCUCUGAGCAUGUCAGCGGAGUGCACAGAAGCCAACCCUCUUUCACUCCAUUCUGGACUAUUCCAAAAGCAGUCAGUUGCGCAUCAGUUGAACGCAUGCAAAAUGAUCGCCACCUGUACAGUGUUGUCAGCCAAUAUUGACAACUUUGAACAAUUAGCUGGUGAAAGUUUUAUAUAGUAAACUGGAAAACUCUCAGAAGCUCUUGUUUCACACUGUGCUCCUUUUUUGUACUACUUUGUCCUGCUGCUGGAAUUUGUGUAGUACAUGGGUGAGGAACCUGUGGCCCUCUAGAGGUGGUCAGACUCCACUUCCCAGCAACCUCAGCAAAUAUGACUAGUGGUCAGGGAUGAAGAGAGUUAGAAGUUCAGCAACCUCUGGAGGGAGACAGGUCAUCCAUCCCUGGUGUAGAAAGUUGUUGCAAGUUAGGUGGGAAAUAGUAGCUAGCUUUGUGCACAAUUUUUACUCAAUUUCUAUAGUGUAAGCUACUGCUUUUAAUACCACUCUGAUCAGCCUAAGUUCAGUUGACCUCAAGGUUUAAUGUGAAAUCAAAACAAGUGUCCUCCCUACUUGAAUGGCACUUAAAGAAAAAAUUGUCAUGGUAUACAUUGUGUACAGUCAGGUUUACUCUCAAUCCUCAAUCCAUUUGAAUACCCUUUUGUGUAUUUACAUUUCAUUCGAUGUAAAGAAGACUGCAUUGUCAGUUGUUGUUUUUAAAAAUAACUGGUAUGGAAAUAUUGAAAUUUAUUGCUUACAUUUGUUCUUUUCAUGUGUUCAAUUCAUUUUGAAUGGGUUGGAUCCAGACUUGACCUCAUGCAAAUGGAAAGACUUACUUUUAUUUGCAGAAAGGGCCAAGAUCCAGCAGAGGAUUCAUCUAGAUCAGGGUUUCCCAAACUGGGAUUUCCAGCUGUGGUUGGACUACAACUCCCAUCGUCCCUAGCUAGCAGGACCAGUGGUCAUGGUUGUACUAGAUGGCUCUUACAGGUCCCUUCCAAUAUUACAAUUCUAUUAUCUCAACUACAUUGCUUGACAGUAGCUUGCUCUUGCAACAAUUCACUUCUCCCAGUAUGCAGCGUUCGAAAUUCGCCUGGCACAUUUUGAACUUGGCUAUCAGCCACUUGCGCCAAGUGAAGAUGCCUAGGCGCCAGGACGGUACCUGAUCUCUCCAACCAUCUGGAGGUGUAUGCCUGGGGAUUCUUGGAUCCUGACUGUGCAGAUAAAAUAUAGCAGAUAGAAUUAUACAGAUUGUGUUGCUAGUGUAUGAAAACAGUCAGGAUCCAAGAAUCCCCAGGCAUGCACCUCCAGAUGGUUGGAAACGUCAGGUACCAUCAGAAUGAAUUUCAGGAACCAAAAAAUUGUUUUGAAAAAUAGGACUUUCAAGCCAUCUGGUCCAAAAAUGGCAACUAGGCAUUCCAUUUUGGCGAUUGUAACCCUUGUUAAAGGAGCCAUUUGACUCCUAGCUUAUAUUGAUUUUCUAAUACUGCCAGUAUGCAAGAAACUGGAAAUAGUAUUAACUGUGGACUAAGGCAGAGGUUUUAAAACUGUGGUCUGUGAGUUCCAUUUGGGUGGCCUGUGGAAAGGCUGCAGUACAGUCAAAUAUAUCUGUACUCAGCUACACACUUAAUUUUUUUAAUGUGAUGAUAAAGGACUAAGAUGCCCAGCAAGGGGUCCAUGAUUUGCACGGCAGCACAGAAGCACAUGACAUGCAUCUUUUGCCACAUAUGAGUCAGCUGGCUCGAUGGAAAUGUCAGUUGCCAACAUGGCACCCAGAAAUCUCCAUGUAGUUGCAGUUGGACUUGUUUCAGCAGCAAAAUACACCUGGCACCCAGGGAAUUUCAAACACUACUCCAGAACAAGAGAAUAGGGAAUCAGUGAAAAUUUCUUCCCCACUUUCCUCCAGCAUGGUGUUCUGUGUGUGAAUAGUGUGGAUCUAACCCAGUGUGUAAUGACCAUUCAGCAGAUGGGAAUUUUAAUCUUAAAUGUAAUGUUUCAUAGCAGUACGUUUUUUAUAAGUAGUUGACAUAACAAUUUUAGUACUAUUUGAUGGUUGUAUUGUUUCAUACUUCUUAUUUCCUGUAAAACAAAAUAAUCUGGCCUAGUUAGCUUUAAGCCACAAAAUGUGAAUUAUGAAAGUGUCACCUGCUUAUAUGUAAAAGGUUUAACAGUCUAGAAAAUGUCUCAUGAUGGGAUUCUGCAGCACUUGGAUACAAUCACAAAUCUCAACAGCAGCCAUCUCUUAGUUACUUUAGAAUGCCUUUGAAUAUGUAGAUGGGGUGAUCCAGUCAAUAUUGUAUACAUUGAAAAAGCUUUUUAUAAAAGCCCUUCACCAAAAUUUGUUGAAUAAGCUUAGCAGUUACAGGAUAAGAUUAACUAGUUACAGGGUAGGAAGAUAAGAUAAGAUAAACUUUAUUCGCAUUAGCCAAUGGCCAUAGCAACAUAAAACAAGCAAUAUAUACAAAUAAAAUAUAGACAAAUAACAGGGCAGGAAGCAGAGAAUUAGGAAUAACUGGGCAGUUCUCACAAAGGAGAAAGUGAGGAAUGGCCAAUCCUGAAUGAUUUAUAUUAGGAUUGGUGCUUUUUAAAUUGUUCAUAAAUGACCUGGAUUUGAGGUGACCAAAUUUUCUAAUGACACCAAAUUUUUCAGUGCAGUAAAAAUGAAAAGUGAUUGUGAAGAGCUCCAAAAGGAGCUCUCCAAAGUGGGUGAAUAGGUAUUACAGUGACAAAUUCUGCAAAAUUGUGCAAGUUGGAGUGAAAAAUCAUAACUAAUGGAGUCUGAGCAUUCAAUAGUUGAUUUUGGUGGAUAGCUCAAUGAAAAUGUUAACCUAAUAUGUGGCAGCUGGAAUCCUUUAGGGAAAUGCCUUAAACUAAAACAUCUGAUAGUGUAAUGUCUUUAUAUAAAUCUAUGGUACAAUCACACUUUGAAUACUAUGUGCAGUUCUGGUCAUGAUCAAGGAGCCGGAGCAGCUCCUGCAAGUAAAGGUUACAAUACUUGAGGCUUAAUUUAGAAUAAAGGAAAAUAUAGGGAAGGUGUAAUAGUGUCAAAGUGUGCAUGUUUCAGAAAAAAUGUGUAGAGAUUUUUUUCUAUAAUAGUAGGACCUUGAGUUACCCAAUGCAGGUUUGCAAUUAAUUUUCGCUGAGCUUGCUUACUUAGAAUCAAAAUUCACUGAAACUGAGUAUCUGUGAGUCAGUUCUUUACAUGUUGUAUUUUAUUAUUGUGCGGCUUCAGGAGUGUAGCUGGUAAGUCAGAUAGAACCGUAGCAUAUUGAUGCUAAAGUCUGUAAUACCAGCGUAGUCCAUCAAGUUUGAAGGAGGCUACACAUGUAAAAUAUGAUGCCUGUCUUGAUUUUGGGGGAUGAGGAGAGAUCUUUUCCUAUGCCUGCUUCCAAAUAUUUUAAAGGGGUAUACUUCAGAUCUUACAUGUGUGCCCUUCACACGCUUUAGGGUGUGAGUGUGUAUACAUACACACCCACCCACACACCAGAGUACAAAAUUUAAAGUGAAAAUCUAUCCUAAGUGUUUCUGUGGUUGGGGUACAAUUUUGCAUUUCCCUGUUAGUUCAUUAUUCAAUAACAAGUUUAGUAAUUAAUAAGACAUGAUUUCUCUGGGAAAGGAGCUCUUUAUGCAAGUGAUGUUAAAUGUUAUCCUUUUUUCCAGCUGUUAAUAGCAGAGUGCCUACUGGCUCCAAUUCUUCACAUGCUACAGAAUCGCCUACACCUGAACCUUGUUCACAAACACUCAGUGUCACUUCUCAAUCUGUGCUCCCCACGUAUCCUUCAGUUGACAUUGAUGCCCACGUGAGUAAUGUAGAUAAGUUAUAAAGCUGUUUUUGUUAUAAUAGUUGUUUCUGUUAUAUAACAGAGUAGUAAUAAGGUGUGUAUGUAGUAAACCUAACAUAUCCUUUCUACUGUUAAGACGGAGAGUAACCACGAUACUGCGCUGACUCUUGCAUGUGCUGGUGGUCACGAAGAGCUCGUCUCUGUAUUGAUAGCACGUGGUGCCAGUAUAGAACACAGAGACAAGAAGGGUAAGCUACUGAAGUGCUGCUGUUUGUUGGUAUUUUUUUCAGGGCUUGAUGCAUGGAUAUUGGACAUUCCAUUACUUUUCAUAACUUUCUAGCUCAUAGAAGAAAAACUGCUUUGAAACAGUUUUGGGGGGAAUUUAAUGUUUGUUAUAUGGAACUUUGAGCAUUAACUGAGAAUGGAGGAUAUGUUUUUUUUAGCAGAGGCUUCUUGUUAGCUUUUUGCCCCCCACCACAAUUGCUUUAUCACAAACUCAAACACUGACUGUUCAGUGAUUUCCAUUGCCAAUAUUUAUUGUGAAUUAUUGGCUUUAAUACACAACUUUUCUUUCUACCUCUUUGCCUCUCGUUUGAAAAUGGCUUCUAAUAUAAUAAUCUCUAUUAGGAUUUACACCGCUAAUUUUAGCUGCAACUGCUGGACAUGUUGGUGUUGUAGAGAUCCUUCUAGACAAGGGUGGAGAUAUAGAAGCACAAUCUGAACGUACUAAGGACACUCCACUUUCAUUAGCAUGCUCUGGUGGACGCCAAGAGGUAAAUGUUAUAAUCUAUCAUAUUCUUUAGUCUUAAGUUAGGAGAAGAGAGCAUGAAUGUAGCAGCCUGAUAUGUCCCCUUGCUCCCUGAAACAUUUUUUUUGGGUAUAUUUUAGUUUAUAAGUAUACAUAUUGUAUUGAACAUGUUUAAUUUUUUAAUUUGUGGAUUGCCAGUAGUAGAAAUUUGUUUCCUACAAACAUCCUUUAAAAUGGCUCUUGAUAGAUUUGAUUUUGUCAGUCAGACAAACAAGAUUCUUCAAAAUCUACUCUGGUGUGAAAAAGGCAUCCAAGUUGGACUGUCCAUACUCCCCAUACUGCUCAGGAUGGGCAGGUAUCAUGCAACCUGUAACUGUAAAAGGUAAAGGACUCCUGGGUCGAAUUCGUCUAUGGAGUGUGGUGCUCAUCUUCACUUUCAAGCCGAGGGAGCUGGUGUUUGUCCACAGGCAGCUUUUCUGGGUCAUGUGCCCAGCAUGACUAAACCACUUCUGGCACACGGAACACCUUGACAAGUUCCAGAGUGCAUGGAAAUGCCGUUUACCUGCCGCCGUGGUACCUCUUUAUCUACUCAUGCUGGUAUGCUUUCAAACUGCUAGGUUGGCAGGAGCACGAGCUCACCCUGUCGCACAGAUUUGAACUGUCGACCUUACGAUUGGCAAGCCCAAGAGGCUCGGUGGUUUAGACCACAGCACCACCCACAUCCCACCUGUAACUGUAUACCAGAUCUGAGUCCAAGAGAGAUUUUACUCUUCAGCCUGCUUUGCCCAGGAACAGAGCUGAAUCUUCCAUGUCCUUUCUCUCAUUUCUGCAACACCUUUUGUGACUUCAGUAGCUUCUACACCUUCACCAGUUUUACCUUUUCCAGUUCUUGUUAUUAGUACCUUUUUGUUGCCUUCUCCAAGUUCCAUUUGAAAAGGAAAAAGAAAACAAUGCACUCUGUAAGAAGGAAAAUUUCCUCCAUGCAAUCAGACAAAAAAGGGCAUGUUGGGAUCUGCGGGGGGGAAAGAAUCAACCAACCAAAUGUUUAUUCGGCUUUACGCCCAUCAUAAAACACAACACACAAAACAAAUCAAAUAAAACAGCGGUCUCGAACAAGCCACAAGUAAUAAAACACAAUUCACAGCUCACAAGGACAAAUAUUGGCAGAUCAAAACAGAAAUUUAAGAUUAAAGUUAAAAAUUUGGGCACUACGCUAAAUCAAUUUCUGAUGUCAAUAUCAAAAAUUCUUAUAAGUAUCAAUAAUCAGUUAGCAUUCCAUUCCGUCUCUUGUACGAGAGAACGGCUGUUAGGAAUUUAGCAACCUGUAGAGUAAUAUAAGGAUCUACAUCUUGAAGAACCCAGGCAAGCUGUAGGUCUACUGGUUUGUCAGCCAUAGGCUGGAUUAUGGAGUUUAGUAUACUAGCGCGAGCUAAACUGUACAUAGGGCAGAUAAACAUAACAUGAUGUAAAGAUUCAGAUGUUUUCAUUUCACAAGCACACAUUGAAGGGACUUGGCCCUUAGUGAAUCUAUGUCUCAGCACGUUUGUUGGGAAAACAUUGAACCUGGCUCUAAUGAAGGCAUAUCGGUGAGAUGCGGCUAUAAGCGAUGUUAAGUAGGACGGAGCACGAUAGAUAGGGGUUAUACCGAGAUUUAACGGGGAGCAGGCUCCACCACCAGCUAAGAAAUUUUGGUAUAGCUCCACAUCAUCCAGCCUUUGAUUUAUACACCUUUUUGCCGCGUUUAGAUCCAGUUUGAGCAAUUCCGUGGGCGAGAUCUCAUAGGACAGCAAUUUGGCAUGGAUUUUUCCUGACCACAAAUUUGUAAAGUCAUCCCGCCACAUGCAUUGAAUGAGAUAGUGGUUCGGUAGUUUAUGCCAUAGGGAUAUCCAAUAAAUCAAAACUCUCCUCCAUAAAACUAACUCCACUGAGGGGAUCUUCAUUUCUAAGCGAAUAGCCGCAUUACUUACGCAUGUUGGUAGUUUUAAAAGUCGGCGCAAGAAUUGGCUUUGAAGCGACUCUAAAGGUGAAAGGUUUGCAAAGGCAGCCCAUAAAGGUGCAGCAUAGGCCAUUGUGGCCAUCACUUUGAUGCUAUACACUUUCAAGGCCGCAGGAAUGAAUAAGGCCCCCUCAGAGUAGAAAAAACGGAGGAGGGAGUGUGAUAGGGCUUUUGUCUUGUUUUGAAGAUAUUCAACGUGCUCUUUCCACCCUAGAUUAUAUUGAAAAUAAAUUCCUAAAUAUUUAAAUUUAUGUACUUGUUCAAUAUUCGUGCCCUCCAAUUUCCAUGAAUAUAAUUUUCGACUCCUUGAAAAUAUCAGUACUUUGGACUUGGUGUGGUUGAUAGACAGAUGAUUAGAAUGGCAAUAUGAUGCAAAAAUCUUUAGUGCCCUCCUUAAACCCACUCUGGAGUAAGAGAGUAGUACCGCAUCAUCUGCGUAGAGAAGUAAAGGACAACGAUAAUCUGCUAUACGGGGGGUGUGGAUAAAUUUUUGUGAGUCGAUUAAUGGGUUCCUCAUAUCACUGAUAAAUAAGUUAAAAAGAAGAGGCGCUAAAAUACAACCCUGGCGUACACCCUUAUUUACUGGCACUGGGUUAGUUAGGUCUCCAGCAGGGGAUAUUCUUACCCUGGCCACGGACCCGGCAUGAAGUUGGGAGAUAAGCCACAGGAGCCUUCUAUCUAUUCCCCAGCAGGCAAGUUUAUCCCAUAGUAAUUGCCUCGGAAUACUAUCAAACGCAGCUUUCAAAUCUAUGAAGGCUGCGCAAAGUUGGCCCCGUCGAGGUGUCGAGUAUUUCCGGGCUAAGUGAUAAAGAAUAAUUGCCUGAUCUGUUGUGGAUCGGUUUAAUCUAAAUCCAGCUUGCUCAUGCCCAAUCAGGUCAGCCUCAGCUGACCACUUCAUCAGCCUUGCCAGCAAAAAACGGGCAUAUAUUUUCCCAAUGGACGAUAGCAGACUGAUAUUCCGGUAAUUCCCUGGGUCACCGGAGAACCUUUUUGUAGAUAGGAAUUAUAAUGGCCUCCUUCCACGUACCUGGUAUUAAGCCCGUGGCAUUUAUUGCGUCAAACGUUUUUGCUAAAAUCCCUGCCCACCAUGCAGAAUGUAGCUUUAUAGCCUCAACAGGGACCAAAUCUGGCCCAGGGGCCUUACCAGUUUUCAGCUCAGCUAUCAAUUCUAGGAUUUCAGCAGGGUCGGUAUUGUGCCAAACGGGAAGGGGAUUAGAAGGUCUCCAGCGAGUGGCCGGAGCUUCUGCCACUGAGAAAUAUUUUCUCAGGAACUGCUUCCAUGUAGGGGCCGGGAUCACCGUUAAGGGGUAUUUCGUGUUUCUUCCCAUUAUUAAGGACCAAAAUUUCCGGGAGUUAUGAGAUUUUGCGGUAGAAAUUAUAGUCUGCCAGCGAUUUAAAUGCCAUUCCCGUUUGGCCGAUUUCUGGGCCUGUUUGUAUGCUUUUUUAGCCAGGGAAUAAGAUGGAGGUAAGGCCAGAGCGCCGGAAAGUUUAUAGUCAUUAUAUAUUGUAUGUAGAUGGAGUGGGGGGGAAAGAAUCAGUACUUUGCUGCUUUCAAGCCUCACAAUGCAAUCUAGGGACUUUGACAAAUGUUACAUUUCCAUUGAUCACACACUUGCCACGAUUUUGAAAUUCCUGAAGUCCUAGAAGCCUGUUGCAGGAAUGAAAGAGAGGGAAGCUAGAAUAGGGAGCUCUGUUCCUGGUCAAGGCAGGAAAGUAGAGAAGAGUCUGGAGCCACACAAUUUCAGGUCACAUGAGUACUCUGUGUCCUGGGCAGUACAACAAGACAGCCCAUUCUGGAUGCCUCCACAUCAAACCAGGAAGAGCCUUCAUGGUAAGCAACCAGUGUUCUGUUCUGUGGAUUUUUUGUAUAUAGAGCAGGGUUUCCCAAACUUUGGUCUCCAGCUGUUGACUACAACUCCCAUCAUCCCUAGCUAGCAAACCAGUGGUCAGGGAUGGUAGGAAUUGUAGUCCCAAAACAUCUGGAGACCCAACUUUGGGAAACCUUGAUAUAGACUAUUGUAGGAUUCUCAGUACCAUUAAAAACAUACAAACUAGUGAAACUAAUUUUGAGGAGUGCUCUGCUGCCGUAAUCUCUCUAUACUCUAAUGUCAAUUGGCAACUGGUUCUUUGUAUAGCCAUUGAGGAAAAUAAAGGAUUAAAAAAGAACCUUGGUUCCCUGACUUGCCAUUUUGUAUUCUAGCUAUUUAUAGAUUUAACAGUUUGGCUGUUUGUGAAUUCCACCCAGUGCCAGAGUAUUGUUAUCCUCUGAUCCUGCUAAUAUUGUACCUUUCAGGUUGUUGACUUACUGCUGGCACGAGGCGCAAAUAAAGAACACAGGAAUGUGUCUGAUUAUACACCUCUUAGUCUUGCUGCAUCUGGGGGAUAUGUUAAUAUUAUUAAGAUCCUGCUUAAUGCUGGAGCGGAAAUUAAUUCAAGGUAACAGGCUGCGUUUAUUGGGCUCUGUGGCAUGCUGCAUUUGCCACUUCUGGUUCUAUCUUGGGAGGAGGAAUAAAGGGGAUGUCUAAGUCAACUGAUCUAUUUUGAUCCUAUUCAGUUGUAUUAAACUAUCAUAAUACGGGCUCCUGGUAACAAAUGUGCAAUUUUUUUAUGUCUGUUUUUUAUAUAUUAAAAGCUCACAUGCUUUGUUAGUAGAUUUCCCCCCUCAAAUUCCUGCUAGUGUUUUUGGCAUGUAAAAUGGUGGUAUCAAGUGAGACCAGUCUGCUUUAGUCUGCUCUAGUCUGCUUUUGUCAGUUAAGUUUGUAUUCGAUUUUUCUGUAAACUUGUGUCUAUUCUUCCAGGGGGGGAAACUUGUUUUCUGUACAUUUGUCUAGGUUAUUUUGUUCUGGUGGUUGUAUUAAUUAUCUCUUCCCUCUAGGACUGGGAGUAAGCUAGGCAUUUCUCCUCUGAUGUUGGCGGCUAUGAAUGGCCAUGUUCCUGCAGUGAAGCUGUUGCUUGAUAUGGGCUCUGAUAUAAAUGCUCAGAUUGAGACCAAUCGGAAUACAGCGCUCACUUUGGCCUGUUUCCAGGGCAGAGCAGAGGUGGUCAGCCUGCUUUUGGACAGAAAAGCCAAUGUUGAACAUAGGGCAAAGGUGAGCCUGCAGAUAGCUUUCUUCUCAAACAGACUUGUGGUAAAAAUGGUUUUGGCAAUAGACUUAGUUUAAAGCUUCCGGUUUUAACUAUUUCAGUAAUUUGAAAUCAAGCCAACUUAUCUUAUCCAUCACUGAGUAUUGGAAGGCUUUAUUGCUUUUACUUUAAUAAAUGUACCAUUAUUCAUGAUACCACAUCAUGGCUGACAUUGCCUCAAAAGCUACACCUGAUGGCAAGAUACCUUACUGGUUAUCAUACUGGUUUUCACAUAGUGGGUUGCAGCUAUCCAAGCUAAAGUGGAUUGCAGCCUAAAGUGCACCACACCACUUGUUUUGAUAUUAAAUUAGAGUGAAGAGAAAAUUGAAGCAGAUAUGAAACUUAUGUACUUUUGUGUGGAAUAGGGAAUUUUGGCAGCUGUUUUUUUCUUGCCGUUGCAUAAUAGAUUGUAACUGUAAAGUAGAGAGGCUCUCACUGUUGCAAUAGCCUCUUUUUUUGCUGGUGGUCCUAGAGAGAAAAGGCAAAAGAUGAACAGUGAAAAAAUUGAGUGGCUCCUAUAUUGGAGGUGGGUGUUAAAGAUGAAUUCUGGAUCUGAAAAGGAUUAAGACUACCGGUUUACAGUAGGAGUGAGGAACCUCUGGCCUAUAGACCAGAAGCCUCCUCAUCUGCCCCACCAGCCUCUUCUUCCAGAGUCUGCCUACUCCAUGUCCCAGUUUCUCUGGCCAAGCAACAAGAGAGUGGUGGUGGAAGAGAUUACGAGCUGUCCAAAGAGUAAAAGAUUGUUAUUUUUCCAUGGGCAGUUUGCUGCAGUGUGUGUAGGAUAUAUUGGAUGGUUGUGGCUUUAUUCUUCAACACAAAGGAAUGCAGCUCUCGAAUCGAAAAAAGUUCCUCAUUGAUCGUUCCUCACUUCCUGUCAAUUGAUCUUUCCUCACUUCCUGUCAAUAAGGGGAGAGAAAAGAGGAAAGGGAUGGGGAACCUUCUGCAAUUCGAGGACCGCAUUCCCAUUUGGACAACCUGACAGACGGUGCAUGCCAGUAGUGGCAAAGACCCACUUCUCUUCCCUUAUUGACUAAAAGUGCAGAACCCUUGAGGUAAAUUGAAGAUUAAAGAAAUACAUUAGCUUUGACUCAGUUUAGUUCCUGAACUAUAGCCCUGUGGGAGCCUCUGCAGGAGGAGUCGUACAGGUGUAUUGGAGAGAAGCAGGAAACAAAAGCCCAAACACUAGCCAAAGAAAAUGCAAACUGCAAAGUCUUGAAUAUUGUGGUGAGCAGAUUAAUAUUAACAUUCUGAAUAUCAUGCUAGUAAAUAAGUGAUGAGGUACUUUUGUUCAAAUUGUUCAAGUGUGCAGUGUUCAAGGCAGCAAAGUUCUAUACUAAAGCAAAGCAUUGUAUUUUGAUGUAACAUCCAUUAAAGUGAACAUUUAUGCUGUACAGAUGCUUCUUGAACAUAAUAGUCCCAAGACCUUACAGCUUUUUUUUUGACUUGUGAAUCCAUUGUGUGUGACUCUAGCUACCCUGAGUGAUGUUGAUAGGUCUUGCAUUCAUUGGGGUCCUUACAUAGUGAAAGAGGUUGGCAACUGUUUCUAAUUAUGUUUAGAACUGCUUUAUAUAGACUCUGUUUCAAACAUUCUUUUAAACAGACUGGGCUCACCCCUCUGAUGGAAGCUGCUUCUGGAGGUUAUGCUGAAGUUGGAAGAGUUCUUCUUGAUAAAGGAGCAGAUGUCAAUGCUCCUCCUGUGCCUUCCUCAAGAGAUACUGCUUUAACAAUUGCAGCAGAUAAAGGCCACUACAAGUUUUGUGAGCUCCUGAUUAAUCGGUAUGUCAUUGUUUUUACAUGAAUAACUAUAACGACUAGAGUACCCACAUACAAAAGUAGGUACCAGCAGACUCAGAAGAACCUGGUGGUUUUGCAGCACUAUAUAAAAAAGCCACAGGGAGGAGCAAAAACUAGUUCCUUAAAAUUCAAUGGCAUAGAACGUUGAGACUGGCAGCAUUCACACAUCAUAGUAAACCAUAGUUAAUGGUUUACCAUGUGACUGCAGAAGGCUCCUGCUUCACUCCUUCCCUCUAACUAGUGGAACUUAGCAUUGUAAUAUACUAAAGUUCUGCUCCUAACAAACCACAAAGUUAAGCCAGGCUUACCAGUCAUGAUUUGUUUGAAUGAAACAAACUACCUGGUGUUGGACAUAAUGCUAAACUUGGUUUGUUGCUCCUGCUAGCUAGAGGUGCUGUGUGAAAAUGUUGCAAUCAUCGUUUGGAGUAAACCAUUGACUAUGGCUUACUAAAGGGGUGAGGAAGCUGUGACCCUCCAGAUGUUAAAUUCUGCAACUCCCAUCAUCUCUGGCCAUUCUGACUGUGGUCGAUGGGAGUUUAGUCCAACGACAUUUGGAUGUGUGCAGGUUCCCAUUCUUGCGUCUACUGUAACCUACAAACUGGGCUAUUUGAGUGAAGGGGGAAUUGCCAACUGGGUGGGAGGGGGAACAGAGUGGAACAGCUGGGAAGGAUUGUAGGAGAGAGACAGAUGUUAAGAGGUGCAGAGAACCAUCUCAAAUGAAGUUCAUUCUCCAUAUUACAGAUUGAAAGGGCUUGUGAUAGGGAGAAUAUAGCAGCCCUGCAGUGUAUUUAACAUGCUUUACUGGUUGGACUGAACCAGAGUACAAACCCUGCACUGUUAUCCAUUGCAUUUAUCUCCACAUUGCAAGCUGGGUUCAGAAAGUAGCAUGCAACAACCCUGCAGUAUAAUUCACUGUUAAUAUUGCCAGUCAGGGGUGGUCACUAUUCUAAAACUGCCCCUUUAGACUUUCCUUUGGGCCAAGUCAAGCACUGAGUUGCAUUUACAAAGACCAUUGCUCUAUUGAUUUUCAUGCAGACUGUAACUAAAAAAUUUGUAACUAAAAAUAUUUAUUUUACACAUGAAGUCAGACCAGAAACUCCUGUCUUUGAUGCUCACUUUUGUGUUUUCCACUUCCUCAGCCACAAGUUCACAUAAUAUAUGCACCCAUGAUAACACCGCAGCUCUUAGUUGUGAGACCCCACUUGUAAGAUAGUAAAGUCAAUUCAGUCCCAUGCAUAAGAGGGAAGUAUCAGCAAGCUUGGCAAGGUUUGCAGAAAUAAAAAAAGAAAAACUUACAGAGAAAAAAGCCACUUUGCAUGUUCCGAUUGACAUAGUGCUAACAUGUUAGGAAAAGGAUGGGAUGAUUUGAAACUCAGACCUUAAAAUUUUGUUGUAGGCCCCUUUUUUGGAAUUCUAAAUUUCAGUUUAGUCUUUAUAGCACAUACCUCAAGAUCAUGGAUGACGUUCUGAAGUUCUUAACAGCUUCCAUAUAACCAGUGUUUGUGAACUGAAAUGUAGUUUCAAUUUCUGCCUGGAUUUUUUUGCCAGCUUGAAUUUAAUUCUAAUUCCUUUCAGGGGGGCACAUAUUGACGUUCGCAACAAGAAAGGGAACACACCGCUCUGGCUUGCAGCUAAUGGUGGCCACCUUGAUGUAGUUCAACUGCUUGUGCAGGCAGGAGCUGAUGUGGAUGGUGCAGAUAACAGAAAAAUUACUCCCCUUAUGUCUGCAUUUCGUAAAGUAAGUUCAUUGAUGUUUCACAAAAUUUAAAUCUGAAAAAGUCAACUUGAUGGUUUUUCCUAUCUUUUAUCUUAGAAUGAAUGAAAUUUCCUCUUUUUCUGUUUUCCUGUUGCUGUUUGCCUUAUGACGACCUUCCCCGACCUAGUGCCCGCUGUGUGUUUCUGACAGCUGCCCCCAGCCAUUAUGACUGAUGGAGGGCAGUGGUUCAAAACAUUUGGAGGGCACCAGGUUGAGAAAGCUUGCAUUAGGAAUUGAUGUGAACUGUAAAGUUUGUACUUUACAUUUGAAGAAGCAAUUUCGCCUGCCUAAAACAAUGUUUAUGUCCGCUGAUUCCCAGGAUAUAAUUGCUACCUAGUUGUACUUACUCACUUCCUCCAUAGUAAUUGUGGAACUGCCUCAAAUGGUCAUGAUCCUGACACUCAGAGCAGGACAUACCCUCAACAUGUUUUGGUCUUCAGGUGGGGAAUGGUCAUGGUCAGACCACUUCCUGGUAAAGUUUGUUAUUGUAACUGCUAUUCAUGCCUGCAAGAGUGGAGGACCAGUUCAGAUUGUCCGUUCUGAGGCUGAUGGACUCUAAUGGCUCUGGAGGAUUUCCCAGUGGAAAAAGUAGGUGAUUUUGUUGCGGUUCUUGUUUUGCUGUGGAGCAGUGAGACAAGAAGGGCUGCUGACAUGAUCAUUCCCAAACCUGCUCUUCAGUGCUGUGGAGAUCACAUUGCUUGCUCAUAUUCCCAAGAGCUGCAGUUGAUGAGAUGGAAAGUGAUGAAAUCUUGCUUUCAAACUGGCUAAACACUCGUUAGGAGACAUAAUCCUAUUGUACUGCAUCCAUUGCUCCCUCAAGGAGUCAGCUAGCAGGUCCAGAGACUUGUUACCCUGGAUUCGAGUGCAGAUCCAUGAAAUCAUAUCUGCAAGUAGUUUGCAGUACCCUUUAAAGACAAAGUCUUCAUCUUGACUUGGAUGCCACUGUCCAAUCACGAUGUCCAGUGCUACACCUGGAUCAUUUUCAGUUGAUGUUGCCUGAUGAUGUAGCCAGGAUACUUACAGCAAUGCCUUUGACCACAUGCACUCUAGACUGUGGCUGGUCAAAGCUAGCUAGAAUUUGGGGUGACUACAUGGGUCCAGGAUGUUAUGAAUGCAUCACUGCAUGAUGGGGUGGUCCCAGCUGCUCUUAAAGAGGGGGGUAGUGCAAUUACUCCUUUAAAAACCUAUCCUGGACCCACUACUGGUCAGCCAUCAAUGUCCCUUUUGCAGGGAAGGUGGUGGAGCAACAUCCAAGUGUUCCUGGAUGUCACUGAUUAUCUGAAUCCACUUCAGUCUGGUUUUAGGCCUGAUUAGGGGCUGAAUCAGCCCUGGUGGAUGACCUUUAUUGAGAGGGACAGGCAGAUUGUGAUCCUGUUACUCUUAGUUUCCCAGAGGCUUUUCAUACUGUUGAUCCUGGUAUCCUCCUAGAUCAGCUGUGUGGCCUGGUUAUUUGAGAUACUGGGCUGGAUUCAGCUAAUGGUCCUGCUACUGGAAGCCUAUUCAAGGACUUCCACUAGGGCAAAGGGGCUGUCCUGCCUCCUGCUCUCCGCCCCCCGCCCCCAUGACUCAGGUGGAAGUCAGGAGAACCCCCACGGAAAAAAACCCCACCCAACAACCACGUAGGAGGAGAAGAGAGAUUGUUCUGUUGAGGAAGGUGAAAUGCUUGCACUGACAGAACAUUUGUAACAGUGCAACAUCAAAUUCCUCCUUUACAAAGGUUCCAUUUCUAGCUGUGUGGUAAAGUUCUGAGAGUAACAUUGGGGCACUGCUCUUCAAUCUUCUGGCAGUUGUGCUGUGGGGCUCCACGGGGGUACCGUUUUGUCCUCAACUAUUUAACAUCUAAAUAUGGAAGAUGCCAUUAGGAGUUUUGGAGUAUGGUGCUAGCACUACACUGCUUUUUUCCUCUAUAACAUCUGAAUCGGGAGAGGCUGUUAAAGCCCUGGACCAUUGCUUUUAAUGCAGUGGUGGUCUGGAUGAGGGCAAAUAAACAGCAUUUGAAUUCUGGAAAGACAGAGGCAUUAUAGGUAGGUGGUUUCAGUGUCCAGAGGAUAGGACAGUUGCCUUUUUUAGACAGGGUUUCACUUCCUCUAAAGGAGGAAGUACGUAGCUUGGGGAUUACUCCCGGGUAAAUCGUUAUCAUUCCAGACCCAAGUGACCUCUGUAGCUGGCAUGCCUUUUACCAGCUUUGUUGGGUAUGUCUGCUACCACUAUAUCUGGAUCAGAAUAAUUUUGGCCACUGUAGUACAUGCAUUGUUAAUCUUGGCAUUUGAUUGAUUGCUUCCAGCCCUUGGUCUGGAAGCUCCAAUUAGAUGGGGGGUAGAUGACUGGCAGCAUGUGACCUCUGAUAGAUAUCAUAUCAUAUAUCAUAUAUGUGCACUGGCUGCCUGUAUGCUCCCUGACCAAGUUCAAGGUUAAACAAAGCCCUGAACAGCUUGGGUCCAGGAUACCUUGAGGUAUCCUGAUCCUUGAGCCUGAUCACUGAAAUCAUCUAGAGGAGUGCUGUUGGUUGUUCUCCAUGUUCAGAAGCCCAGCUGGCCUCAAUCAUAAGUCUGGUAUUAAUGUUGCUGGUUCUGUGCUGGAAACACUUGCUUUUGAUUUUCUGUUGAAGACCUUGUUAUGCUGGCAGGCCUAUGCAGUUGUUUAAAGUUUUAAUGAUUGUUUUGUACUGUUUCUAAUGGUGUUUUAUGUUUUAGUGUAUACAUAUUGGUGUGUACCAUUCUGAUAGGAGAUGAUAAAUGAAUAAAACCUUGGUGCUGCUCUUUUUUUUUUUCAGGGUCACGUAAGAGUAGUGCAGUUUUUGGUAAAAGAAGUUAACCAGUUUCCUUCAGACAUUGAAUGCAUGAGGUACAUAGCAACAAUAACUGACAAGGUGAGUGCCAGAAAGGCUCCCAAUGUGUUCUUAAAUGAUGUGGUGCACCACCUGCAACUUAACAAUGAUUAAAAUCAACAGUGGCGGUUUUUCCCCAGCAGUAGCUCCCAUAUUUAUUUUUAAUAAUGCAUAGAUAAAUUCAACAGAUAUUGAUGCUACUGAGCAUGAAGCCAAAUCUAAUAAAUAUUGAUAGUCUUCUUGAAAACCAAACAUAUACAGAGAUUGAACAUAGCCUACCUUGGUUAUUUUAGAGGAAAGGUGAACUAUAAAAAAUGGAAACAAUUAUGUCUUGGUUCUGUGAUAUGUUUAUGAAACUGAGUGUUAGACCACUUGGAUCUAUUAACUUGCAAGCAAUGUUGCUAUCUGACAAUGAACAGCUAGGUGUCCCCACCCCGAAUUCUUGAGUGAGGGCAUUUUCUCCGUUGUAGGUGUGGUGUGUUGGUGGGGAGGGGACGGUCUCUAUUCACCACUUAAAACAAACAGACAAAAAAAACAGAUUGCAAGACUUUUAUAAUUGAAGAUCGCAGCUCCCAAAUAAUUUAGGGGAAAAGUCUGAAAGAAAAAAAGUUCACAAAAUGAGGUCAGACUAAAGGGAGGAUUUUCAGCACUUGUUACAUCACUCUCACAAGAUCCAGUAGGUGCCCUCUCACAAGAUCCUGUAUAGUGGAACCACAUUAUACUAUACAAGUAUAUUAGCAAUGCAUGUUUCAUAUGUAGGUAGAACAGCAUUGUUCAUGUACCAAAUAUUGAAAGUGCUUAUUUUUAAAAACUUUAUUCAAAUAGAGAUUAUAUCCAAAAAGCACAUCCUUGAUGGAAAUUGCGUGGACUGUGCACAACAAAUUGGAAAUAAAUGUAUGUAGGUUGGACAAAAAUGAGGUUCAGAGAGAGGGGGUGAGGCUGUUGAAAACUGGUGUAUUUUCACAGGCCUGCAUUGGAAAUGUACAAGGGAGGCAUUGCAUCUAUUAUCCAACACGCCUGCCUUCCACCAGUACCCAAUAGCUGAAUUUCAACAAGCACUGGAUUUUUUAACAAAAAUAUUGUGUUCAGUUUUACCGCAUAUGUCUUAACUACCAUUAUAUAGAGAUAUAUACGCAGCUGCUAUUGUGAAGGGCUGUACUUCACAAUAUGUUAGACUUUGUGAAUUGACAUGGCUGAAUGCUUUUGCCACUGGAAAAAAGACCUUCCAAAAUGUUAGCAAGAAGGCUAGGAGUGAAUGCUUCUCUAAGAUGCUAGAUUUCCCCUAGUAGGAAUAUGUAUGGGGAAACAUUCGGUAGGAGGGAAUAAAUCUUGUCUGAAGUAGUAAAGACUUUUCUGGUCUGUACCAUAUCCAACAUCUGCAAAUCUGGAUUUGCCUAAGGAAAUUGAUCACCUUUACUUCCAUUAGUAGUUAUGGUUUUGCACCUAUUAUCAAGGGUAGCAUAAGAAAUGCUUUCUAGAUUUGGAAUGCCAUGCUAUAGUUGUAUUCUAAAAGUAGGCAGGUGGACACCUGGCCAGCACAAGGCCUGUCAGUUGAAACAAUAAACUCUUAUAGUAUUAAACUUGCAGCUUCAGUAUAAAUUCUGCUCUUUUUGCAUUGAAAGAUCAGUUAGCACAUGUAUGGCAAACAAAUUGAUAAUUGCUUUAAAAGCUGUAUUUUCAGAAAACUGUAGAUCAGCCUAACAGUAAUCAAAAAUCACUAGUUUUAAUUCAUUACCUACAGACAUAUUCUCUGGUACUCCAUUUGUAUAUGCCAGUGAAGUAGUUCUUAGACACCAAGAACUUGGUGAACUUGCUGAACCUAUCUUUCCUUUUCACAAACUUUCUACUGUAUAGGAUUUGCUGAAGAAAUGUCACCAGUGUGUUGAAACAAUUGUGAAGGCAAAGGACCAGCAAGCAGCUGAAGCAAAUAAGAAUGCAAGCAUCCUGCUAAAAGAGCUAGAUUUGGAAAAGGUAAGAUGAUAGAGUACUUCCCCUUGCUUAAAUACUGUUACAUAAAUCAAGUGAAAUCCUCUCUCAGACUUAUGCAUGCACCUGUGUGGGAUAAAUGCAGCAGAGGAUUAAUCUGAGUCUGCUGUGGAUUUUAAUUUUCUGGAGUAAGCCACCAUCACUCCUUCAAGGCUAGCAAGACUUCUAAAUCAAAUGGGUAUAAAUCUAACAGUUGAAAAUCCUAACCAUCCCCAUGAGCCACAUUCUGGAUUAGAUUUGGCCUUCUUCCUACAUCUUCCUGUGUAACGUAGCAAGCUAGUAGUUACUAAAGCAGUAUCUUGCGGUUGGGGGGGAUUCCAAAGUAAAGCUUACUUUAGUUAUGGAUAGUAAUAACACAAAGUGGUCCACUACACUAUGGUCUACUUUGGACACCCUUUCUCAGCCUCAUACAUUUAUAAAGCUUGAAACAAGUGUCAAGAGUCCCAGCACUCCUGCUUCACCUUGUGUGCUUGAUCACCACUUUUUUUAGCUUUUAGUAAGCAUAUGCUUCCUUCGGGGGACUCUUGAGUUCAUGUUAAUUAGUCAGGAUCGUAUUCAUGUUUUAUGAAGCCUAGACUUAAACAUACAUUAAACUAAAUGUAGUCCACUAAAAACAGGUAUAAAAAAUUGGUCUACAAUUGCAAUACAGUGGUACCUCGGGUUAAGUAUUUAAUUCGUUUCGGAGGUCCGUACUUAACCUGAAACUGUUCUUAACCUGAAGCACCACUUUAGCUAAUGGGGCCUCCUGCUGCCGCCGGAGCAUGAUUUCUGUUCUCAUCCUGAAGCAAAGUUCUUAACCUGAAGCACUAUUUCUAGGUUAGCGGAGUCUGUAACCUGAAGCAUAUGUAACCCGAGGUACCACUGUAUAAAAGAGCAGGACCACUGCAGAUUGAUUUAUAUUCAGUAUUUGAAGGUGGCUUUCAGGGUUUCCACUCUUAAGGACAAUCUAGGCAUAUCUGUAGACAAAUCUAAUACAAAACACAUUUGUAGCACAGUUGACCUAAGCAACAGUGCGCUUUCCCACACAGGAUGAGAUCUGUGGGAGCCAAGCCAGAUAGGAAAAAGCACUUCUGUUUACUUUCAUUUUUUUACUUUUUCGUUUUACUUUUUAAUUUUACUUUCAUGUUUAGGGAAGUUUUUAAUGUUUGAUGAGGUAUUGUUUUUAAUAUUCAGUUGGAAGCCGCCCAGAGUGGCUUGGGAAACCCAGCCUAUUAUUAUUAUUAUUAUUAUUUUAUUUUAUUUUAUUUUAUUUGUGUGGGGGAUCAUUCAUUAUGGAGGUUUCUUGAGCCAAAAAGAAGACACUGGAGAAUUUAGAAUUCUUUAUAUAAUGCAUUUGCUGUAGUUAUCAAUGUAGAUAUGUUUAUAUUCUAUAUUGGUGUGUAAUCAGGUAUAUUGUAAAUUAUUUUUCCACAGUCCAGAGAAGAGAGUAGAAAGCAGGCUCUUGCAGCAAAAAGAGAGAAGAGGAAGGAGAAGAGAAAGAAGAAGAAAGAAGAGCAAAAACGAAAACAGGAAGAAGAUGAGGAGCACAAACCUAAGGAAACACUAGAGCUGCAAGAAGAUGAAGAUGAAGAUGAGAAUGAUGAUGAUGGUGAGGAAUUCAUCACUCCUUCAACUUAGCUUUCUAAACUUGUAUUUUUUGGAUUUAAAACUCUUCUAAAGCACAGAGUGAAAGUAAUUUUUACAUGUGUUUUGGUAAUAAUUGGUCACUUCAUUUGAGUAAGGAAAUCCAAGUCAUGUGUGAGGGACUCUGUUAGCAGUGUACAUCGUACACAAACAAUUGCUUUUCCUUUCUAAUUUAUAUAACUAGUAGAGUUGUAUUUAGAAUGACUCUGUAGCGAAGAAAAGGCUUAGUCCAGAAAAUACAUUUUGAAAAAGAUGGGUUUUAAAACCCAUUUAAAAAUGCAUAGUUUCUGUGCUUCUGUGUGUAGGAGUGUAACAGGCUGGGAGCUGCCACAGAAAAGGCCCCGUUUCUCAUGCCUGGCAACCAAAUUGACAUCAUAGGAAGGUACACAAACAGGGCCUCUGAGACUUAUCUCAGUGCCCAGGCAAGUUUGUAUGAUUGCUUCAUACAAUUAUCCUUCAGAUAAUUCUGUCUCAAACCAUAUAGGGCCUUCAAGGUUAAUACAAGCACUUUGAAUUGCAUCCAGAAACGCACCUAUAACCAGUGCAUUUGGUACAGAAUUGGUGUCAUGUCCUCCAGUUCCCUUGCCCCUACCAACAUCCUAGCAGUGGAAACCUGCACCAGUUGGAGUUUCCAGACCAUCUUCAAAGGCAGCCACACAAAGAAUCCAUUAUGGUAAUGUCUUGGAUGUAAUAUGUGCGUGGAUUACUGAGGCAAGGUCUGGUCUCUCUAGAUAGGGCCAUAGCUGCUGUAUCAGCCUAAACUGGUAAAAGGUAUUCCUAGCCUAAUCCCAGGAUGCAAGCCAGAGUGCUUCCCCAUUCAGGACUGUUAAAUCAUUCCAUCCAUGGAGAGCACCUCCGUCUUGUCUGGAUUAAGCCUCAGCAUGUUCACCCUCAUGUAUGCCAGAAUCGUUUUCAGACACCUGUUCAGAUGUUCCACAGCUUCAGGAAGAUGCAGGCAAUGCUAUUUUUCUAGAAAAAGAGGUGCCCUAACUCACCGUGAAAGCUUCCAUUGUUCUCUUAUAAUGGCACCGAGUUCCAGCUGGGGGAAAAACAAACCUGGUUGUAGGUUAGAACUAGGUGUUGUCUGUAUAUUGGUGACACCAAAGUCCAACUCUCCAUGUUAAACAGCGUGUGGACAGAAUAAUACCUUGAAGCACCCCACAGAUCAAGGGUGAGAACUUGAAGGCCCCCAGCACCACCUUGGACUGAUCCUUUAGGACGCUCUGGAGCCAACAUACUACAGUGCCUCCCAUGCCCAACCUAACAAGACAGCCCCAAAGGAUAAUCUUUAUCUUUCCUCUUCUGCCACAACCCAGUCAAACUGUAGAUUUAAACUCUGCUUUGGGAAAGGAUCUGUGUGUCUUACAUAAUGGAUACUGUAGGCACUGUGUCUAUUACCCUUGGCCAUCCAACAAUCACCUGCUCUCUCAAGUAUCCCUUCCUGUUUCUUCUUCACACCCGGGUUCUUCCCCCCCCCCAUAAUUCUGAUGACGGGAACUGACUUGAGCACCACUUAUUCCUAUGGCACUGGGUAACGUAAGUCCUGGUUACAGCCCCUUCUGAAUGGCUCAUCUCAUCUCUACCCUAACCAUGUGGGAAGAAGUUCUGCAGCAACUCUGGGGUAAUGCAAAAAUGGGACUCAAGCUGUACUGACACUUUUUUUACUCCCUUGUUAGUAACUCAGCCAAAGCCGCCUCUUCCCUAAAGCUUUUGAAAUCACCUUCGAAUCUCAUCCCUCUGAAAUGAAGCUUUGCAUGUUAAUAGUGUCCAAUUUCAGACCAUCUGAGUUCUUGCUACCCUGUAAAGUACCUUAUACAUUGAUGCUAUAUAGUUCUAUAUGAUAACAUACAAAAGAAAAUCAACAAAUAGUUCCUAGAAUAGCAGGUUUCAAAAGAAGUGCUUUUUUAAUUCAUCCGUUGUGAUUUAAACAGCUAGUAAAGCAUUUAAAAAAUAGAUUUAAAACCAGAAUCCUAAAAGUCUGGUCUAACCUGCAGAAAAACUCUGCCUUUGAUGUCAUGGUACAAGUCACUACCAUUCUGAUACAGUUUUUUUUGGGGGGGCCCCCACUGUUCCCAUCAUUAAGUUUUAUUUUUUUUAAAUCUGUUUUGUUUCAGUUGAUCAAGAAGUUCCUUUAGAGCCUCCAAGUGCAACCACUACAACUACUAUUGGAAUAUCUGCAACAUCAACUACUUUCACAAAUGCUUUUGGAAAGAAGAGGGCCAAUGUGGUAACAACUCCCAGCACAAAUAGAAAGAAUAAGAAGAAUAAAACAAAAGACACUCCUCAAAAUGUGCAGAUAAUUUUGCCAGACCAGCAUAUAACUCUAGCACAGCAAAAAGCAGAUAAAAAUAAAAUCAACGGAGAGCCAAGAGGCGGUAGUGCUGGUGGGAAUAGUGAUUCUGACAACUUAGACAGCACAGAUUGCAAUAGUGAGAGCAGCAGCGGUGGUAAAAGCCAGGAACUAAACUUCACUAUGGACACACACUCUUCAGGCGAGAGACGAUAUGCCUCAGUACUGCUCCCUUCUCAGGAAGACAAGACUAACACCUCAGUUUCCAAAGUGCAAACCAGGUGAGUCACAAGUUACAUCUCCAUUACUGAAGCUUUUAAUGAGUCUUUUUCAUGCUAGCUUGAUGCUGAAAUGUUUCUGAAUGCACAUGUUUUGGACCUUGGGCUUCAAGGUUGGGGGAUUAGAGGCUUUAAAUUACCUUAUAGAUCCCCAAAUUAGAUGUUACUAAGGAGAUGAGCUCUCCUUGGUAACCUCUAAUUCAUCCCUCCUGAUAAAAAGCAAAGCAAAGCAAUUAAAAGCAACAGCUGCACGUUAAUCCUCAAGGACAACAGUAACAGCAAAUGAGUUUUGCCAGAAUGUAACUUUGAAGACAGGGUUGGGCAGCAGGUUCUCUGACCUCAUGGUGAAGGUGGGUGUAACAGAUGCUGCUUGCUCUGCACAUGAGCACCUGUUCUCCUCUUAGCAGUUGUCAUCCUCCUGCAUCAAAGGUUUCCUGUUGGUGGGAGCAGUGACCAUUAGCAUGCAAGUGUGUUGCUUAGCCAAGGCUAAUGGUUCCCAAUUCCCCAUAAUCUAGAGCAGGGGUGGCUAACAUGAUGCACAGGCCAUUUCCCCCCGCUGCACCCACCUGUCCCAUCCAUACCUGACAUGACUGCAAAGGAACUAUUGGGAAUAUUAGGGUGCACUUUAUACAGUGGUACCUCAGGUUACAUACACUUCAGGUUACAUAUGCUUCAGGUUACAGACUCCGUUAAUCCAGAAAUAGUGCUUCAGGUUAAGAACUUUGCUUCAGGAUGAGAACAGAAAUUGUGUUCCGGUGGCGUGGCAGCAGGAGGCCCCAUUAGCUAAAGUGGUGCUUCAGGUUAAGAACAGUUUCAGGUUAAGAACGGACCCCCGGAACGAAUUAAGUACUUAACCCGAGGUACCACUGUAUUGUCCCUGUGCAAGCAAGGCUUGCAUUCGGAACCUUCUAAAAUUUAGCACGGAAUGCAAGGCCCACCGGAAUUUACUGCUUGAUAAGGAACAGUGGGAAGCUCCCUUUAAUGCUCCUGGUGAUUCCUUUGCAGUUGUGGGUUUGCCUGCCCCCACAGUUGAUGUCGUGUGUGGGCAAGUGGGUGUGGUUAGACAGAAACAGCCCUGUGGGCCUAAUUAAGUCCCUUUAAAAGUUUCCCAUGCUUGUUUUAGAGAGAUCCUGUGAAUACAUGUUGGCUACAGGCCUACGCUUCAUGAUUAGCUAGUUCCGUAUUCUUUAAAAGAUUCAUACCUUACAUUUCUUAUAAAUAGUACAAGGUACCUAAGAACAUCACUAUUAAAAUAACAAAACAUCAAGUUUUUACAAGAUCUAAGCAGAGUGGCUGGGGAAACCCAGCCAGAUGGGCGGGGUAUAAAUUGUUGUUGUUGUUGUUGUUAUAUAGCAUAAAAAGAUAAAACAAAUCUUUAAAAGCAACAACAGAAGAUGAAACAAUUACAACUGACAUAUCUAAGUAGCUCAAAAUCAGCCAGCUACUAAAACCAGAUGUUAUAGUCCAAAGUCAAGUCUUCUUUUUUAAACAAAAAUAUUUGGCAUUCACUAUAGUUUCAAGUGGCAGGAGCAUGACAAACUUGUUGAGCACCAGGGCCUUGGUACAGCUAUGAAGAAGGUCCUUUUCAUGGUCACAGCCAGAUGGAUUUCAGUUAUAGUUGCAAUAUAUACCAGUUUUGUUCUGCCCAGCACACACAGGUUCUGCCUCUACACUAUUCAAACCUUCUAGAACUAAACCUAGAUACUUCUGGUGUAAAAGAUCUGCUCUUUGACUAUAGUGCUUGUGGCCUAUGGGGUGAAUUCCACAUUUUUCUGUUCAGUUAUCUUUUCAGCCACCAUUUUAUCAUUAGGGAGAAUUUCUUCUUUGUCUUUCAUCCAAGUGACAUCUUCAGAAUUUUCUAAUUGGGUCUCUUCACAUACCAUGUAACAUGAACUGGCCCAAUACCAAGUACCAGGUGGUUUUUGAGUACAUUCUAGUCACAACCUUUGAAUGGUGCUCCAUAUGUAUUGUUCUACCUGGCCCCAGUUGUCAACUUAAGCUGAGUGGACACUUCAGAUGUGGGCUAUCCUUAUCCUUGUUCAUAUGAAGAUACCUGCAUCCAGUAUCUCAAUAACUAGCUUACCAAUCUCCUAUGUUUGUGCCCCCACAAAAAAAACACAAAGCUGAGGUUGCUUACCUGAAAUUGAUGUUUCCUACAUAGCUAUCUGUGCAUCCACACAGUUGGUCUUCCUUGUUGCAGGUAGCUAUAUAACUAUGAUACUUAAGUGCCAAGCAGGAAGUUGUGGUACAUUUACACUACACUUGGGCAGAUCGUUCGUGCCAAAAGUUAGUUUUAAAUUCAAAAAGUUCUGAACAAUGCUGUGCACAAGUUCAUAACCUUUAAGCGUAUUUGCAUAAUUACCACUCAUAAGAACACUAGAGUCAGGUAAGCAGGCUGUUCAACAGUCCCCCAUCCCCUUUGCACAUAAUUAAUGCAACUGUUGCCACAAAAUAAUUUACGCUGCCAUUAAGUGUUAUCAAAAGUUAUUAAUCUUUUAUCAAAAUAAGUGCCCCCCUACAUAAUCAUUAGCGCUCAUCUGUUGAUAGAGCUUCCUGUAUUAGGACCAAAUGUUCCAUAUUCUGUGCUCACCUGAACUCAUCUGGAAAUAGGAUUAUGCUGCCUGAGCACUUGGAGGACUCUAUUGAUAACAAUUUGUAUCAUUGACUUACAUGGAAUUCAGUAAUUGGAAUUGAGAUUUGGAUCGUUUGGUGGCAGGCAAUCUAUAAUCAAACUUAUCUUUGUUUUUAGACUUGAAGGUGAAGCUAAUCCAAACUCCUUAACAACAAGUUAUAAAUCUGUGUCCUUGCCUCUGACGUCUCCGAACAUAAAGUUGAAUCUGACUAGUCCAAAAAGAGGGCAAAAAAGAGAAGAAGGCUGGAAAGAAGUAGUGAGAAGGUAAGUUGUUUUCAUGCAGUUUCAUGAAUGGCAUCUGACCAGUUUGAGCAUGAUUGGUAAUUUGGUCAGUUUUGAAUUGGGGGUGAAGGUAUGACAGUAUACAAAUGGUAGUGGAUACACGUGUCAGAUUUUUUAAAAAAGCACUUGGCAUUUGCUAACUUUAACAUACAUUAUAAGUCUUAAAUGCUGUGGACUUGAGGAGCAAACAUUAGGGUCACAUGCUCUCUCCUAUCACACAAACUUAAGUAGCAUCACAUAAGCAGCGCCUACUCAUGGAUCCUAGUUCACAGUGAAGGUUCUGCACGUGGAGGUGGGGAGUUGAGCCUAAGGUUUGUGUAUGCACCCCAUUAUGUAAAGCUGAGAUGCUGGGUGUCUGGGAAGCAGACUGUCAAUUCUCUUGUAAGAGCCCUGUUGUUGUUGUUGUUAAGUUAGUAAGGCUCGAGGAUGCAGACAAGGUGCUUGGAUUAGUCAGGGCGACCACUUAUGCUCUGGACCCUUGUGGCUGAUAAAAAACUAGCAGUGAGGAGACAGCUGGCUGGGCCAGUCAGGUGAUUCAUGCCUUCUUACGAGAGGGGUUGGUCCCUGCCUGCUUGAAGGAGACAGUGGUAAAACUACUCCCGUUCUUGGGCAAGGUUCUAGAGUGGAUGUUCAUGCACCAGAUUCAAGCGCUCUUGGUGGAAACUGAAUUUCUAGAUCCAUUUCAAUUGGGGGGUUUUUGGGUUUUUUGCCUGGUUUUGGCUCAGAAACUGUUCUGGUCACUCUGUAUGUUGACCUUUGCUGGGAGAGAGACAGAAGAAAUAUGUCCUUGUUUAUUCUUCUUAACCUCUUAGCAACUUUCAAUGCCAUCAAUUUCUGGAGCAGUUGUCUGCGUUGAGGGUAGAUGGCACCACUUUGCAGUGGUUCCAGUCCUACUUGGAUGGUGGUUCUCAGAGGGUGAUGCUUGGGGAGUGCUCUGCAGCCUCGUGGAACCGUCAAUGUGGAGUUCCUCAGGGCUCGAUUUUAUCCCCUCUGCUGUUUACAUGAAACCGCUGAGUGGGGUCAUUUGGAGUUUUGGAGUACGUUGUCAGCAAUAUGCUGAUGACACAGCUCUGCUUCACCUUAACUUCUGCAGGUGAGGCAGUGGGUGUGCUGGACCAUUUUCUUGCCUCAGUAAUGGACCAGAUGAGAGCCAACAAGUUGAAGCUCAGUCCAGAUAAGACUAAGGCACUGGUCUGGAUGGAUGGGAGGUUGCCUGCUCUUGAUGGGGUUAUACUGCCUCUGAAGGAGCAGGUAAGCAGCUUGGGGUGCUCCUGGAUCCUUUGCUGUCGCUUGAGCCUCAGGUGGCCUCAGUGGUGCUGAUUGCCUUCCAUCCGCUUUGACUGGUGGCCCAGCUGUGCCCCUGUCUGGACAGGGAUAGCCUAACUUCUGUGUCUGUGCUCUGGAAACCUCUAGGUUGGAAUACUGAAAUGCAUCAUACAUAGGGCUGCCUCUGAAGACAGUUCAGAAACUUCAGCUGGUGCAGAAUUUGGCAGCCAGGUUGCUUACAGGUGCAAGACAGUGUGAGCAUAUACUGAUCCUGGCCGGACUACAGUGGCUGCCAAUUAGCUUCCAGACCCAGUUCAGAGUGCUGGUUUUGACCUAUAAAGUCUUAAACAGCUCAGGACUGCAAUACCUCAAGGACAAACUCACCUCAUAUAAACCAACCCGGAGCCUGCAAUCAUCAUCUGAGCCCUUCUUUGUGUGCCUCCUCCAUGAGAAGUCUAGAGGGUGGCAACACAAGAAUGGGCCUUUUCCGCAGUGGCUCCCCAUUUGUAGAAGGCUCUCCCCAGAGAGGUCCAUCUGGCACCUUCAUUAUAUAUCUUUAGGCACCAGGCAAAAACAUUCCUCUUCAACCAGGCCGUUGGCUGAUUGAUAUUCUACACAUAGCUGUCAAUGUUUCCCUUUUAAAAAAAAGGGAAAUUCCCUUAUUCCGAAUAGGGUUCCUCGCAAGAAAAGGAAAAAGUUGAUAGCUAUGAUUCUACAGUUUUUUAAAUGUGUUUGUGAGAGGAGAGGUUUUUGUUUUAACUACUUAUUUUGUUCUUUUAUCUUGUGAACUGCUUUGAGAUGAAGGGCAGUAUAUAAAUUUAAUAAAUUAUUAUUAUUAAUUAAAUUUCUGUACUACCCUUCAACCGAGGAGCACAGGCCUAUUUACAUUAUAAAAAGUACACUUAAUAGAUGCAAACAACUUUGACAUUUUAAAUCUGAGCCGUUAAUAUGAAACCAUAUACUUUUCCAUAUGUAACAGUUCUGAUGUAACUUUUUUCUUGGCUGCUGAUGCAUUUGUAAACAUAUUAACAAUAGUGAAUCUUGUAGAAAUAUGUAUGCUUCCAAAGCCUUCCCUUUCUUUCAAACUAUUUUAAAAAGAGAUAUUUUGCUAUCCUAAAAGAGCUAUAGAUUCUGCCCUGUCUGGAGCACAGUGAUUCUAAUGAAGUACUUAAUCCUGUUGAAAUGGGGAGGACAAUAAGCCAUUAACUGCUCAACUGAUUUCAAUGGGCCUUAAAUGGACUGCCAUCUAAAUUAUGUACAAUAUCAGGUUCCAUAUGCCUAUCACUCCAGUUUCUUAAGAUUUCCUAGUGUUUUAAAUAAUUGUGAUAUUUUAGUCUUGACUAAUCUAGGGUAUAAUUAGAACAUGUUUUGGAAGUGCCUACAGUAGUUCCAUAUGUGUAGAGCUGAGUAGAUCUGGGACCUGCUAAUAUCUGGCUUGGAGAUCCCUUGGGUUUCCACAGAGAUUGAUAAUAUAUAUGUAACAAAUAAAACAGGGGAAAUGAGAGAAGGUUUUCUUGUCUGGACCUGAGCUUGAAAAUGUAUGACUCGAAACUUUUUUCAUCUCUUGCCUAGAAAACUAAGGAAAAUUGUAUUUUCUAUCCUUGACAGGCAAGUAGGCAGAGUUUUAAAGGACCCUUCCCCUAACAACACUCUGCAGUCAACGCCAAUUGAACAGUUUCAGCUGCAGAGAGGCGGACGCUGCCUUUCAGGAGCAAAAAGGUACUUUGGUGGUAUUCAAAAAUUCUGCAUUGGAAUUGAAGAGGAUUUAUGAAUAGGCUGUAGAUGAGGCUGUGAGCAGAAUCAAUGAGGGUUUGGAACUUCAGGGAGUAUGGAUUACAGGGGUUUAUGUAUCACUGUCGGAACUGAGCUGAAGAGAGGAAGAAAAUAGAAUCCAUGUGAGGAAGUGUUGGGGAAAGGGCUUUUAAACUUCCAAGGCUGCUGGAAUUGUUGGAGGGAAUGUCAUUUUUUAAAAUAACUAAAGGAAAAGAUAGUGACUCAACAAGUACAAGAUAUAUAAUAACAGGGAUUAAAAAAAAAAAACCUUUCCAUGACUUUCAGCACACAUGGAGCUUCUUCAUUAGUGUUUUCAGAGCUGUAGGGUAAAAUAUGUGGUAUAUCUCCAGUUCUAAAGCAUGCAUAGCAGUUAAAAGGCAUAGUAACCAUUCAGUUUGUCAGUAGUACACAUAUUCUCAAGGGGGGCUUUUUAAAAGUUUGGCAGUUAAUGUGUGAAUUACAGUAGCAUUAUCUGAAGAGCUAUUAGCCUAAGUUAAACAAAAAUUCACAUGCCCAGAACACACAUCUAACAAGGCCCAGAAUAUCCGCAAGAAUAUCACUUUAACUAUCCUGAGAUGCUUGGCUAGUUAUCAAAAUGACAUACUAUAAUAUUUGGUUAAAGGUAAAGGACUCCUGGACAGUUAAGUCCAGUCAGAGGCGACUAUGGGGUGCAGUGCUCAUCUCGCUUUUCAGGCCGAGUAUAUUAUAAUACUACCUAAAUCUCUUAAACUUAAAAGCAGGAAGCCCUCAAAACAUUUAUAAUUUUUGUCAUUUAGGUCAAAAAAGCUCUCUGUCCCAGCAUCCGUUGUUUCUCGAAUAAUGGGAAGAGGUGGGUGCAACAUCACAGCAAUCCAGGAUGUCACUGGUGCUCAUAUUGAUGUGGACAAACAAAAAGAUAAAAAUGGAGAGAGAAUGAUCACAAUAAGGUAGAGUGCCUAAAAUCUAAUGUUUAAAGCUCAUGUUUUUCAAAUGGAUUUAAGUUGUACUGAACUGAGCCUUGUGUUCUAAAGAUGAUCCUGCCUUCUCUAUUUCAGGGGUGGAACAGAAUCAACAAGAUAUGCAGUACAACUUAUUAAUGCCCUUAUUCAAGAUCCUGCCAAGGAACUGGAAGAUUUAAUUCCUAAAACUCAUAUAAGAACACCUGCUUCCAGCACCAAGUCAGUCCAUACAAAUUUUUCAUCUGGCGUCAGUACUGCUUCAGCUUCAAACAAAAACUCAUUUCCCCUUGGAGCUCCAUCUCUUGUCACCUCUCAGUCAUCAACGCUGUCUACCUUCCAGUCUGCUAACAAAUUAAGCAAGAAUGUCCCUGCAAACGUGCGCUCUUCUUUUCCAGUCUCUCUUCCCUUAGCUUAUUCCCACCCUCACUUUGCCAUAUUGGCUGCCCAAACUAUGCAACAAAUUCGUCACCCUCGCUUACCGAUGGCCCAAUUUGGAGGAACAUUUUCAACCUCUCCAAACACCUGGGGACCAUUCCCAGUGAGGCCAGUUAACCCAGGCAGCACAAAUAGCUCUCCAAAGCAUAACAGUUCAAGUCGCGUAGUUAACCAGAAUGGCAAUAUUUUGCAGCCUGAAUCCACGGGUUUAGCUCCCACUUGUCCUGGUACUGUCUCUUCAGUAGUUGCAUCCUCUCAGCCACUCUGUGUUACAAGUAACCGGACUCCAUCAUCGGUCAGGAAACAGUUGUUCGCUUGCGUUCCUAAAACAAGUACCAUGACGACAGCGAUCUCAACUGUGACAACUACAUGUAGCACACUGCCUUCAGCUUCUCCUGCACCUGAAAACACUGGGCAUGUUCCCACUACAUUUCUACCCGCUAGUGUUCCACAGGCACAGCAGUCUGCACUUAAAACAGAUGCUGUUUCUUCUGCCCCAGUACCCAAAGAAAAGGCAUCAACACCAGAACAAUCUGUUGGAAACGCAUGUGUGCCAUCAUCGGUUGCUGCUAGCAGCAAUAUCUCAUCUGGCAGCACUUCAGGAGUCAUAGAAACGUGCACAUCUAGCAGUCCUGCACCUCCAAACAACGCGCAAGAUGAAACACUGCCGACCAAUAUGUCUGACUUAAGUCCUCCCAUAUCUAUGCCUUUUUCUUCCAGUUCAGAACCUACUCCAUUAAGCUUAGCUUCACCUAGAUCGGUUGCUACGGAUAAUCAGGACAAUGGUACCUUACCUCAGUUAGCUGUACCAGCACCCCGUGUCUCUCACAGAAUGCAACCUAGAAAUUCAUUUUAUUCAAUGGUACCAAAUGCAAACAUACAUCAGGAACCUCAGUCCAUUUUCGUUACAAAUGCAGUACCUUUGACACCUUCGCAAGGGCCGCCACCCACAGUUCAGCUGUCAUCGCCCAUGAACGUUAUGAACGGUUCUCAGAUGCAUAUUAACCCAGCAAACAAAUCCUUGCCUCCUACAUUUGGCCCAGCAACACUCUUCAAUCACUUUAGCAGUCUUUUUGAUAGCAACCAGGUGCCAGCUAACCAGGGAUGGGGAGACUGCCCACUGUCCACACGAGGAGCAGCAGACCAACCUUACACUGUCCAGUCUACGUUUUUGGGUAACUCUGUGAUGGGGCACAUGGAAAAUGUGCAUCCUGAUAACUCCAAGGCUCCAGGGUUCCGGCCUCCUUCCCAGAGAGUUUCAACUAGUCCUGUAGGUGAGUUGCUAUGUUCUGCAUGGAAAGGGAGAUAAUUCUUCAUGGCCUCUUGAUAGCAAUUGAAAAGCUUCCCCAAACUUUAAAAUUGUUUCUGUGAUCCUGAACCAGAGGAAUACUGAAAACAAGAAUUGUGUUGGGUCUUUGAUUAUUUUUACUCAGUUGAUAUUUUCUUCAUAAUGUGACUUAAUAUAACCAAGAGAUGGGGGAAUUGGUGUGACUCUGUAGAAUGAACGUUGGCACACAAUAUUGGUUCAGGUAACUUCUGUGAAAUGAUGGGGGAAACAGAACAUCCUAAAGAAAAAUUCUGGCCCAAAUAGAUGAUGGGGACUUUUUGUUUAAUCCUUCACAUACCCUCAUACCAGUCCCUCCCCUUUCCUGUGUUUGUCUUCCUCUAAGACAAGAUAAUGUGAUUCAUUGAUAAGUUAGCCUUUUUCUUUACUCCAUAACAAAAUGGAACCAAAAGUUGCAUUUUAGGAAAAUGUUUCUCAGCAUUCCACCUAUUAAAGCUUUGCUCUGCUUUUUUAUUUUUGAACUCUUGUCAGAACCAUAAUGAGAUAAAAAUAAGUUGCAUAAUUAAAUAGGAAAUGGAAGGAUGGCCAUUCCCUCUGUUGCUGAUUGGUGGUGUUGACCAGUUUUAAUUGCAGUCAAUACAAGCCACACUCUUUGAUUAUGUUAUGCUUGCACUAAGGUUUUGCAUUGUGCUUUAUACUUAGCAGAUGAUAAUUCCUCUUCAGUCAGCUCUGAGAUUUCUUACAUUCUCAAACUUGAAUUCCAGUAGGGUUCAGUUAACAAAAAAAAACCCCACUCUGAAUCUUUGCUGAUGCUGUUUACAGAUAUUUAUCUUUGACACAUUGAUGUAAUAACCAAUUGCUGAGCAUAGGCAGCAUUUCUAAGCCUCAGUCCUGAUAGUACUAACCUUUACAGAGACCAUAGUUGGUAAAAUAAGAUUAAGAAGGAUUUUACUCAACUUGCUGCUGUUCAUAGUUUAAAGCAAGUUCUGCAUUGCAUGGGCACUAUAUCCUUGUGACCUGUUUUUGUGAAUUCCAUUGUGAGAAAAUUAUGUGUGUACUAAUGGACAUAAAGGAGACUUGUGGGAUGUUAAUUUAGAAGCCUUUCAACCAUCCACUAUGUGGUGGCAUUUAAAGAACAAGCAAACCAGAAUAGUGACCCUCAGUUAUCCCACAGUCAUUCUGGGGGAUGUAAGAGCUCUUAAAACACACACCACACAGUAGAUGCAACAAACCACAUAGAGAGAGGUAAAGUGGGAAAGCGCCUAUAUUCAGCCAUCUGGGGAGGCGUUCUCGCUAGUUUAGAACCUAAAUAUGCAAGCAAAAUAGCUUAAUCAACCAUGAGAAAAUGGUCUUGAGCAGCAGACUAUCCCAUUAUUGGCUUUUGCUGCAAAAGAGGAGCAAAAUCUUUUCAUUGAGUCUACAGAAGGGAUGGGGAACCUGUUCCAGAUGUACGGUAUUUGAAUUUAUCUCAGCAAAUGUGGCCAGUGGGCAGAGAUUAUGGGAACUGUAGUCCCAACAACAUCAAGUUAACCACUCCUGGUCUGCUUCAUCUAAAAAUGUGGUUUUGAAUUGAAUUCUACGCUGGUUGUGUUUUCUUCCCUGAAGUUUUGAAAAAUGUUUAAUGCCUGCAGUAAGAGUGAUAGUUUAAUGUUGUGAAAUGCUCACAUCAAGCCAGGUUGGUAUUAGUUUGACUCAGUCUGAAAAUAUUUGCACUGCAAAACUAUACAGGUAACUGCCAUUUUGAGAUUACUGUAUAUACUGGGAAUUUGACCAGUUUGGCAAUAACAAAUAAUUUCCCCUAUCUUGGCUUAACUAUUUAUGCCAACUCAACUAUGCACAGAACAUCUAUAAAUGUUCUCCUUAAUUUUAGGUAGGAUUGUGAAAAGCAGUUCAUGCUAGAAGCAAGUAAUAUUUAAAACACAGGAUGUAAUUAAUUAUUAUACGGGCAGGCUAGAAAAAUCCCAAAUGUAACCCAGCCCUAUUUAAUGAUAGAAAUCAAGAUAAAUGAGAAUCUGUUUAUCCUACAAACCUCAUCAGAUUAUGAUGGGAGGGUUUCUGUAAUUCAUAGAAUAACUGGGUAACAAGUAGGGUCUUUGGAGUUAUUUUCUCAGACAUAAUCAUAUUAAUUGUAGACUUACCUUCUCUAGAUCCAUCCAGCAGCUCCUCAAACUCCUCUUCAGCGCCUAUGGCUGGUUUUUCAGCAAACAUUCAAGGAGCACGGGUUUAUCUUCAAGGGCCAGCACCUGUUGGGACCCCCAGCUUUAACAGACAGCAUUUUUCACCACACCCUUGGACAAGUGCUACAAAUUCAUGUAGGAGUUUUGGGGGUCUGUCUAAUUCAACUCUUCAGUCUGUUGGUAUUGACCUUUUUGCUGGCUGUAUGAUUCUAACACAUAAAUUUGUUUUCAGCAUUAAUUAAAGAAAUUGAGGCAAUUUUAAAAGAUGAAAUUACUGAACUGCUUAAAAGGGGCCAAAUUAGACAUAACAUGCAGUCACAUGAAGGUUCCCCUUCCUUUUCAGAGAGUUUGAGUAGAAGAAUAGAUGGAGUGAGGGUUGCUUGACUUUUCCCAUCUGGCUUUCCCUACACACAAAUCUGUCACAAUUACUUUUCUCUCUGUUGGAAGGAAGAUAAAGAUACCCUUCCCAUUUCAUUGUUUACCCACUCAAAUUUGCAGCUCCCUAUGACAACUGCUGGUCUUAAAAACAAUUUAAAGGAAACAUGCAUGCAGUUGCACAUUUGCUUUAGUUUAGACCCAAUACUUUUAAACUGCCUCUAUCUAUCCAUCUAUCUAUCUAUCUAUCUAUCUAUCUGAUCCCAGACAAAUUAAGAAUAUCUGAAUGUAAAUACGUGAUGCUUAAGUCAUGUUAUAGAUUCAGCUAGAGAGUUGGUCUAUAUAGGAUGCUUGCUGAAUGAGAUCAGCUCUUGAUAAUUUUGUUUGUUCAGCAGUGAUUUGGAGGAGGCUGCAAUUAUACACCACAAGGAAGCUGCUGGCUGGCUGCCUUUGGGUUAUUUCUCCCCUUAUCUCUCUCUUUAGUGGCUUAUUUAUCCUAGACAUUGGUGUAUGGAGAUGGGAAAAUCAGUUGAGUGCUUGUUAACAGACCACUACACAGUCCAGUCUGUUUCAUAGAUCAGUCAUGGAGAAAACGUCCCCUAUAGUUAUUUUUAAGCUUAGCAAAUAAACUAGAGAGCCAUUGGCUCCUAUGUCAGUCAGGGACAAAGAACAAUAAACCUGGCAGAUAGCUCUGAAGUAUAAAAGUUUAAAGAGCCUAGAUAACUUAGGCAGGGUGACCCAGCUUUUUGUUGAGGCUGAUGAUUAGAGACAUUUGGGGAAGGGAGGGAGACCCUUUUGGCCGACAAGUCAGAUCUUAAUCUCCUUGCAGUCCAUGGGCCACCUUUGGCAGGUGAGCAAUCCCAGCCACCUGUCAGAAUUGUCCAAUAAGAAGUGGUCUGCUUUGCCAAUGCAUUCCCUGAAGCAUGUUCUCAAACAGCUCCUUGAUGGAUGUACAGUUUUGAAGACAUGAGCUAAUAAUAAACAAUAUCAUGAAGCACCAUGUUAUAACCUAAUUUAAGAUGCAUUAAAAUUCAAAACACAGUUUUCAUCUACUUCAAAAUACUGAUACUAUACAAAAAAAAAAUGUUUUUAGUAUUUAAAUCCCACUGAUUUCAGUAGAAGUGUACUUUUGCUGAAGCAUUGAGAAUUUCAUCUCUAGUGGAAACACCCUAGAGCAGCAGUUAAGGUAACUCAGCAUUUCAUGUGUGAUAAAGCAAGAGAACUGUUUUUUCAUCAGGUGAAUCUCCUAUUCCAUCAGUUUCCUCGGGAUCAUCCUCGCCCCUUUCAGCUGCUUCUGCACCUUCUUCUCUGGGUCAGCCAAAAUCAGGGAGCACAGCACAAGAUCGAAAGGUGCCACCGCCUAUUGGAACAGAAAGACUUGCUAGGAUUCGUCAAGGAGGUUCUGUCACACCUACCCCCUUGGGAACCAACUUUGCAGCUCCUGUUGGACACAGUGGUAUCUGGUCAUUUGGUGUUAACAAUGUUUCAGGUGAGUAUCUCAAAGGAAAUGAUUGUAAGAGUUAAAGAAAACAGUAAUUUGCAAAUACAGGAUAAGGGUUCCCAGCCGUAUUAUAUCAAGCUCUUGAGCUUUUAACUAAAUAAAUCCUAAAGAGUCCAUUGUUUAGACAGAAAUUAUUUAAACAUCUUUAGUACUCUAAACAUGUAUUCCUGCACAUUGUGCUUUUCCUACUUUAUGCAAGAGUGGAAAUCUUCCAUGCAGGAAUUUAAUAAUGCCAGUAGUAGCCCUGAAUAGAAGAGUGUUUCUGAGAAUAGCCAGGAAGGUGGCUAAAGAAGUGGAGCUGCAGGAAAAUAAGUCUAUACAGGGAUACAGAACUGUUGCAUGGCAGAAAGUUCAGAGAAAGGGGAGUGGGAAAAGUGGCUGAUAGUGAGCCUUGUGUGAAAGGAAUGAAGACACAUGAGUAGAGAGAGCUCCAAAGCGAAUCUUCAAGUCAGUGCAAUGCUUCCCAUGGAGUCAGUGUAGGAAACUGGAAAGGGGUGAUCGGUAUGGAGGAGACACAAUGGUUUAGAAGAGGCAUUCAGAGCAAUUGAAGAUAGCAGUUAACAGGAAGGAAGAUCUUUCGAUAAGUAAUUUUCAGUAAAUUGGAUACGGAAGACCAUUGAAAGGGCGUAUAGAGGCUAGAUGAGAACCUGGAGAUACCAAAACGGGAGUGGUGCCAGGGUGUGACAACUUCUAGGAUAUGGGAAGAAAGGGGGGGGAUACGUGCCUUUGAUGUGCAGUGAUCAGACCCCAAAUAAGGGAGGUACUGGCAAAAAGGGAACCCUAUGAUAGCAGCUGGAGUUUUAAUUCCUGAUUUUUUUACUGCAGCAUUUUCUAUUUCAGAAGAGGCAAGUCCUUUUGAAUUUCAAAUAGUAGUUUGUAUCUUGGGGAGUAGGUAUUGCUGCAGUGAAUCAGUAUGUGAAGUUUCAGCUACUACCAAGUAGUUCUGUUGUGCAGAUAUGUCCUGCUAGCACCAUGUUUGGCUUGAGACAUUGGCAGGACAAAGUACAAGAGGAUGUUGGUGAGGAGGGAAAGGGACAACGUACCCUUAAAUGGCAGAGCAAUUGUUUUGCAUGGAGGUAGUCCCAGGUUGAAUCCCUGGAAUCCCCAGUUAGAAGGAUGACACAGAACUAUCUGCUGCUAGUCACAGAUAAUACUUGGGGCUAGAUGGGCAAACAGUUUGUUAUGAUAAAGCAGUUUCUUAUGUUCCUAAACCUCAGGCCACAGGAAUCUCAGGAGGGUGGCAGAUCAACUUUGUUAAAGGACACAGUCAUUAAUCUUGGAGAAUGAGGACUGAGAACUAGUCCUUGGAUUUGCCAUGGAAAGGUCACUGCCCUUGAAGAGCAGUGUGUGUAGAGUUGGGUUGGCUCUUCCUGCAGCAGGAAGGAGCUUUUCUAACUUUUGGGUAAUAUGAGAAAUAAAAUUUGAUUAAUACGAGAGAUUUUUCUGAUCCCUAAACAAGUGCUUCGUUAUCUUUCUAGAAGGCAUGUCAGGUUGGUCUCAGCCUGUCAUGGGAAAUCAUCCAGUUCAUCAGCAGCUGUCGGACCCUGGCACCUUUUCCCAACAUCAGCCGAUGGAGAGAGAUGACUCUGGAAUAGUGGCGCCCUCAAAUAUUUUCCAGCAGCCUAUGCCGAACAGCUUUGUAGAUUUCUCUAAAGUACGCUUUCAAAAGUUUCUCUCUCACACUUGUGCACAGUCAUACUAGGCACAGACCUCCACACAGUUGCUUCAAAUCAAACUAAAUCAUACAGCUGUAGAACAUUCUUAGAAUUUGUAUUCUCAAUGGAAGCUGUUUGUGAACAUUGGGGGCUUCUCAGUUUCCAGUCCUUCCAGAAUAGCAUCACUUCUGUUUGUCCGGGGUGUCUAAUAGGCAAUUUGUGCUAAUUGGGGAUAACAUUCUGCAUUGCUUGCCGUUUUGUGUAUUAAUAUGUAUUGUUGCGUAUCUCUGCUUGUUCCGCUUGCCAACCUUGCCUACCUGCCAAACCCCUUCUCCCCCCACACACACACCUGGCCAUUCCCUCAUUCCUUUACACCUCACUCACCCCUUGCCUGUCUCCUUACAGCUCGCCCCAAGUCCCACCCCCUUUUAAAGGAGGGGAGAGAUGCUUCAAUUUUCUCUGAAGUGUCUUCCUUCUGUUAAACUUUGUGCAGCUGCAUUUAGCAAAGAGAGGGAGGUGCUUCACAGAGCAAUUUGCUUGCACAGCUGCCUACCUGCUGUUCUGUUGUCACACUGGAGUUGGUGUGCCCAGCUAUUGGCAGCCAUGCGAACUGCCAGGUGACAACAGCCUUACAUUUUGAUGUGUAUAGGAAAGAAGAGCCUGUUACACAGUAAUGAGUUACUCUUGAGUAUCAAGGAUUGUAUAUGUACUGUGGAGAGGAAGACUUUCCAAACUACUGGUUUAUGGGUGGAAUUCCAAUCAUUCUGUUGGCACGAGCAUUCCAGCUUGCCUGAUUGAACAGACCUCCCAACACUGUUCUGACCCCCAAUUUUUCCUGACCCCCUCAAGCCAGUUGGGGGGAAGCCCCAUUUCCCAAGCAGAAGUCCUUGUGCAGGGUUUCUGUUGGUGGGGGCUGUUAGGUGAAUCCCACCCUAUUUGUUUAUAAAUUGUCUAGGAACUGUAUAGAGGAUUAAAAGAACCUUGAUAAUUAACAGCCAUGUCAUACUUAUACCAAAAUUAGCACCAAAACCCAAAUAGAAAACCAGCACAAUCAAAUACAGUAUAUAGCAUAUAACUAUAGCAGCCAUUAAAUAUGUUUAGUACAUUAAAGCAUCAACCACAUCGCAGAGACUUAAAGACAGAUCUUAAAGUCUUGUAGAACAGAAAAAUAUUAACAUGGAAUUGAAAAGACGACACAAGACAGGCUUCACUGUCUACUCUGAGCUUUAAUUGAGUGUGUACUGAUGGGCAUUUUGGAGCCCACAGGCACAGUGUUGGUGAUCCCUACCUUACAGUACAGUAGGUAAAUGUGCUGUUAGGCAUGAAGGUCUGUUAGGUCCAAUGUCCCAAUUUACAUAAUAUCUUGUGGGCAGGACCAGAUUUAUUAUGAUAGAAGAGGGAUUUAAUUGGUAAGGAAAGCAGUAUAAACAUUAAUUUGGAUGGGGAAACGUGUGAACUGCCCUGGCUUCUGUUGGCUAGAAUGUUCACAAAUUUCCAACAAUAUGCUGGUAUCAAAUAAAUGAAUCUUAUCUAGUUAGGCAGCUUCUAAAAGAGGCGGAUAGGUGCUAAAAUGUGCUUUUAUAUUAUGUGAUGAAUGUAAAAUAAUAAUAAUGUAGGGUUGACACAGAUACAUUAUUCUAAUGUAGAACAUGAGUUGGUUAGUCUAUGCUCAGGAGCCUCUUAGAGGUGGUGUACAAUUCUGCAGAUAAUCUCUGCGUAACAGUAGCAUUGUACUCAUUAGUUACUACAAAUAAAAUUGCUACUGAUCUGUAAACCUGUUUCUCUGCUACCAUUUUCUGUAAAUUGCCAUGUCUCUCCUUAGGGCCUUCCAAUUUCCAUGUAUGGAGGCACUAUUAUACCGUCUCAUCCUCAGCUAGCUGAUGGACCAGGUGGGCCUCUCUUCAAUGGACUGCAUACUCCAGAUCCAGCAUGGAAUCCCAUGAUAAAGGUUGUCCAAAAUUCAACAGAAUGUACCGAUGCUCAGCAGGUGCAGUAAUUAAUGCUUUUUGUACUAUUAAAUUUUCAAACAUCUGCCUUAAAUAAUAUAAUUGAAUUUUUGUAAGAGUACUAGGAGUGUCUUCAUUCUUCCAUCCUAAUGCUACAUUUUCCUUAAGUGUACUUCAAAAUGGAGUCUUGGUGGGAUAGCUGAUCAUUACAUCUGGGUGUUGGGGCCAAGCUUUAGUCAGCUAGAACUUGGUUUUUUGCACCACUUGAUUCUGUAGGUCUUUGUAUAGUGGUGUUGGAGCCAUACUCUGAAAUUAACUAUUUUGUGAUGUUUCUCCUCCUGUAGAUUUGGCCUGGCACCUGGGCGCCUCACAUUGGAAACAUGCACCUCAAAUACGUCAACUGAUUUAGGAGGGCCUACCUUUUUCUUUCCUUUUCUUUUUUUUAAGCCUUGUUUGGAGAAACAUAUGACCUUGGAAGAACUUGGGAAUUUUUUUAAUGUGCCUAACUAAGCAAUUUUUCUGCGGGCUAUAACAAGAGAAACUUGUUUGCCCAUUGUGUAAGAACAAAAUGAGUUACCUAUUCAACUGAUUCUGUUCUCCAGUUAGUUUAGCCAUUUUGAACUCAAAAUCGGAUGAACCUAGUGCUUUUGGCUAAACACUACUGAAUGCUACUUGUAUGCAGCAGAGAACUAGAUGAGUACAUGAUUUCAACCUUUUAGGGUGAUAAAUACAUGUAUAAUUGUUUACAUACUUAAAAGGAAAAACGUUGAGUAAAUUUCAUGUCGUAUAGUGGCUCUACUUUAUGUAGCCUGUAUUAAUGUGAAAUAUUUACCUGAAUAUUCAAUAAAAAGAUGAACAUUAUAAGUUUUGUGUAAUGAUCUUAAUGAAAUACCAGUUGCAAGAUUGUACCGUUGGAUUGGUACUGUCAGUACUUAAUUUUAAGAUCGUUAAUAGAUUCCCAGCACUUUUAGAAAACUGUUGUACUAUAUACAACACUGUUUCCAGUACUAUUAUCUGUUCUGGUAUUUGAUAAAAAGUCAGAGAAAUCUAGAAUAUGGUUGAAUCACUGGACGGCCAUGGUAGCUGACUCCUCAGCACUGUAGCCAAGGGUAGCUUUAUUCAGCGGACACAGUCUACCAGGUUGUGUUAAAGUAGGCACUCAGAAGUCUAACACACAUGCAAAUAUAUAUUUAUACUUUAAAAUAUUUUUAAUAAAGAUAACAGUAUCACAAGCAGAACAAACCAACCUAAGAACCAUCAGCAGGUGUUAAGAGUACAUAUAGCAACACAUCAAGCUACUUCACUUAAGUAACAGAUUCAUAUUUAAGUACACAUUCCAUACCAACCUAAGGUAUCUACACUCAACAUAUACCUCAGAACUAAAAUUAAAUUAUCUUUAAACAUGGAAAAUUCUUCUCUGAUUUCAACUCUCAAAAAUGGACUUGCAGAGUUACGAGAUGCUAUGCCAAAGCCAUGUUCCUGCCUUGGGAAGUAGGUGACUUUACUGUGCUGGUGCCCUAAGUCAUAUUUCAUAGUGAUGCUCUAAAACUGGCUGCUUUAAUAUGAAACCUCAGCAUCAGUUAAUUAACUUGUCACACAGCUUGUCAUAUUUCUGGAUUUGGAAGAGCUUGCCAUGCAGAAGCAGAAAUACUAAGUUGUGUUUGGCUGGAGUGCACAGAAGAAAGCUAAUUUGUUUCUAACACAACGAGGCUUGCCAGCAGGCCACACACUCAUCUCCUUCACAAUGUGGCCCAGUAGUGAAACUAGUUGCUGACUAGGGAAAAGGCAGCUCAUCACCUAAAUAGUGCAAGGCUGCAGAUGAUACACUGGUGCACUUAGUCUUUUGGUAACCAAUGAUGAGUAUGAUGCAGGACUCUGUGUAUAAUAAUCAAAUUUAUUGUGGGCAGAUACGAUCAGUAAGUUCUCCAAAUGCUCAGGAUGUAGAGAAGAAUUGGGAAUCUGUAAUUCUAUGUAGCAGUUCAAUUGCCAAGCUCACCCAGGGAGUUUAAUACUUGAAAGGGGUUUUGAACUAAGAUCUUCCUGUUCAGUUCCUACCCCCUAGAGCAUCGGUAGGGAACCUUUUUGGCCUGGCAGGCCAUAUCUGUGUAACUUCCCUAUCCCGUGGCCAACUUUAACAGAUGGGCAGAGCCCACCCACCUGCCAAAGUUAACCCACAGGAAAUACACACGCCAAGCAGGAUUGGCUCCCACCCAUCACCUGGCUUCACCCAGCUGGGUGAAGUCGGUUGAUGGACAAGUAGACAUGGUUCAGUGGGGUUUUGUUAAUCUAAAUACUGCAAUAUGUAAAGUGAAUUGAGAGUAGAUUCCCAUUUAUAGAAGUGUGAUCUCAACUGCCAAAUCUGGUCACCUUACGACAUCAAAGUUCCAAGAUACAUCAGUACCUUUUUGCACAUUGUUCCAGCCUGCCUGAACACACAAAAUUCCCAGGUGAAGAAAGAGUCUUACUAAUUUGCAGGGUUUUGAACGUUACAUUCCACAGAUGUAAAUAUUGAGGAAGAGAUGUUUACCUGUCCUUUACAAGUGCAAAACACAUAAAAUAGUGGUUUAGGGUUUUUUAAAUCUCCACUGCACCCAAAUUCCUGGGUUGGAAGCAAGUCUGGCUUCCUUCAUUUCUGAUACACAUGACUAGGAAUGUAGCCUGUACAAACUCAGCUGGAAUGUGUUAUUAGGACAAAGGCUAACCUCUGGUGGCAGCAAGAGCAGCGCAUUUCCUCCCUUUGUGAGAGUUUUGUUAAAGAGUGAUUAAAUGGAGGACAUGGAUGUUUAUAACCAGCCUUAGGAGCAAGAUUUUGACACACACUUCUCAUUUUCAGGGCUGUACCAUGUGCAUUUGUUAGUGUCUGUUUGGUUGCAUCAUUCUGAUAGUCUGUCCAAGUUGUGUUUGUCGAGCAGCUCGUCUAGCACCACCUGGGGGUGGUGGAGGGAAUUCCACUACAAUGCUGUUAGUGAAUCUUUAUGGUAUC
Molecule: messenger RNA, 93732 nt
Organism: Podarcis lilfordi (Lilford's wall lizard)
Lineage: Eukaryota; Metazoa; Chordata; Lepidosauria; Squamata; Lacertidae
Source: the annotation of a GenBank genome assembly